Molecule: messenger RNA, 99449 nt
Organism: Cinara cedri
Lineage: Eukaryota; Metazoa; Arthropoda; Insecta; Hemiptera; Aphididae
Source: the annotation of a GenBank genome assembly
AUGGAAACAGGGUACAAAUCGCCGUUCGUUAAGCCUCUGGUAUUGGCUUUGCUGUUCCUAGUAUCGAGCUGUUAUUGCGCGUUUAAAAAUGGAAGUCUGGCUGACUUACGUUUCACCAAAGACCAUUACAAUGCAACAAUUCCAGAAAACGCGCUUUUCAAAACAUACGUCCGAACGGAAGAAAAAAUGGGUAUUUAUUGUGCGGACGACGACGUCGUCAUCCGCUAUAAGAUAGCAUCCCAACAAAAGAUCAAAUUCUUCAAGGUCGAAGAGAAAAAAGUCGGAAACUUUUGGUUCCUGUUGGUCCGGACGAAGACCGAUUACGACGUCCUGAACCGGGAACGCCAAGACGAAUAUGUGUUGGAAGUGAAGGCGACCGUCACUUCGUCCAUGGAAAAGCCGAAAGACAGCAAAAAAAGAAAUAGUGUUUCGUUAGAGCUCCACGCUACCGUGCGCAUAUCGGUCCUCGACACCAACGACCUAAGCCCCCUGUUCUACCCGGUCGUGUACGAACAGACCAUACCCGAAGACGCGCCGCUGCAUUCCAGCGUGUUAAAAGUGUCGGCCGAAGACGCGGACGUCGGAAUGAACGGCGAAAUUUACUACAGUUUCAAGGAAAAGACCGAUCAGUUCGCCAUGCAUCCUAGAACCGGUGUCGUGACGAUCACUAGACUGUUGAAAUACGAUGAGAGAAGAACGUACGACUUCGUGGUCGAAGCCCGGGACCGCGGCAUCCGAGGGCGGUCCAAGCCAAGCACCGCCAAAGUGAAAUUCAACAUACAGCAAGUAAACAUAUACGAUCCCGAAAUUGACGUACAACAUUUGCCGCACGUGGUCGAGGAGUCCAACUGCGACAUAUACGCCAUUGUCAAGAUCACGGACCGGGAUUCGGGUUUGAACGGCGUCGUGAAAAGUCUGGAAAUAAUGGACGGCGACCCCGACGGCCAUUUCCGGGUCAAAGAAACGGGAAACGUCGGCGAGUACAAUAUCGUCGUGCUCAAAAUGCUGGACCGAGAGACGACGCCGAAAGGUUAUAAUCUAACGCUGAGGGCCUCCGAUUCCGGGACGCCCGAGAGAGACACGUACAAAUCGAUUCCCAUAAUGUUGGACGACGUCAACGACAACGCGCCCGUGUUCGAACGCGAACUGUACGAAGUGAACAUUGCCGAGACCGCGCCGAUCAAUUCGCCCGUUAUCAAACUGAAAGUGAGCGACAAAGACGAAGGUAAAAACGCGCAGGUUUCGUUGGAAAUCGUCGGCGGCAACGAAGGCGGAGAGUUCCGGAUAAACAAGCGGACGGGUAUGCUUUACACCGCCAUGGUGUUAGAUGCCGAACAAAGAUCGUCGUACACGCUCACGGUCAGCGCCAUUGAUCAGGGCAACGCGGGAAGCCGAAAACAAUCGGCCGCCAAAGUGAAGAUUUUCGUAGUCGACGCCAACGAUAACGAUCCGCUGUUCGAGAAAUAUCUAAUGGAAGUGUCUUUGAACGAAAACGAACCGGCCGGCACGUUCGUCGUAAAAAUCAACGCCCGCGAUAAGGACUCUGGUGAAAACGGUUACAUAUCGUACAGCAUCGCCAAUUUGAAACCGGUUCCGUUCGACAUCGAUCAUUUCACAGGCUUCAUAAAAACCACCCAUCUUUUGGACUACGAAACUAUGCGACGGGAAUACGUGCUGCAUAUCAGAGCGUCGGAUUGGGGAUACCCGUACAGACGACAGACCGAAAUGAAGUUGGUGAUCAAACUGAAAGACGUAAACGACAACAGGCCCCAAUUCGAAAAAAUCGACUGUCAAAUACAAAUUCCCAGGUUCACCAACAUCGGCAAAGAAAUCAUGACCAUGUCAGCGGUGGACUUUGACGACGGCAAUUUCAUUAGCUAUCGCGUGGAAUCGGGCAACGAAGACAACUGUUUUUCCAUAGACUCUACGUCCGGCGUACUAUCCGUCACCUGUGACCUUACCGACGUGCGUACGGAAGAACGUAACGUGAAAAUCACCGCCACGGACGGUUCGCAUUAUUCGGAUUUGACGAGCGUGCACGUGACGUUGGUAAACGCUAAGCGUACGCAAGCCACUGACGACGCAAUCAAUAUCGAAUGUCGGGAAACCGGUGUUCUCCGACGAUUGAACGAAGCCAUUGAAACGGCCAAAAGAAACAAUAUCGUCGAAGACGACAAUUUCGCCAUGAUGCCCAGCCGGUACGGCGAGAACAUACACAAACCCGAAUUGAUGAAUUUGCCCGUCGCAGUUCAGGUGAACGAGUCCGUACCGUUGGGAUACACCAUACUGGCCAUCCGCGCCAGGGAUCGAGAUUUAGGAUACAACGGCAAAUUGAUCUACGGGGUUUCGGACGGGGACGACGAUUCACUGUUCAGAAUCGAUCCGGAAACCGGCGAUCUGAACGUAGUCGGAUAUUUGGACCGGGAAACGAGAGACGAAUACGUGUUGAACAUUACCGUGUCGGACCUCGGCCGACCGCAACACACCACGUGGAAAUUAUUGAAAGUGAUCGUUUUGGACGUCAACGACAACGCUCCCAAAGUCGACAAGAGGGUUUCGAGCUUUCGGGUCAGUGAAAACGCUCGCAACGGCACGGUAAUAUUCAAAAUCAACGCCCGAGACCCGGAUCAAGGCGAAAACGGCCGGAUUGUGUACACGUUGAGCACGGACACGACACAGUUCGCGGUCGACAGAACGUCCGGCAAUCUUUUCGUGUCCGGCAAAUUGGACCGGGAACGGCAGGAAGUGUACGAACUGAAAGUCAGCGUUUCGGAUUGCGCUCCCGAACCGUCGACCCUGCGCACGGAAGCCCUGAUACGCAUCGUCGUCGACGACGUCAACGACAACGCGCCCGAAUUUCUCGUUCAGAACUACACGGUCAAGGCUCUGGAAGAUUUACCGGUCGGCAGCGUCGUCGCCAUAGUGACCGCGAUCGAUCCUGAUCUCGGUACGGGUGGCGUGGUGACGUAUUCGUUGGAAUCGGAGUCGUCGGCGGAAACGGACGACAAACUGUUCGAAAUCGACACGGUCUCCGGGACCGUGCGUACCGUGAGCGAAUUGGACUUUGAAACUAGGCAAAUACACACGCUAAUCGUACGGGCCGUCGACGGCGGCAUGCCGUACCUAUCGUCGGACACCUGGUUGACGGUAGAAGUGGUGGACGUCAACGAAAACGUAUUCGCCCCCGAGUUCCCCAAUUUUUACGCGAUGAUGGUUGUCGACGAAAACGAACCGCCCGGGACCCUGUUGGGCACGGUGAUCGCGACGGACGCGGACCCCCCGGGGGACGUGUCCAGAGUCGGAUAUUCGAUCGUUGAUGGCGACGGUCUGGGCUACUUUUCAAUCGACAGCGAAGGUAUUUAUACAAUAUUUCAUUGAUAAAACUGAAUAAAAAAAAUAGAUCGUAAAACAGUUGGACGGUUUUUGCGAACAGACGAUAAACUCAAUCCGAUCAAGUCAAAAACAACUUUUCAGAAGACAAUAAAACCGUUCCUUUUUUUUUUUUUUUAAAUAAAAUUAAAAAAAAACUUCGAUAUUUAUAUUAUAUUUUUAAAAAAAGAAUGCUUUUGAAUCGUUUUUCAAUCAUUUGUAUGCGCAGUGAUUCCGGGACCUUUGUCAAAGACAAAACCCGCGUUUGCUAUGAUAAUUUCAGAUCGCAAUAUCACGUGUUACCGUCGGACGCGACAAUUUCCGUACGGUUCGCGUGCCGAGAAGUGACUUUCGAUCGUCCUUUCCGGAAAACCGUCCGAUCUAUUGUUGAAAUCGGUCGGUGGGACCGGUAGGACAAUUCGCUGCUCUGGCGCGGUGUAAUAUUACAGGCUAUAGAUUUCCAUCGAGCAUCGUCGGUUUCGUUUUCCUAUAGGUUUCGGUUUUAUAUACGCGCGCACCGGCCGAAUCGAUAUAAUCCUCGAAAUCGCCGCGCCGUAACAUAUUGUGGGUACGCAGCGGCGUAAUAUCGUCCGGGGAGGCUUAUCGCAGGAGGCGUACGUGUGUACAAAACCGUUACGUUCCACGGACGAGAACUGCAAAUAUUUACAAAAGUCAACGGUUUUAUAAUAUUGUAUUGUGUAUCGUUGGAUUUGUACGUACGCGUGCGAUUUUGCGCGUGUUACGCUGUAUAAUGUGCACGCGCAAACACACAACGAACGAAAGUGGCGGUGAUCGUUAGAACAAUUAAAUGUUCGACUAACUUACGCCCGUUGUGCAGCGUGCGUGCGUUUGAAAUUAAUUCUCACUACUCGUUGCCGGUUUUAAUGGGUUCACCGCGCCAGGGUGGCUAAUAUAUACGUACACUACACGAAUGUUUACUAAUAAACCGCGGUCGCGCGCAUAACAACCAUGCCAAUAUCGCACACGCCGAUUGUGUUACUCGAAACGAUCUGUAACGCCGCCGUAGCGCAACAGCAAUAUUGUCCCGAUCGACGUUUCCGAACUCUAUUUAUUGCAGUUGUCUUGCCGUGAAGUUUGCGUUUUCUAUAACGGUAUGUCUAUAACGAUUCGUGUGUAUCGUUUCGAAUUCCCGUAAUGAAUCAUUCAAAUAUAAUCCGGUUAAAUCAUAACGUUAUAUUGUAACGAUGUAUACGAUCCCCGUAUCUCGUUUCCAAUUCCGUUAAUAUUUCACGUCGCCGGUGCCGUAGCCGGAAUUCGUUUUAGGGGGGAGGGGGAGGGGGGGGCUUAAUUUUUAAUGGCGAAUAAGGACAACAAAUUAGGUUCGCGCUGAAUCGCUGACAAUUUAGUUCAUAUAAUUAUACACAUUAUCAAAUCAAGAUCAUAUAAUUAAUACAUAUUAUCAAAUCAAGAUCGUAUAAUUAAUACGUAAAAAAAAAAAAAAAAACAAAAAAUUAGAUUACAUUAUUACAACAUAAAGUCCAAGCGUUUUCCAUAUUUUGAGGCGAACAUGUUAAUUAUUGUUUCAGGGUCGAUAAUUAUUUCCCGGCGAAUAUUCAUAAGUGCUAGACCAUUUAGCCUCGUCUCACUUGUUGAGCUUCUUAAAUAGAUUUUUAUUAUUUUUUUGUGUAGAGAAACUUCUUUCAACUGAUGCUGUUGAGACUCGUAAAACGGCUAGUGUUAUCAGCAAAACAUGAAUAUUUGAAAAUAACUCUUUGAGGCAUUUGAUAGAACGUCUAAAGGGUAUUUUUAAACCAUUUUCGGUUCCACGUUGGGCCAUUUUUUUUGCCACAAUUCAAAUUCAUUUUUUAGUAAUACCAUCAAUAAAUCAACAUUAGUGUUUUGAGUUUACAAAACUUCUUUGUAAAAAUCAAUUGCUUGCUUUAAAUCAUUAAAUGAAGAAUUUUCUAUAUUAUUUGGCAAUAAACAAGAUGAUGAAACGAUAAUAUUUGAGUUAAAUUUAAAUCUUUCAUGAAAUGAUGCCGGUUUACGUAAAAAAAAUUGAUUGCCUAAAAUAAGAAAUCCAGUCAUUAUUGUGUAUAUAGUUUGAACGAUGUUUAUGAGUACCUACUACUCUUGGUGUAGUCGGAAAUAUACCUAAUUUUUCUCCAAUUUUACUAGCUCGAUAAAAAAAUCUCAAUGAAUAUUUCUUCAUUUCUUAUUCUUUGUAGUUUUUGCACAGUUAAUUCGACUGUUUCCAUAGCUGUUAAAUCUAAAUUUUCUUUUUAAAGGAAUCUGGAGACAGAGUGUGCUACUCCAAGAAUUGUAUCCAUUGUACAUACAGUUAUUAUAAAAGAAAAAAAUACACAAAGAUUUAUGCAAAGAAUGAGCAACUUUGUUCUUUAUUUCCAUAAGUUCUUCUAAUGCACUUACAAUUUCAUAAAAACCUUCAACAAAUAUCAAAAUCGACUCGUUACGUUCCACCCACCUCGUUUCGAAAAAUUAAUAAAAUUAUUGUAGUCUGAUAUUUCGAGGGAGGGGGGACUUCCGGGCUCAAGCCCCCUGGAACAGCAAGUCGCAACUACAUUACAUAUACAUAUUUGUAUUAUUUGCGAUAAUUCAAGCCGAAUAAUAUCAACAAUUGUUUUUUAAAUUUAUGCUGCAAUAUUUUUGAUUUUUUGAUCCGUGGGAGGGUUUUUAUUCUCGGCAGCUAUUUUCAUGAUACGAACGACGAAGCAUACCAACUUAUCUGAACGAAAAAUUAAAAUGUAAUAUUGCAGAGGACAAUUUUUAUUUUUUUUUUUUUUUUCUACUGGCUUAUACAACACUCUUAAGAGUUUUUGUCGUCAAUACAAUAUUACGCCACCUAUCCCUGUCAUGCACCAAUUCUCUCCGUGUAUCUAUUGAUUUCGUUGGUUUCGCGACAGUGUUUUAUUCUAAGGUAGGAUCGUCAGUCCUACGCUAAAUCCCCAACCUAAGAACCAGAAACCCCCUGGGUGAUGAGCAUGCUACUUUUCCUGCGCCAUUGUAUACCCACGUAAAAAUGUAUACUGUCUCAAAAGAAACGGAAAAAAUGCAUAUAAGAUAUAAAUAUGUAUCAACGAGGGGAAAAUGCUGAUGAGCUGAGGACAAUGAUUCUAAUGAACUGGAUAAAAUUAUUGAAGUUAUCAGAAGCCGAAAGACAUAACCACGAAUUUAGAUUGUAAGUUUGCCUAACGAGCUAUGAAAAAAUUACAUCUAAAGUGACACUGUUCUAAUCGCAGUUCUGGUCAUAUUAUUAUUAUAAUAACAGUGGUUUGGUCCCAUAUGAAUUUCGCCUCAAAAUUACAAAAUAACAAAAUACGUUAUUGAGAAUUGAAUAAAAUUUUAGGUAGCACUGAUGACGUUUAUCGUAACGAAACACCGUUACACUUGUUUACAUUGUAUAUAUCAUGUGUUUUAUCGUUGAAAAGUGCGCUAGUGCGCAGGCAUAGUACACCACAGUAUAAUAAUUACGUACGGGGCCCGUUUAUCAAAAAGUUCGUUGGUACAAUUGGCUCCCGCCAGAGUACAGAUCCUUCGGAUUUAGAUCCCGAUACGUCUACUGAAUCGCCAAUAAAAACGUUAAUCGCGCGGCCGUCGAUUAUAAUAUUGUGAUGUCCUCUCGAAAGGAACUAAUAAUAACCGCGAAGACUAUACACUCGCUUUAAGAACUUAAACCGACUAUACCGUCGUAUAAAAGUUUUUGUAGUUUUUCCCGUGCGCUUUUUAUUUUAUAUACCUAUAUUGACCGGAGCAAUAGCUUUUUUCAUUAGCCGCGGGAUUAAUACUCGGUAAGACCUCGUGGGACGCAUAUUUCAUUUAUUAUAUAUAAAAAGACAUUACAAAGAGUUUUCAUUUUUCAUCGCUGCGUGUGUUUUUGUGCGCCCAAAUUGAUAUUAACCAAAAGACACGAAAAGAAGAACAGUAUUAUGCGACGAAGCCAUUGUGACAAUUUUUUUUUUCCGGUACUAUAAAUUAACAUUUUGUUUUUCUUAACGGGGAGAGUACCUAUAAUAAUUCACCUUCAAGCUAUGCGUGGCGUGUUUUUAAAAAGAAAAUCUAUAGCUAUUUGUUUUCUGGUAUAUAGACGAUUUAUUAUUGAAAUGUAAAGUUGACCGCAAAGUAUAUAACGCGUUUUUUAUAUUAGUUUUACAAUGGUGUGUUUUGGUCACAUAAACUGAAAUUCAUACUGGUUCUUUUUAAUCGUUUGGUCGAUUAUUAAAACAAAAUAUAUGAUUAUCGAUAAAUGACCGUUAAUAUAUUACCUAUACAUAAAAAAAAAAUGUCCUGGUCCUUUAAACAUAGAUAAACAUAGAUAGGUAAUACCUUAUAGAUACUUUAAAACGAAGAAAAAAAGACUAUACUUAAAAGGUAUAAUUAUCGACUGGGCGGGUUUUUUUUUUUUUAAACCCCAGGCGGUAAUUAAGUCUAAACGAGAAAAGGAUCACCGGCACACCUCGUCUGCUCUAAUUUACCACACACACACACACACACACGAACCGAGUUGGCGCCAUUCCGCGAAAGAAAACCUACGGAAAAAAACAGUUAUCUCCUUCGUAUUCUUUUUUCCCCUUCUUCCCUAUAGCUGGAAUUUCUUUUUGUGUCAUACCAAUGAUCCGGGCCGCGUAUACGGACCUUCCCAAAAGUAAUGGGCUUGGCGUUUUUCCAGUUUUCGCGUUCUCUCUAUGUAUACACUUGAUUGCUUAUCAACGUAAUGCCUCCCCCCCUCAACCCUCUUAACUUUGCCACCCGACGAUAUUUUUUCAUUCCGCGACACCUAUAUAAAUGUAUAGGAAAUAGGAGAUAUUUAACUUCAUAUUGGUAAUAUAUAUAUAUGUACACGUAGUAUUUUUGGAGAAUUAAACGUAAUCGUGCGGAAUAGGGUUUUUGCUCUUUAUAUCGGCACGGCCAAAACGGGAGAAUUGAUAGCGCAAUUACUAUCGUACCUACCUACUUACCUACCAUACAUGUGUAAAUAUAAUAAUGUCCUAAAGACUUAAGUAGUAAAAAAAAAAAAAAAAAAUGUUUAAUUAAAUUAGUAAUAUAAUAUAUAAUAGUAGUUCGAUAAAAACUAAAAUCUGAAAUUUUAAUUAAUCAAUCCACCACCGUCGACUACACCAGUACGCGCGCGAUAGCGGCGGUGGACUUUCUGCAGAGAAUAUAUAUAUGCAUAUUUUUUUUUUUUUUUUUAAGCCAGCAGUAUAGGGGUACCACUAGAGUCUAGGGGAAGUGAGAAAUCCCAGAAUUUUGAUUAAAAUCUGAAUUACAGGCGGUGGCUACCCUUAAUAGAUCCCUAGGGUCGCCGUCACUGUGUCGGCUGCAACAUUAGGAUACGCUGAUUAAAAUAUUUAAAUAACCCGACUACACUCCGUACUGGUACUGCGAAGACUUCAAGAAAAAAUAUUUGACUUCCUCUACCUCCCCAGCCCAUAAUCUUAUACUUGCUCUUAUUAAAAAAAUAAAUUCCGAUACGCGAUAUUCGUGUUUUUAAUAUAUAUAUAUAUAUAUAUAUAAAUAUUCUGCAACGCCCUUUGCUAAAUAUUUCAAUGGUCGUCGUCGUCGUAUAAUUUUUCGCCGACAACGUGAAAAUUUAUAUUUCAUCGAGCUGCGAAAGAAAAUAAAAAAAAAAUGAAAUAUAUCUUUAAAUAGUAAUAAAUAAUAAUUAGAGUUUAAUGAUAAAAACGCACGGCAUUUUUUAUGUUUUGUUUGUUUUAUUUUCCUUUCUUUCGAAAUGAUAUUUUUUUUUUUUUUUUUUUACGAGUAAUAUUAUCCCAUAUAAAGUCGUCAUCUUCUUUGUUUUACUUAUUUAAAAUACAAACAUUAAACUUAUUAAAUAAACAUUAUUAUUAUAUUAUAGCAGCUGAAGUUUGCAGUCGAAUUUGGUAUUCCACACAAUGUAUAAUAAUAUAAUAUUCCAAUGAUGCAAAUAUACAAUAAUUUUGAAAACUUCUUUUUUUUUUUUGUUAAUAGCUCAUCUUUCCACUCGGUAACUAUAAAAUAUGACAAAAAAAAAAAAAAAAAUUUACAUAAUGUAAUAGUGUUAACAACAAACGAUUUUCCGAACGACUAAUUCGCAUUUCAAACACACCGUUUUUCGCUUCGUCGAUUUUAUAUAAAGAAUAUUGUCGCUCGGCGAUGCCUUUACGCAUAUUAAGUAAAAACUGAUUUAAUUUAUCCAAAUUAUAUGUACGUCUCUUUAUGUAUAUACUUGCACAUUAAAAAGUUAUACCGACGGUUUCAAUUUAAAUUGAAAUUUCCCUCGCCAUCGUAUAUACGCAUAAGGUAUAUAUUGUUGUUUUCCAUAUUAUAUAAAAUAAGUGUACAGAUACUUUAUUUUAUUUUUCGUAUUUAUCACGUCGAAGACGUAACUUUUUUUAUUGUCCAUUUUCAAAAAUUAUCCUCUAGUUUUUUGUUUGCUUCUUGCGGUAGUCAUAAUUGACACUCCGCGUGAACAAUUUUUUAUUCCAUUUUGUGCCCAUUUAGGUACCAAAAUUUUAUUUGUAAAACAAAAAGUCUUAUUGUAUUAGAAUUUCUUUGUUUUCUGAAGAUUUUCUUUAGAUUCUUAUAUGCGUAGUGAUUGUUAUCAAAGCGUUACUGUGGUGUUUUUUUUUUUUUUGUGUGUGUGUCUGUAAAAGACUUUUCUACCAGAAACCAGACUUUUUUUUAGCAUUUUUGAUCUAGCUGAUACAUUUAAAAAAUCAUUUUUUUGAUUUUAAUUGUAGUUUAAUUAAUAAAUGAGAAGAACUGGCAAUUUUUUAUACUAUAAUUGCUGUAGACUUUUAAAUUGCCUUGGUAACAAGGAGAAAAUGCUACUAAUAGUACUCAAAAUCGUUUUUCAUGAACAAUUGUUAAUCGUUGCGUACACAGAUACAAAUAAAUUUACUCCAUAUAACCUCCCUUCCAAUCCUAAAAUAGUGAUACGCCCAUGACCCAUCAGCAGUGUCAGCCUUUUUUUUUCCAAUUACAAGUAAAGUAUUUUUAUCGGCCGCAAAUCAUAUACUUACGACAUUGUCGCAACCUCUUUGUUUGGAAUAUUUAUCGUAACCGUUCCUCCUCUUCUAUAUAUAGAAAUAAUAUACGUACGUAUACCAUUUGUUGCUCCGUCCUGCAAAAGGCUUAAUGCGAAAAAUAAUCGCUAAAAUCCUGUGUUUUUUUUUUUUUUUUUUAACACUUUUUCACAACGAAAAAAAGAUCCCAUUAGCGAUGGAUAUUCUUUCGCCAUUGAAUUGUUCGCCGGUCGACAGGUGAGAGUACCUUUUCCAAUGAUUAAUGGGACCCGCCAUUUUGCCGAGUGUCAUUUAAAUUUUGCCCAAAAGCGUUCUUCAAAAAAAAAAAAUAAUAAUAAUAGUUAUAAUAAGUACAUAUUUAUUAUACCGUUCGUACAAUAUCCUGUUUUGUGUUCCACCUCUAAGUCCCUUUUUUUUUUUCUUUUUUUUUUAGUAAAGGUAGGAGAGGGGUUAAAAUUUCUUUUAUAUUACCCGACGUCGAUCAACCCGUGGCGUCGUUUGUCUGUUUUUUGGGGGUCUUUUUUUUUUUUUUUCGAGAGUCCUGUUCAAAUCGCUUGUCACCGCGUUAUAUAGUAUCGUACAAAUGUUGCACAUUAUCUGUACGUUCAUCUUUUUUUCUUUAUUUUUUAUACAUAGUCUCUCAAAAACAAACUGUAUAAUAUUAUUGGUGUAUAUCGUAAGUAUAUAAUAUUUUCCAUCCGCGUAGAAAUCUACGCAUUAAAAACGCGGAUUAUUUUUAUUUCAGCGCAAAUGUUUUUUAGUAAUAGAUACAUAUCAACGUAAAUUAAAGAAAUUUAUUUGAUUUCAUAGUUAUUAAAAUUCGUAGUAUAAAAACGUAAUAUUUCAAAUUAUAUCCAGUGGAAAACAACAAGUCUACAUGUGUAUAAGAUUCAUUCGCUUGACCGACCAGACUGGAACAGGCCGGGCGAUAGUUACUGAGUUGAAUAAUAAAAUAGUUCGUGGACCGGCAAUGUAGCGGACGUGGAAUAAAAAAACGCUGAAAAACGACCCGUUAAAAAAUUAAACAGGUGCAGAGCUUUUAGUGCAGCGUAUGCGAACUUUUCAUGGCUGCCUUUCACGUAUUUAUAUAGGACGCGACGAAGCAUUUCGAUCGGUAAAGAAAUUACUUCGGUCGAGUAUUUUUUUAUGUGCCUAUAAUAUAUCGGAACGUAUUAAUAUAUAAUUGUUUGCGGUGUUAAUGAAGAAAGUAAAUUUUCAACGGGCAAAAACAAAACCCGAGAACUUGCAUCCGUGGGCAACCUAACAAUUAUUUGCUUUAUAAUCUGAUAAUAUUAUAUUUUCAACGUUUUCGAAUUCGUAUAACUUUUUUCAUAGCCAUAUACGUAGAAUCGAAAAAAAAAUAAUAUCUGAAUAAAACUUGAGUUUAAUUCGAGGUUCUUAGAUUUCAAAAUUAAUGAAAAUGUAUUUUCAAUUCCGUUUUUAUUUUCAGUUAAAAAUUUCCCAGAAAAUAUGCAAAUGGAAAUUGUCGAUUUACAGAGCAAUGCCUACACAUAGAGUAGCACAAGAAAGUAUAAUACCGUUGAAGUCUAUAGACGUAGAAACAUAUUCUAAUUUACGAAACAAUGUUUUAAAAAUGAUGUUUCCUUUACCUACAAUGAUGAGUAUACUCGUAUUUGUACACGGAUGAAAAUUAUCAAAUAAAAAACCAAAACUCACACUCACCUGAGGAUUGCAUCGUCUCAAAUUCAACUAAAUAUAGACAAACUAGUGAACGUCCCACUAAACAAAUUUUAAAUAUUAAACUGUAUGCUGUAAUAAUAAUAAAUAAAUAGUUUGUAAUUUCAAAUUUAAUCGAAUGUGUUUCAACCGCCCCGUAACGUAUUUACAGCCCGUAUCCGACCUGUAUUCGGCCUGUAGGAUAUUUGUAUAAAUAUGCAAUCCGUCUUUAUUUUCCCUGGAAUAGGUUUUAAGUUAACAUUGAGGACACUAAAUCCCUUGGCGCAGUAUUAUUAGGUUUGGACCAACAAGUUAAUGUUUCGUAAAACUCUUUAAAACUGGAUAUCGGGUAAUAUAGGUAAUAUAGUGUGGAAAAGCCGUAUCAUUAAAAUAUUUAAAAAAAAAAAAAAAAAUGUUCAAAUUUUACGAAAUCGGAAACAUUUGGAAAACCGUCACCAGUCCAUUUAAGCAAACGGUUUUAUCAUACUGUAUUUAUAACUGUAUAUAUACUGUAUUGUGAAAUUGAAAUAUAAUCCGCGAUAUCGGAUUAAAUUCAAAAUGUGUAUAUACUUCGUAUAUUGCUCGGUGUAGUGCGUGGGUUUUCUCGAGCCGCCGUAACGUCAUCGCGGAUUAUUAUCAUAUAUCGAGGGGACGAAUUUUGGUCGAAAACACACUCGCGGUGUACGAGAAUAAUACGUGAAGUCGAAAGUACUCGCGUUUGCAGAGAUAACUGACUGAUUUUAUAUACUUUUUUUCUUUCUCGCCCUCCGAAGAUUCGAUGCUCGUCCUUCCCUAAUACCAAAAAGGCGGCAAUGGUGAUAGUGGGUUCCCUUUACCCCUCUGUCUGUCCGUGGACUACAAUACAUCCGAUACGGCCGGAAUAUUGACAGGUUUCCCGCGCCUCGCGUCCGUCCGUCGACUCGUCGUCGCGGCGAUCGACACAAUCGAAAAAUUUCACAAAAGCCAAAAAAGAACACGCGGCCGCCCCGGCGUGUGUGUUUGAUGGAUGGACACGAUAACCGAACGCGAACCAUCAUUCAUUUUGUUUUGCGGAAUCGCGUUAAGUAUAGCGAGGUAUAGGUGUUGUAGGUGUACGGGAAAAUCAACGCUCACGCCACACGGACUUUAAAAUCGCCCGAAAACGAACACUCUUAUCUGCUGCGCUAUCCGGGCCGCCCGUAAAUCACUAUACGCGAGAUAUGUUAUCAGAGUCGAGCAAACAGAACGUUCGUAUUCUCAUUAUUUAAUAUUUCCGACGGGUUUUUAUGUUAUUAUCUUAUUAUCGGGGGGGGGAGCGCACGACUGGCGAGUGUCGUACUGCGUGUCUAUUACGACGUAACGUUUAAAAUAACGCUCUACGGGUUCGGUUAGGCCCGCAGUCGGUCCGCGAAAACAAUUCAACGACACUUUGGGUUUUUUUUUUUCUCAAAAACUUUAUUGUUGUUGUUAAUAAUUUCGAAAGGGCGGAAACGAGCAAAAGAAGAGACUUCGAGGGGGCGGCAUUCGUUUCCGCCGAAAAUUUUAUUUUCAUUUCCGCCGAGUGGUAUUUCUUUCUACCUAAAUAUAUAGUUUGAAAAUCGUUUUAGAGCCACACGGGGGUCACCGCGAGGACGCGGUUUUUAUGUAUAGUGACUCCAAAGAUUAUUUUUAUUUUUAUUUUCUCGUUUUUAGUUAUUUGUAUUUGUUUCGUUUCGCCCACGUGUGUCGUACAUUUUCUGUAUUGGUUAUUAGUUUGCACUGUUAUUGUUUAUUGUUGUUGUAAAUUCGAUAAAGUGACGUGGACAAAAAAAAAUAAAAUUUUUCUAUACUUGAUAUCUUUCGAUUUGUAAUAACCUUGCGUAUUUUUCGUAUAAUAAUAUGGAAAACCCGUCUUACCGUUUUUCAAAAAAAAAAAAUACAAUUUUUUUUUUUAUUAUUAUUUUAUUUGUACCACUGCGAUAAUACCCACUGCGGUAAUAAUAGUUUGACGGCCUCCGACGGAAUGUUUAACCGCCGACAAUACACACAACGAAUUUCGCAGAUUGAGUUAUAGACUCGGGCAUUUCCAAUCGGGAGCACGCUCGCUGUAUUCCACUUUCAAAUGCCGCCGUUGAAUAAAUGAUUUUCCACGCCCGUUGGCAUUUUUUUUGCAUCCGCCCCUAUCGUUCGCAUUGAUUGACACUGCGAUCGCGUGUCCGUUUCGAGAGGACCUUCCCGUGUGUCGUCACCUCGCGCCUGUAAAACGACGACGAUCACGGCCGGCAGUUCGUGAACCCUUAUUUACCUUGUUUUUAAUACAUUAUAAUAUAGCAUACGUAUAUAUAUAUACGUACAUUUUUUUUUUUUUUUUGCUCACGGUUUUUCGACGAACCCGAAACAACGGGACGUGUAUCUUUUGCGGUGAUCGCGAAGAGCUGCGAGGAAAACUAUCGUAAUAUUCAACGUAAUCAACAUUGUCUGUACACGUGCGCUUCCCCCCCGUUUCCGCUCUGUCUUCGAUCUUUCUUUGCCGUUGUAUAGGAAUUUUAAUAUACCCUUAUACCCUUAUUUUGGUGCAAAUUGCAUAUCUUUCGUUCAAUGCAAUUUACAAACGUCUUUUUAAAACCUUACUGUAACACGGGUAACUAUACUCACCCGGUUCCGCUGGAAACUUCGUGGUUCGUUCUUAUUAGUUCAGAGAGUGUGAGUUUGGAUGAAAAAAAUGCCGUACCCCUAAAGCGGGACCCACGCUGUGAAUGUCUCCUUAAAUCGCGGAAAUUGUACUUUUUUUGUUUUUUUUUUUUUUGUUUUCGGCAUCCGUUAAUCACGCGGAAAAAAACUAUUUUUAUUUUUAAAAUAUGUUUUCCCAUUUCAAUACUGUGCACGGAAAAAAUCCAAAUUAUGUGCGGAAAUUAUUGAAUGUUUCGGUUAGAAGACAAAUAUUUAAAACAAUCAUUACAACUCGCACCUUCGAUGCGGUAUCAUAUAUUGUAAUAUUGAGCGUUUUAUAUGAACAUACCUACGUGUUUUCCGAUUAUUCGGCGGUUUUACACAAAUAUUUGUUUUGACAUUAAUUAAACGGUUCCGAAUAAUGAAUAUAAUAUUAACCAUGCGUCUAAGUUUUAUUUAAUAUAUCAGACAACUUUUGUUCGACAACACUCUUCUGCGGUGUAAUUAAUUUCGUGUCUGUAUAUAUUAUUAUAAUUAAUGUCGUUAAAGUCGAACUUUUCUCAAAGUUUAUAUUGUAUUUGACUGUGUGUAAAUAUUUUCUUCGUUGCCGGCGUAUGCCGUAUUUUAGUAUUCAAAUUACAAGUUUGAUUAAAAAAAAACACAUACUAACUUAAUAUACUAAAUGCGACAUUUAUUCAUAGCCACUAAAAUAUCGUGUAUCAAGAAAAAAAAACAAAUUGUAUAAAAUAGUCUGGCGAUGACGUGCCCGUACUCGGAAAUUUUAACGGCCGUCCCUCAGCUUUUAUAUCGGUUUUUUUUUAACGGUUUUAGCUAUUAUUCCCUUUCACGGUCUAUUUCUUUUGUAUACUUGCCCUUUUUUCUGCUGCACUAGUUUUUUUUUCCCCCGACGUGAUCGAAUGAAAUUGUGUUUAAUAGACACGCUAUUUUUCGUAUAUAUACAUACAGGUUGGAAAAAACUACUAGUGGCAAAUGAUAAGCGGUUUGUGAUCAUUGUUACCGCGCUAUAGGUGUUAGUGUUAACUUGUGCAGUCGCUAAUACACAGUAAAUAACUUAAUUUAUAGGUUUACAUACAUCUCAAAUAUUAGGAUUAAACUUUUUAUGCGAGUUAAAAUGCAUUAACUAUAUAUUUGUCACUACAUAACCAUAUAUUUAACAAUUUAAUAUUCAAACCUACCAAACAUAUUAAACCACUUACCAUUAAUAUACAUUUCUUAAUAUCAGAUCUAGAAUCUGAUAUAUCUGAUCUAGAAACUUUGAUAUUUGACAAAUCAAAUAAACUUUUUGAAACGCAUUAAAAUAAUGCGCGUUUACAUACGAGUGUAUAAAAUACCAAUUAGGUUAAUGCUUAUGAGCGACUCCGCGUAAACAUUGUAUGUGGCCGCGUUAUUAAUGCGAAAUUAAAAGUUAAUGAAUUGCUCAAAUCGUCGUGUGUUUACUUUUUCUCCUAGAAUUUUUUUGUUUUGUUUGCCAAUUUUCCGUAGUAUGCAUUUAUCGUUUUAUCUUAACGAAAGAUUUGUCUAUAAACAUAUCGAAAAUAUAAAUUUGUAAUUAAUUAUAAACUCGUAGGUACUCGUAUGUUAGCUAUACCCGUAGGUUUGUCCAUUCGUGAAUUAUUAACGUUCCAAAAUUCCAACAGAUAAACAUUUUCAUAAAACGAAUGUAAUAUUUAGUGUAAUUCCUAUAGAAUAUAGUUCCUGAAAUUAUCCGCUUUGGGCAUACUCGUGAAGUUUAUAGCUAUUAUAUGAUUUGACUUAAAAAAAAAAAAUACCGCGAAUUAUGUCUUUUUUUUUUUUCGGGCAACAAUACUGUAGAGAAACAAAAUAUUUUUAGAAAGAAAAUAAUUGAUUAGAUAAAGUCGUAAUAUCAUUAUAAAACGAUUUAUGUAUAUUACACUGCAUUAUUGCAAACGUAUAUAUUUCCGUUGCGUGACGUGACAUAAUCAACCGUCCGUGUGUACAUGCCGAGUGUACACAAUAAAACUGUUUUAUUUUUCAUUCUACUGAAGUUUUUGUCUAACACCACUGCAGAUGGCGUACCUACAGUCUACAUACGUAUACAUAAUAUAUAUACUGCAUUAUGUAAAUAGGAUUUUAGAUAAAAAUGUUUUGUGAAUUAAUAUAUUAAAUUUUGUUUCCGUAUCAUGUGAGCAUUAUAUACCUACCUAUGCUGUCACUUAAAAACGUGACGUUAAUAACACAAACGAAUACGACUUCAAGAGAAACGAGAGAAUGUUUCGAGUUUUCGUAAACGGGAUACCAUUAUUUUCUACGGUCACAAAAUAAUAUAAUAUUGCUUAUAUUUUUGAACGUAUAACGUAAUAAAUAUUUUUCUUAGCUUUUCAAACGAAUAGAACAAAACUACUUCUCCGACGUCACUCUAUUCGGUCUUUAAACACAAUCAUUCGAUUUCGGUUACUCUGAAAAUGUCUGUAAAAAACAAAAAUUUAUAUAGAUUGCUUUUACUGUUUUUUUUUUUUUCCAUUACUAGUAUAGAUAUUUUUGAAAGGGUAUUUAACAUAUUUUGUCCGUGAUUUCGAAAAAUGAUUACUAAUCCUUGAAUUAUAUAGAUAAAUAUAUACAAAUAUAUAUGUAUAUAUAUAUGUAUUAUAAAUUGUUAUAAUUCAGUAUAUUAAGUUUUAUAAUAUAUAUGCAUAUAAUAUAAUGUAACUUGGGCAAUCGUCCACGCCUCCCUGGAAUACCAGAAGAUCAAGUAUCCAUGGAAAAAACAAAAUUAUUUUUCUCUUGUAUCCUACCUAACAAUAGUAUUGCAUAGCAAAUCGGGGUUUGUUUUCAAAAGUGAAUGAAUGUUGAAAUCGGGAGGCAAUCUAACCCCAUCUCGUAUAUUGUUCCUAUACCAGUAAUUAAUCAUAUACCGUACGCUAUAAAAGCAUUUUUCAAAUCGAAUAAAUUAUAUUUUACUAUUCGUUUGAAAUAAUGAUUUACAAACCCCUUACAAUUAGAGGAGAAAUAAUUCGGUCGUGUCAAUGAAUUCAUAAUUUCUGAAAAAUGAAAAAGAAAAAUCAUACCGGAAAUUUAUUUCAUUGUUUGUUCAGGUCGCAAAAGUAAAGUAGCUGAUUGACGAACGAGGUAAAAACAAUGCAACAGUGUUUUUUUUUUUUUUUUUUAAUGUUAUAAAUGUCAUACAAUUUAUCUUAGAAUUCCUUGUUUUAAUUUAAUAUGUAGAUCGGCAUAGUAAUAUAAUGGGAUGGCGCGCGCACGAUGGCAGAUUUUACUUCUGUGUAUUAUAUGAAAAAACCGCUCGUCGCAUUAAAAUCACAUUUGUUUGUUCCGAGAAGUAUAAGAUGACAGUAAACAUUAAUUUGAUGCAAUAGAGAGCCAAAUAAAAUACUAUGCCAAAAAUUGAUAUUCUGAAGAUGAUUGCAUUACAGCGGCGGAAAUUUUACACAUGAAAAUUUUCAAGAAAAUAAACAUAAUUUUCGUUUGUUUUUUUUUGUUUUUUCGAACUCUAUUAAAUCUUCUUCAGAAAACAUUUAAACAAAUGUAUAGAAUUUCCGGACAAAAAAUGUUAGUUUCAAUUUACAACAUGUGUUCAUUUAUUUUUUCUGUGUGACGUAAACGAGAUUUCAACCAAAAGACUUUACUCCGAUCAAAAAAUUCAUACUUGUAGCAUUUGUAUGGAUUUUUGGUGCAUCAAAGCGAUAAUUUUUAAAAUUGUUGAUGCUUCUAACAAUGAGUGAGGGGGAGGGGGUGAAUAUAUACAGCAAAAAAUAAUCGUAAAGCCCUACAAUUUACAUCUAGUAUAACUCAUAUUGCCAUUUUCUAAAAUAUGGUAUGUUUCAUAAAAUAUUAUUAUUUCGACUGUUUUUAGAUUAAACUUAAUAUUUAAUGCCAUCGUCGUUUUAUUUACAAGUAUAUUAUGUAGAAAUAUUGAAAGAAUAUAAUAUAGUAGGUAAUACAUAUACAGGUAAUAUUAAAUAAUAAUUUUGACAGCAUAAUUAUCGCGUCUUAUAUGCAAGUUGUAUGUAUCCGCUAUAUAUUUGGAUUGUGUAUGCCAACAAUAUAAUACAAAAUAACACACGAUACUAAAAAUAUGUUUUCUUUCUGACUGGUUUUUUUUAUAUUUAUAUUAUAUACGUCGUACAUACGCAUCCGGAAACUGACUUUUUAAUGUAUCAUAUACGUCAAGUCGUAUAUUUUUAAUAUUCCGCGAGAGAUUUAUCGUUUGUUUCUUUUUUACUCCGUGCGAGUUCUGACGUGUUGUUCUAUCAAAAAAAAAAAAAAAACACGAAAACGUAUUUGCAAAAAACGAUAAAGUAUAUUAUAGUAGAAUAAAAUGGAAUAAGAACAUCAGCGCAAGCAGCAGUUGAAUAGGUAGUAAUAUCAUGGGGCAUUACUACUCUUUUUUUCCUUUUUUUGAUGAGUUUUAUAGUUGCUUACAGUGAUGUAGCAUUUUACGAAGGAAGUAGGAAGUUAAAUUUAAAAUGUAACUGUAUUUUUUUUUUUUUUUUUUACGGUUUUAGUUAAUGUUAUAUUAAUAUUUGAAAUAUUAUAUAAAGUUCAUACAAGUUAUAAUAUAACCCGUAUUAUUGAUAAUAUUUCAUUUUUGUAGAUAAACACUGCAAUGCACAUCUAUUGCAGUAUCUAUAUGUAUAUUAUAAGUGUUUACAUAUAUCUGUUCAUGACGUUCAUGCAUAUUAAUAAUAUUGUGUACUGCUACCGCAAAAUAUGCAUUAUACAUUUACGGUUUUAUCAAUUUAUUUUGAUUAUAUGCAAUGAUAACGUAUCGCACUGUGUCACAACCAUCGAUGAUAAAAUAAUGUCACGUCAACUUAUUAGUGAACGCGUAAUAAUGAAACUAAAGCCUUUUUGGGUUUAUUUUACUUUUUCACGGUGGUCAUCAUAGACAAUUAACAGUUUAAACAAACUGCCUCCAAUUCCUUUCAUGAAAACUAAAUGCCAAAACCAUGGACUGAGUAAUUAGCUGUCCUUGAGACCGACAGAAUUGUUCUCACUGACACCUCGAUCACAUAUCAGUGUAUCCCUGUUGAUCCGGUUAGUACUACUACCUUCCUCCUUGAUACUGAAUUACGUGUUCCAGCUUCACCGAGUCGUUUUUUUUUUUUUUUUUGUUUUUAUUUUAUUCAUCCAAAACUACAAAAACAUCUACGAUUAUUUCCAGUUACUCUUACCACUCUGAUGAACUUCUUGUAAUCACUAUGUUUAUUUUCAAUUGUAUUUUAGAAGAAAAAACCGCGUAUGUUCGUUCGUACAAAAAAAGAGCAUCAUGACUAUUGAAUAACUAUGACGGGAUAAAGCAUAACGGCAUGGUAAUAAUAGUUUAUUUCUAACCGUAAUACCAUGGUUCAAAUUUGCAAACAUGAUAUCACAUGAGCUCACGUGACAUAGCAAUAGACUGUUCGCAACUUGAUGCGCCAGACUUGAUAUCUACAGAUGUACGAAUCUAUAUUGCCGGCCAUAACUAUAACCGUAUGUGAUUUCAAAAGUUUUUUAUUCUUUCAUAUACGGGACAAGAACUACAAGAAAUAAUUAAGUAGUGCGUAGGGAUGUACAUUACGGUUAAUAAAUAAUAUAUAUAUAAUAAAAAACUAAUUGAAAAAAUGGAUGAUAAACACGUUAUUUCAGUCAACAUAUCGACAGCUAGGGAAACCAACUGUACUCGAAAACGCGCGUCGUCGUUGCCGUAAUUAUUUCGCUCAGAGUUAAUUGGUAUAUUUUGCGGGACUUUUCAAUUCACCCAGCUAAUAGGAUCGGCGGCGGGUGUGUCCGACAGUUGAAAAUAUAGUCUCGGACUUAAUCUUUCGGAACGUUUCCGACGUGUCUUGUCGAUAUAUUUGUAGACAUAUAUAUACGUAUACACGAGAUACGCGGAAAGCGAUUUGAAAAGCCACUAAUUCUUUUUCCCUUUUUUUUAAGACCUCUUGUUACAUUUUUAUUUUACAAACUAAAAUGCAACGAACCGAAGAGGGGAAAAAACUGAAAACUUUACGGCGUAUUCCCCUCCGGCCCAUAUAUACUGCAGCAUAUACUCACUUCGUUGCACUGGUAUACCUCAACGACAGCGCGGAGAAAAAUCGCCUCGCGCACUAAAAAAUAAAAAUAAUAGGCGUCUCUAUUUUUUUUUUUUUCUACGACCCGCCUCCGCGAUGAAACUCAGAAUCUUUUUAUAUUCUUAAUGUAUAUAUUUAGAAGCCGGUCGACCGAAUAUUUCAAUUAACGAGAUUGUGCGCUGUGUGUACAAUAACGGAAUCAAAGGCUUCGGCCGUUUAUUUCUCUUAAUAAUAAAACGCUUCUGUCCUACUUCCCUCAUCCAUUGGGACGACGUUACGAAUAGUGGACGAUGGCGACAAUUGUUGUAGCGUGUGCGCGUGUGACAAAGAAAAAAAAACAGGAAGGGGAGAGAAAAGAUAUCUCUCGCUAUCUCGCUGCGCGUCAAAAAAAAAAAAAUUGAAAAUAAUUACAUUUUCUUUUGUAUUACUUAUAAAUAUUACAAUAGUUUCUAACGUAUCACGAUCGUCGUCGCGUGAUCUACAUUAGUAUUUAUAUUAUAUAUUUUUUUCUGUUUCUUUUUCUCUUAACCAAUGUGAGAACUAACAAAAACGCGAUUAAAUACGCGGUGGUGACAUACGUGAUAAUAUAGAGACACAGGGUGAAAAUAAGAAUAACCAUCACCAUGAUUUAACACUGAUAAGAUAUACCAUAUACGCAUCAAGGCAAAACUACAUAUUUGUUUGUUUUUUUUUUUUUUUAUACGUAUAUUAUAUAGUAUGUUAUAUCUAAAUAAUGAAAAAAAUUAAAAAUUGUCUCGCUGAAAUCUCGUACAAAUUGCAAAUAAUACGCAAUAUCAUUUACACCGAUUCACUAUUUUUAUAGGGCAUCAAAUCUUUAAUAUAUUUUAAUACAUCAAUCGCCGUUUAGAAAUCUGUGGCUUCGUACCUAUAUUUUUGUUGAUUUCGGAAAUCGAUUUUUUUGAUCAUUCGUAUAUCAUAUGUUAAGUAACACGGGCCGUUGUUUUAUUCAAUGUACAGAAGGGUACGCAUACAAUAGAUCAAGAUUUUUAUCCAUCCUGUAUAUUAAUUUAUAUUUUUAUGCGUGCUCACAUAAAUAUGUAUAAUACAUACAAGCAGUUUUACACCAUCUUUAAGUCCUCUCUCUGCGGUUAAGUACGAUGAGCGAAUUGGCGGCGGAGUGCAUAGUAGUUUGCAUUAUGGAAAACGAUGAUGUCCCGUCUGUAUGGUUGCCCGGUACUCAUUAUUUUCACCCCCGUAGGUCUCUUCGGUAUUUUUUUUUUUUCGUUUUUCUUUUUAUCCACUCGAAACUGUCUUUUCCCCUACCCGCCACCGCCGUCUAUCGAUCAUCGUUUUCAAUGAUUCAUCGCACCCGUCUCGGGCCGUUAAUCUCCCACCAUCACCAUCGCGUCCUUUCUUAAUACUUGAAAUUCGUCAAAACACGACCUUCUUUCUACCCGCCACUAGAUUCCCGUGGGUUCGUAUUCGUUUUUAGCUGACACGAUUAAACACCCCGUAUACACGACAUAACAAAACGCCGGUCAUCGAUCGCUAUACACUCAAAAACGAUUACUUUGAAAUCUGAGCUCCAGUAGUUACUUUUUUUUUUUUUAUUAAACUUCGCAGUGGACACUUUUUCGAUCCGAAAUCAAAAUCAUCGUGAUAGUGGGUUUCUGGUUGCUUUUUAGAUCCAUUCAUAAUUUUGUAUUCCCUUUUAGUUUUCUCAAAUAAUAAGAAAACCAAAACGACGGAAAAACGCAUCGUCGGUUUUUGACAAAAUUUAUUUGGUUUUUUUUUAUUUUUGUAAUUCAGUAAAAAAUAAUUAUGUUAUAGAAUAUAGAGACAUGCAAUUUUACAUCAAAUCGAAAAUUUUGAAAAAAAAAAUAUAUAUUUUUUCUAUAUAGACUUAAAAAAUAAUGUAUAUUUUCAACAAAUAUUUACCGAUUAUUUUAAUUGUUUAUGCAGUGAGUUUUUUUUUCUUCUGUCUAAAAAUAACUUUUCUACCAAAAAUCUUUGCUCUUAACAUCAAGAUGAAUGCCAUCUUUCGGAAAACAAAACGUUGUCAAGAGUUAAUGCAUUGUAUAAUUCAUUUUUUAAUUUUCUUUAUAAUACUUAUUUUUUUUUUUUUUUACGUGUAUAAAAUUUAAAAAAACCUCCCACCCUAACAUCCCUGCCUACAACAGUUCCCGUUUUUUCGCGGUACGAAAUUCGGGAUGUGUUGUUUUUUUUUUUUUCAAAAUGUUUAACGUUAUAUACAAUAAGAUCGGUUUUCAUUUUUCGGUUCGUACAUAACAGCUCUCGUUAUUUCACCCGACGGCAUGCUGCAGAAUAGAUACCGAAAACUCUAACAACACAUGCCUACCCAUGAGGAGGGAUGAGCUAUGAGCUGGUAUUCGGGGAAUAAAUAUAUAUUUCGUGGAGAAUUUUGAUGACGGAGAAAUGAAUAAUAAUAGUAUUAUGUUUUGUAUAUGCGAGCUUGAAACCGUUCGUCUCCGUCAUAUUUUGUUGUCCGCACAGAAAAAUAUAGUAAUUAAUUUAACGCGAUGAAUUCUUUACCUCUUAAAAAUGUAUACAUUUAAAAAAAAACAACUAAGUGUAUUCAGAGCGAGUAUAUCAUACAAUAAUAUAUUACUAUAUUAUGAAAAUGUUAAUUGCGUCGGUUAUUCUUUUGUUAAACUCAUUAUGUAUAUACGCUUAACAGUAUUAUAACCACGAGAUAAAACCGUCAGGAAUUCGGAACGCGAUAUUAUUAUUAUACACUUACACCUAUAAUAUACGCAGUAUUAUGUAAAAUUGUUCAACGUACGAUUAUUUUUCAAUAAAACGAAAACUUGAAAUUGCUACCCGUCGAUAUAAUGAUGCAGAAUACUGCAUCGAAAGAAGUCGUGGGCGUCCAACAGCAAAAGUUUUUAAUCGUUUUGUCACUGGUUUAAAAAUACAACACUGCAGUUCCUGCAGUACGUAUUAGCUGAAGGUCUGGCUUCAGGAAAGUUAUGAAAAGUUUUACGAUACAUAGGAGUUGAUUAAUUGAAAAGCGCUUUUCACAACGAUAUUAUAACAUUUUCGUUUCGCAUAUUACUUUCGCGCCGUACAUAAUUAUUAUUAUUUAAUAAUAACAGACGUGUUUUGGCGACACAGUUUUCUGUUUACCGUUGUUCGCUACUUGGCCACAAUCACGAUUACGAUGUACGAGUAUCUAUAAUCGCGGUUGUAAUAUUGUCCACAAAACGAACAGUAAAGGUGGUACUCCAGCGACGUCGUGGGCAUUUUGCCGUAUUUUAAUUGGCUAUUGUUAUCUCGGUAACCUGCAAGAUCUAUGGACAAGUUCCAGACUCGGUCCGAUAUGAACUUUUCUUUCGUUUAAUAAGUUACAACGGUCAGUUAACGGUUUUUGUAUUAUCAGCAUGUAUAAAUUAUAAUAUAUAUGUAUAUCUAUGGACAUGACAUCGCUAAAAUUAUAGGCACCUCUCAACUCCGUAUACAAAAGAUCGGUUCCUCUAAAUUAGUAUGAUAAAGACAAAAACCAAGAGCACUGACUAUCCAUAAAAUAGCGUUUUGAUUGGUCGCUGAAUUAUUUUGCUCUUAAUCAACUGCCAUCAGAGAGCUAGGCGAACUGCGGAAUCACUUUUUCAACCAAAUCGAUCGUCUAUUUUUCUACUAUAUAUUAUGAUACCGUCUUAAACGUAGUUUUUAAUUGUUUGCCAGAUCGUAGAAAAGUGCAAACUGUUAUUGUUAACCACAAUAUCGGCCAAAACUGUUCGGUAGGCUGUACUAAUAGCUUUCAAGUCGCCGAAAACUGCAUUGUCAAAAACGUCUAUAUUGUAGUAUUAUUUCAAACAAGACAUUUUUCUGAAACGCGUUCGUGUAAUCUGGAUCGUCAAAGUGUAUAUUAAUACUAUUAUUUCCGGUAUAUUUCGCCUGUAUAUACCUAAUAAUAUAAUAAUAAGUCGUAUAUUAUAUUAAAAUAUCGGCUCAUUCGGAACAAUUCGAAUAGUUCGCGCGCGAUUCUAAUUAACUCGAACCCGGGGCGUAAGUAAGUUUGUAUUAUUCCGCAGCAAAAGAUCAACACCGCCGCCACGCAUUUACCUUGUGGUAGUCCUUAAUUUUAGAUAAAGAUUUUUUUUUUUUUUUUGUUUUUCAAUAGGCUACCCCGCCAUUUUGUUCGUUUAUAUGCAAAACAAAUUUGGGUAGAAUUUAGUCUUUAUAACUCACAACCUUUACGUAUCGCAAGGAGGUUGAAAAAUGACCAAAUAGCGUAGUUUUAUGAAUUUUAGAGUUUAAGUAAAAAACUACUAUUGCAUUUAACGUAAAACUGUUCGGAAACUUUUUAAUAGACUUUUAAAUUGCUUAUAAACAAUUAGUUUACAUAUUUUUCAAUAAAAUCAUUACUAUCCAAGAAAAAAAUAAAACAUGAUUUAUUUCUUUUAUUUGGAAAUCGGGUAGAAUAUUGUUAAUGCAUUGUGUACACAAUUAAACUGCCUACAAAUAAGGUAUGAGAAAAAAUUUCAUUCGAUCGACCAUUUCGUACUUGUUAUAAAAAAAUUAUAAUUAAUUAUAAAUUAAAUUAUCCCGAGAACCUGUACGUUUUCGAUAGAAACGUAUCGACAAAACCGGCGCUGAUGCGCAUUUUUAUUCACAGUAUUGUAAACUCCGCGUCUUUACGCACGCAAUACGCAAUAACAAUACCAAUAAUACCCCUAAUAUGAUUAUCAUGACCUAACUUUAAAAUACAUACGUAAGUAUAUAUAAUCAUCGUAAUAAUAUUAUUAUUAACGUUUGCGCGUGUAUUUAUAAUAUUAUUGCAAACCAUUUUAUCGCAACAAAACGAAAGUACGUGCAUACAUGUAUACGGAACGUCCCGCGAGGAUUUAUUGUGUUUUAUUUACUCGCUGUUAGGUAGUAUUAUUUUUGUAAAGCGACGGGGGUGCGGUAAAUAGUGUUUACGUUACACCAUUUUAUUCCAUAUUAUAUUGCCCCGUGUGAACGCGAAAAAAAUUGUAGGUACUACCAGCUGUACAUAAAAAAAAUAUUGUACGGUUUUGAAUUUUAAGUCCAGUUUACAGUUGUGUUGUUGCUGGUGUUUUUGAUAAUUUACGUUCCAAUUGUCAGCAUUAUUACGGUUACAUAAUCUUGUUUCUCGUGAUCGUUGAAGUGUUAAAAGUUCAUUAUUUUAACUUGGUAAAUUAGUAUUCAAUCCUGUCGUCACAUUCGCAAUAAUGUACCGAAAACUAUUAUCGACACUGUUAUUCGAGUUUCUAAGAUUGUCGUCUUCAUAAACCUAUGAAAAAUGGAUUCGUUUUUAUCAGAUACUCGGUUAACCAAAGGUAUAUUUGGCAAUAUAAAAAUUCUCUCGGGCGUUUUGAUAAGACUCGAUAAUUUUUGCAAGACGGCGACGGUAUGCACAAUACACAUAUUAUUAUGAUACAUGGUUGACAAACAUUAAAAAGAAAAAAAAUACAAUAAUAACCAUUGUGAUUAUUAUAAAGAAACGAAAAUUUAGCUAAAAUUGUCUUUGAAAAACCAAACCAAAUCCAUCUCGCUGUUGAAGACAGUGUUUCGUUUAUGCAAUUUCUCGCUUAGACUAUAAACGCAUUUUAAAUAGAAUACAUUAAGAGUAAUUGUUUAUUGUACGGGUUAGAUUAAUAAUUUUUUGAUUUUUUUUUUUCUGAAGAAUCGAGGAAGCGUUAACAAAGAAAAAUAAAAUAUUUUUAAAAAAACGUCUCAUGUCAAUUUCCUUGAAAACCUUUAGUAUUUCGAAUUUAUUUUCGAGUUUGGUAAUUAAAUCGUCCCUCGGGCUUUUUUUUUUUAAUAAAAUCAAACUCCAAACCCUAUACAAGAUCAACCGAUACAACAUUUGUGCGGUUGUAGUAAUUUUUCUCCACUGUGCAUUAUCCUUUUACAAUAAUAAUUUGUAUAAGUCUCUUUAUCCGCGUUUCAUAUUCUGACUAAUAUAUUGUAAUAACAAAAGUGUAUAUAAUACAAUUGUUGCAUUGAGAAAUGGUAUCGUAUAUUUUUCUGGCCGUCGCUCAUUAACAAGUAAAAAUUGUUCUUAAGUACUUGUUCAAAACUUUUAUCGAUACAUAUAUAUCAUAAAGAACUGAUAAUAUCGCACUUCGUCCAUAAAAAAGUUUUCGAGAAAAAUGGUAAAAGUAAUCCAAUCCAAUCCUCUUUUGAAAGUGUUUUCUCAUUUUUGGGAGGGAAAACAGUCCCAUACAUUUUUCAGUGUCUUUUGUUUUAGAAUCUGAGCGAAGUGAAGUUUUAUUGAGUUUACUACCUAUAUGGUUUUCAUUUUUUUUUUUUUUUUUGAUGUCUGGUAAACAAGUUUUCCUUUAGAAAUUUUGCUCUAAAUUGUAUAGAAAUUUUCAUACAAAAUGUUUGAUAUAAGUUACAUUUAUGAAUUUUUUUUUUUAUUUUUCAUGCUAUUUUCUGAAUAAAUGCUAAUUCUAGCAAUUCUUCGUACAUAAGAAAUAAAUAAACUACGAUAUUAGUUAUAACAAUUAUAAAUGCUAAGUAUUAUAAAUGGAUUGUCGAUCUAUCGUAGCCGAUGAUCUAUCACUUCCUGAUCGUGUUAUGUAAACCUGAUGUUCUUUCACUAAAUAUUGUUUCCGGGUAUUCCUCAACAAUAUUCCUAAUAGUUUGAUCCUAUAUUUCUAACUAUUAUAGGAUAAAAAUAAAAAUUUAUUGUAUGCACCAGAAACUCCAAAUAAGAAAUUAUAUAUUGCUAUUUUUUGCAUAUUGAAAUUAUUUUAGAUUUUCAUAGCUAUUUUUCCUAUAAAGUAAAAGUCGGGUCUUAUCGAGUACCCCACCUUACCCGAUAUUCGAUUAAACCUGAAAAAACCGUUUUAAAAUGAAUUUCGAAAUCUUCCACCGAAUUGGGACGUCACAUCGUGACUAUGGUUAGCAGGAUGCUGUAUAUUUAUUCUGUUCGAAGUAUAUAUUAUAUGUAUUGGAAAAUUCCAGUUCGGUACAAACUUAUUUCGCGAUGUCACGAUUAUGUGCUAAAUUAAAGAACGUUAAGUUUCCCCUAUGUAUGCGUAUUUUUUUAAAAAUUUCUUGCGUGUAUAUUUUACGCGUAAAAUUACUUUCAUAAUUUUUGUUGCAUCGUUAUUUCUAUUGUAUUUGUAUGUUGACAACUCGCCUGCGAAUUUAAAUUUUUGAAAAUUAAUAAAAUAUUCAACUACUUAUUUAAACAAAAACUAUUAAUAUUUACCUAGUAAUAUUUCAAUCUUUAAAUAAAUUUAAUAUUUCAGACCGCAGUAAAGAGGAAAAAUUUAAUUUCUUUAAUACAAAUUUUCUUUUUUUAAGUCGAGCUUUUGAAUUCCCACUGUCGGAUCAUAUAAUAUCCGCUAUAUUUUCGAACGUAUAUUUGAAUGGUUUUCCGCGCGUAUAAAGUCCUAAGCCGUGUACACGACCCUUCAGUGGACGAUAUUAUAUUAUAAUAUUGCCUCAUCCCUCGGCCCGGGUGUCGAAAUAACCCGAGCCGUGAGCGGUUAAGGGAUCGCCCGAUGGGGACCACCGCACGUGGAGAGAGAGAGCAACACUACGUCACAACACCCGGGCCAUCGAUUAUAAGGACAUUAUGCGAUAUUAUAUGAAAGAACAGUGGUGCCAGACGACUGCGAGUAAAGGGAUCAUUAGGGAACGCGCCCCGUCAUAAUAAAGGAGACGUGAUUGACGUAUAUUAUGUAUAAUAUACGCAUAAUGGUUGUCACGGUUUCUGGAAACCUGGAAAAGGCAAGGAAAAACCUAAUGGAACUGAUUUCAGCCAGGGCGUUUGUAUGAAACUCUAGAAUUUUAAUUUCUAAUUUCAGUCUCUACUUUUGUAAGUAAUAACUAUUCAAAAUUCAAAAAAAAUAUCGUUGAUAAUGAAAAUGUUGGUGACACUGUUAAAACUAUCUAAACAAUUUUUAAUGUCGAUUUGAUAAUAUUGUAUUUUCUAUCGUACUAUUCUAUGAUGAUUCCUUUAGUUAAUUUCCUUUUUAGUGUUUUUUAGUAUUCAACUUUAAAUUAAACAAUUUCAACCAUUACGUUCGGCCUUUGACGAGCUCAAUUUUUAACUAGGUAUAUUCAAUCGAAAAAAAAUCCUCGAUUUGUUUUGUGACAUCAAGCCGCGUCGUGGCGUAAGUCACGAAGACGAUGGAAAGCAAUUCAAAAGACCAAAAACCACAAAAAACAGAUCAAUGUAUACUAUAAAAAUUAAAAUGUAUUCUAGGAUUUUUUUAACAUUCCACAGUCCGCAACAGUAAGAAAUAAUUUCUUACAAUUUAAUUUGGAAGAACUGCUAUUCUAUAGCCCGUAGCCCGGUAGUAGAUUAAUGCAUUGCGUAUUAUUGUAUACAGGGUGAUCAACAGAACGUAAAACAUUCAUUAUCUCGUAAGCAUUAAUUUUUUUGGAAUUUCUUAUUACUCCUUGUUUGAAGGAAUGAAACCGUUAUCAACUUUUGAUUUUCAAUCUACAUUUAAAUUUAAAUUUUCAUAUAUAGAUGCAGUAAUAGUUUAAGUAAAUUUUACUGUUGAAAUUUCAGAUUUCCGUCAACCCGUUAACGAGAUAUUCCACUUUUGAGUUUCGGCGGGAGGAGAGUGGUGGAGCAAUAUUAAAACGCCAUGCGGUGCACACAAACAUACUUAAUGCAAUACUACUUACCCCCCGCCAAAACUCAAAAGUAGAAUUUCUUGUCAACAGGUUAACGGAAAUUUAAAAUGUUAACACCAAAAUUGAUUUUAACUACUACUCCAUCUAUUUAUAGAAUUUUAAAUAUAGGUUAUAAUUUAAAAAUAAUAAUAAGGUUGAUAAAGAAAAAAAUAUUCCGAAAAAAUUUGAUAUUUUCCAAGAUAUUUUACGUUAUGUUGAUCACUCUGUAUGCCUACGUAUUUGAAGAUGCGGUCAACACCCCAUUGUUAUUUAACCUGCAAUUAAAUCGAAAACAGUUUCGCGUCUGAUUUCUAUAUAAACCGCACGAUCCGGGACCCUUCGUUUCCUUUUCCUGUUGAAUCAUGUGAGCUCUCGACAACCGUCACGUUUUCGAUUUCGGUGCAUAGCUUUCGAGUAGCCCGUUUCACUCAAGUCAAUUCCACGAACGGCGGAUAUUAAAAUGUUUCUUAACACAAUUUGUUUUCGAAAUUGAGACUUGAAAAUUAUAGAUAGAUAUUUUAUGACAUUCAUAUAGAGCAUUAUACGGCACACGAGCGAAGUUUUACAAUAAAAGCUUAAACGAUUGCAUAAUGAUUAGAAAAAAAAAAACAGAAAUCGAAUUCACGUUAAUUCCUCCAAGAUUAUUGCUGGUUCGUGAUAAAAAAAAAAAAAAAAUCACCCUAUAUAAUGGAAUAUUGUCGCGGCAGAAAACGCACAACGGUACGCAUUUCGAUUCGACGUGUGCGGCGAUCAGCGUAAUAUUUAACUAUAUCUUUUAUCUUAUCUAAGAUAAAAAAAAAUUCAUCCAUCUAUAUAUAUUUAUACUUGUGCAAUGUUUAUAGUACAAAUGAUAUUGCAUGUAUUUUACCUAAUAACAAUAAUUGUAUAUCUACUGGUAUAAAUUUAAAUACAUACCAAAACAAUUGUGAAGGUUCAUAAUAAUUAAAAUUUACUGUGACGAGUCGCGUGAAAUAUUUUUUUCUUUAUAUUUAUGCGUAAUUUUGAAAAUGUCUGUUCAGUUUUGGUUUAGUUAUUGAGUAAUUAAUAAUGUCUACUACCAACGGUAAUUCGGUAACACGUGGCCGGUGUUUAAAUAAUAUUGAAGUACUAUGAGUAGUAUCUAUGGAGCGCACUCUCAACAAGUUAAGACUUAAGUGUGGGUAUUACAAAAAAAAAUGUAUCUUUUUUUUUUUCUUUUUUUUUAUCUAGAUAAAAACGUAUUUAUCUUUAAUCUUUGUCUGGAUAAAUUUGUAUUCAGUCGGCUUUUAUCUUUGCCCCGAUGAUUUUCUGUCGCAUUACCUUGGUCUGUAGACGAAAAUGUACUUAUCCAAUCCCCGACACUGACGGCGGCGGCGUGGUGGCGAACCAUCGCGUACUAUCUCGUCGUCGUCGAUAUUAUCACGCCGCCGCCGGAGAGUCGUCGGGCAUCGGACGCUGUGCAUGUGCGUCGUACAUACGGACCGCGCGCGUCCGCGUGUGCGCGCAAGUACAGCGCGCGGUGUUGUUUAACGCGCGCGUUUGUCGAGCACCAAAACCCUCCCACCCACGGGGCGCACUCCGCGUACGACGGCGACGGCACCGCGCGCGCACAUAAUAUUGUCGUUCGUCGACGCGUUACGCGCGGCGAAUCCCCCGGCGCCCGGGACGGCCGGCCGACUGACUUGCACGCGGCGCGGCAUUUCACGGUACGCCGCGCUGGGAAACGAUUACCGCGGCGUUUAUAGCGCACAGCGGUCGCACGCACGCCGGUUAUAGGUGCCCGUGCCGGAACGCGUACAAUACACGAGCGCGUGUAUGCAUUUAUGAUAUUGCUGUUAUUAUUGGUGCACCGUUGUUGUACUGACGCGAUUAAUCACGGGGAGUUUCCGCGUUUUCGCAUUUUCUCGACGUCGCCGUGCGUCGUGUACACGUAUGCACACACGCGUCGUAUAUUAUUAUUAUUAUUAUUAUCGGAUCGGUUGGAGGGGAAACGACCCUCGGGGAAAUCGGCGGCGCGGCGGUCGAUCGCAAGGCCGGGGCCGGUCGGCCGGUCGGAUUAGCGGAAAUCGUUCUUGCCCCGCCCGCGUCUCCUCGCGCUCCCGAAACCCCUCGGCGCCGUAAUUGACAAUUUCGCCCCCGUAUACGUACAUAAUAUAUAUAUAUGCAGAGAGAGAGAGAGAGAGAUCGUGCGGCAUUGUUAUCGUUAUUGCCGUUGCGGCGAUGGCGUAUUGUGAAAUAUACCGCGGCGCGCGCGAGUCGUCAAUCAUAAUAUAAUACGUCGAUAAUAAUAAUAAUAAUAAUAAUACAAUGUAGGUUAUUAAGGUGCCGGCGCGUCCAUCGUUUGUCGAUUACACGGCACUAGACGCCGCGGUGAACCUGUGCCCGACAACCGACGCGACCGCCGGUGACAAUCGUCGCGCGAGCUUAAACGCGAUACACGUGGGGCUGUCGGCGAGUUGGGUAGAGGCGGGGGGGGGNGGGGGGGGGGGGGGGGGGGGGGGGGGGGUGAGAUACCCACCUAUGUUCUGCGUGUGCACGACGUCGCGCGACGACACCGGGCGUAUACCGCGACGUGACGCGAUCAUCUCGAAACGGUUUAAACGUCCGCGGCGCGAACGCGCCGUGCCGUACGGACUUCAUAACGACUGCGCGUGCGACGGACCGCGCGUCGGGCCAACGCCGGUCGGAAUGAUUAUUGGUUGAGGCGCGUCGAGAAAAGGAAAAUAAGAAUCGUCACUUCGCGAAAAGCCGCAGUGCAGACGUCGCGACUCCGUACGUUGUUUCGGUGGCCCGUCGAACCCGGCGUACGGGUCGGGCGAUCGCCAGACCAAAUUUUGCGCCGGUGACGGCGAGUGUAAUGCCACGAAUAAUAAUAAUACUUAAACGAAAUGCUGUUUCGCGCUGUACUUGUAUACGUACAGUAAUAGUGUAGUGAACGAAAACGAUUUCAUAUUUUCCAUCUCCGCCGCCGCCGCCGUGUCAAAGUCAUAUACGAAAUGUUUUCUAUACAUUAUUUAACGUGGUUCACGUGGCCGUAUAUUUGUAUACGAAAGCUCGACGGUCUUAAAUAUUAUAUAUGUAGUCGGUUUAAUAAUUUAUAUAUUAAAGCUUGAUGAACUCAAUUAAAACCGCCUACAAAGUUUUGCUGCUGCGCCCCUCGCUCUCAUAAUUUUAAUGUUAAACAAAAUAAUAUGCAACUCUAAUACAACUGUUUUACGCGAAAUAUUAUGAUAAAAGCAACAGCGGAGAGUAUUAAUAAUAACGACUAACGGUUAAUAAUAAUCGAUAAAAACGCACGGCCAAUCUUGACCGACAUAUUUUAAUCGCUCGGGAUCUCCGUGAAUAUUGUGUCAUUACCGUUUCGGAAUUGGACUAUACGAAAUGUUUAAAUAUAUGCUUUUUUUACGUCACGAAUUCGCAUACGUUACACAGCCGUUUGUAAUGAGUACCAUCCCCCCCCCCAAUAGUGAAACUGUACUGACAGCCCGAAUUUCCGUCGGUAACGCUUUCUAUUUGCCCAACUUCGAAAAGGCGGUACACGUGCAUUUAUUGGUUCCGUUUUACAAAGGCACGAUAUAGUUAAAACAUACUUACGCGAACUACACAGAACUCGCUUAAUUUUGGUUUUAAAAUAAAAAUACCUAUUAUAAAAUCAAAAGAAAGCGAAAUUCCGGAGGGCAAUACGUUUCGUUUUUCCCCAUUUUCUCCAAACAUAACAGUCGAUUUACCGUUUAUAAAUAACGGCUUUUCAACGUUUUUUUAAUUUACUAAAACUUAAAAAAAAAAAAAUGUUUUCAAAAAAACGCAACAUCCUGCCCUCCGGAAUAUUGUUCUCUAUCAAUUUGAUAAUAGGUGCUUUUACUUUAAAAACCAAAAUAAUGCGAGUUCUGUUUAGUCUACGUAGGCAUUUUUUUUACCAUUUGUUAACAACUUUUCUACCAAAUAUAUUCCUUCGAUUUUCAAGCGUAGCAUCUUUUCUGUUCUUAAAUUAUGUCUCUUCAUUUUUUUUCUUUGUAAACUUCACAAACAAAACUUAUGUCACAGUUUACUUUUCCACGCGACUCGCGACUAGAGUACAUAUAUAGUCUGUAAUUAGGCAAUUUAUACGUCCAUGUGCGUGUCAAUAAAAUAAUAAUGGAAUUGCUAUUGAAAUAGAACGACGAAUAAGUGUUAAUUUAUAUAAAAUAAAUAUACCUAAUUUAAUUUAGUACCUACGGCGCAUCUUAACGUCUGACGUGGAGUUCCGAUUUGAAUUUUUAAAAUGGAUUUGGAUUCGCGACUGUAUUAUUUAACUUUACACAAAGUCCGAUUCAAUAAUAUUGCAUCUCGAUAAACAAUGUUAUCAGACAAAAUCGUUAUAGUUAUUCCUACGUUUUUGCACUCGAAUGUAUUAUUUCUUCGUGAAGACGAGAUAGAGGGUGGACCUCCUACCUAUUGAAAAACCGAAAAAUUUCUCUACGCGUUUACUAAGUAAUAUAAUAAAUUAAUAUAAUGGAUAGUUGUUCAAAUCUAACGUCCGCUCGGAAUUUGUUUUUGUACGUAUAUAUGUUUUUAACGAAUAUUCGUAUUGUUUAUCGUUUCAACUCGGGGCUGUAUCGUAUAAAACGGCUCCUGGCAUUUGAAUCCAUAUUUCCAGGUUCUGUAUAAAGACCCCACUCGGGACUACAGUUUAGCAGGGCCGGGAAGGAGCCUUUUCUUCGAUCGGUUUUUUUUAUUUUUUAUUUUUCGUUUGGUCGGUCGGCUGGCUCUAAAUUACACUUAGCACUGCAAUCGUCGUAUCUUGGCAAAGAACGUUGGCAGCUGUGCAUCUUAAUGAGCCAAUUGUGUUUUUAAUCUCGUAGUUCACGAGCCCUCCAUGUUGAUAUAUAUUAUGUACCGGUGACGUCAUCAUCGGAACCACCGCCACUGCCCGUUUAACUUCCGAUUCCGGUGUCUCGGGGUGUGCGCAGCGUUUCCCGACCCCGAAACCAUUGCAGCAGAACCGGACGUAUUAUAACUAUAUACCCGUAUAUAUAUAUAGUUAAAAAGUUAUUCCCUCGGCACCCGCAAUGGUUAUUAAAAGACGUAUAAAAUAUAAAAUAAUCACCCAAAAAGUUAAUAUAUAUAUUGAUUAUUAGCAGUCGAUUACUGUGCGGUCGGUAAACAACUUCCUUUCAAAAUUUAACAUUGCAGCUACUAUGUCAUUAACCCUAAAACGGAUGAAGUAUAUUUAUUCUAAAAAUUUAAAAUUUAAUUCACUCUUCAACUUCGGGUCUAAAAAAUAUAUUAUUGAUGUAAAUAAAAAAAAGAGCUAAUGAAGGUCGAUCUCUGUAAUGCUGCAUUUUGUCGGCAUCGCAACCCACGCCGCCAAAAUAAAGAGCACAGGAGAAUAAAAUUAAUAAACAACUUAUUUUUGGAUGUUAAAAUGGUCGGAUCAGAGGAAGGAAAAUUGAAAACCUUGUUUAGUUAUUUUUUCGAAAUUUUAUCAUUUUAAUCCGAUUAACAGUUAGAAUAUGUACAAUUAUGUAAAGAAAUUAUAAACUUUUCUGUUUUUUUCAAUUUCAAGACCUUUUUGUUCUUUUGUUGGUUAAUACUUAAAAUUCGAUACAUAAACUGCUCAACUCUAUACCACAGUUUGUACCAAUUUAAGCUUUACCUCCUAAUAUUUUGUUACUCGAAAUACUAUAAAUGUUAAAAAAUUCCGUAUAUCUAUAUAUAUAUUUUAACCGGUAUAUUUUUUAUUUUUUUUUUUACUGCUACUUAAAAGAUACCGAAAUAUUGACCUUGUCAGAAUUUGAGGUUUUAUGGAAACGUGAACGCACGCGAUAUCCGUGUCACGACUUCACGAGUGAAUUCCCGACCGCAAAGUUUUAUAAUCGCCUCCGAUGAUCGAUUCCCUCUCAAAUACGACUGCGAUGAUGCUAUGAGGUUCUUUUUUUUUUUAAAAAGAUUGCGUAGAUAUAAAUAUUAUUCAAAUUUCCGAGUAUUCGGUUUCCAUUGUUAGCUGUCGUUUCUCAAAGUUCGAUUACAAACUACAUCCCCCGAAACAACUACUGCGGCGGCGGUCGUAACAUUUCCUUUGUCGAAGGUUUUGCGAAUAUUAUUUUAUUUGUUGUGUACUCGUUCCCAAACCGUUUAGGAAUUUCUUCUUUACGCACUUGAUUGCGUUGUCGUUGUCAUCGUAAAAAGUAAUGCGCGUUCAAAAUAAUAUUCGUUUGCGAUGGUUUUCGGGGCCUUUGUACUGAGUGUAAAUAUAAUAGUUCGGUUUUCGACAUAAUAAUAAUAAUAAUAUACAAUUAUAUCGAAAAUCUCAUUAAUAUUUCAGCGUUUUAUUAUAAUUCUUCGGGCUGCAAUUUCGAAUUCGUAAUACUCCAUGGAUAACAAUAAGUGCUCGUUAAUUUACAUUUCAAUAUCUCCCAAUUCGAUAAAAAACAAAAUGUGCAUACAUUCAUAAAUGUACAAAUUAAAACAAUACACAACUUUUUCGGCUUUCAGUUACACUUUUUUUGAGUAUGCAACAUUUAUGCAGUUAUCAAAUAAAAUUACUGUGCUUUACCACUGGAAUACCUAUGCAAAAAAAAAUCACUUCUCGUGUAAUAACCUCAUGAGUCAUAAUAAAAAAUGUAUUAAAGUAGAUAAACAAAACAAAAUGUAAAAGCCGAUUUCAAUAUUCGAAACCUGUAUUCUUAUCCAUGUAUUGCGGCAAAUCUAAUGAUUUCGCCCUUUAAUCCCGUUAAUUUCAAAAUUUGUAACAGCUUGACAAAACUCGGAAAAUCAGUGUAGAGGAUAAAAUAGAAUAUUAAAAAGCUUUUGAAGUGUAGAAAAUGUCAAUAUGAAGAACUAAUAAACAGAAUGAAUAGAAAACGAGGACUUUGACUUAUCUAUAGUAUGUAUAAUUAUUAAAGUCCGAUGGGAUAGGAUAAUUCAGUUUGACGAAAAGCGUCAUACAGAAGAGAUGACACAAAAGGUGGUAUUAGAAGAGGCAGGCCAAGAGAACGGAUGAAUAUUGAGUACACAUGAAACAAAUUAUUAUGAUGAGCGUGGAUAAUGAUAAUAAGAUUAGUUACGAGGAUUUAAAGGAAUUAAUAAUUCGGUAUACGAAACGGCGGCGUGAAAAUCCGCUGCGGCAAACCAAUCGGAUGAUGACGAGGAUAAAAGAAGAAAUAAUGAACAGAAUUAAAACGUGUAGAUUCACGCGUAUUAUUAUAAUAAUAAUAAUAUUGUACAGGUAUACUAUUCUAAUAGAUAAUGACGCGUGGUGUAUACCGGGUCGUCUGAGAUAGUUUUAUACGCGUGACGUGACAAAAUCCAUCAUAAUAUUAAUACUCGACAUCCGCGUGUAAAUAAGGGGGCUGAUGAUAAUAAAUUACAGUGUUUCGCCGAGAUAAAAGAUCCGCUAAUUAAAUUGGUCUAUAUAAUAUACGAAGGUAAACAGAGAUAAUAAUAUUAUGUGUGCUCGUACCUACGCGUACUAAUGGUUUUAACAAUUAAAAUUACGCUGCACACUGCAAUUGUCUGUAACGAUAUUAUUGCAGCCAUUCCGUGCAGUCAGUGCGAACAUUAUUCGUAAUUAUAUAUUAUGUACUUACCAUUAUUUAUAGCAGUUUAACGAGUUGAUUUUCCUUUAAUGCAAUCACGUCGGUAAUAUUAUUUUAUCUUCUUUUUUUUUUUAUUAUUUAAUUGUUAGGUUUUUUUUUUUUUUUAAAAAAAAUCGUUCAUCAUAAUCCAUAAUAGUUGUCGUAGUCACUAUAAUAAUAUAUCAACGAAAGUAAACAGUUGAACAAUCAAUAUAAAAAAUGUAUUAAGUUAACGGCCGGAUCCGUCGACUAUUAUUAUAUAAAUGUUUCUCUGAAUAUAAUAUUGCAGUUUGUUUGUUUGAUUUGGUUUUUUUUUUUUGUUGUUGUUGUUGUUUUUAUUUGAUCAAUUAAAACAACAAAACCAAUUUUUUUUCCUCUUUAAGAAAACGGCGCGGCACGUGGCACGGAGAUAGUGAAAAUCAGUUUUUCAAAAUUCAUUAACGUUCAAUCUAAAUGACAAUGUACUACAUUCCGAAACAGUUUGGUUGCAUUUCAUUGAUUUUGGCUCAUAUUGUUCCAAAAGUCAAUAUUUCUGACUAAAUUUCGGUCAUUGGAUCCGAUGUUCGAUUUUACCAUUUUUUUUAAUCGAUGUUUUAUAUCAUGUCCUAUUUACCAUAAUUUAAAUGUAUACCGGAGGUAUAAAGUGCCUAUAUUAUACUUGAUAAUAAUAUAGGAAAAGUUUUUCAAUAAUGAAAUCAUUAUGUUGCAUUAUCCAACACAAUCUAAAUAUUUUGAAACCACCAAUCACGUACCGUGAAUUUUCAAUGGGAUGGGAUUUAGUAAAUAAUAAUCAUAAUUCAUGAGUUAGACGUCGAAUUGAAAUUGUACAAUAAUAUCUAACCCGAUAAUGAGCAUCUAAAUUCCGAAUCUAAAAUUAUUCGAUAAUUAAUUUAUCUAUUUUUAUUUGAUAUUUAAAUAAAAUAUAUGAUUCAAAGAAAAAUAACUUAUAUAAACACUCAUAUAGUUGUUGUAGUUUUUAAGCCAAGGAGUGAGAGUAUAUUAUUACCUUAUCGCAUGACCUCUACGCACCUCACGAUAUUCAAAAACCUUCCGACUGAUUCGUCGUUGAAUUUUUUAAGACGAUGUUAUAAUAAUAUAGCAAUAUUCUAUACCUACGUAUAAAAAUGUACACAUAUUUUCAAUUCCCCUAUUAUGCUUAUCUCGAAUUCGAGUGCCAUGUGAGUAAUACGAGUCGAGCUGAAUUUUCACACAUAUACAUACGUGGUGUCAACGUUAUAUCUUCGUAUAUAGAGAUUCGUUGACGUGACAUGAAUGCCCGAUAUGCUCGUGUAUGAAUAAUAUGAAAAACGUAUGGAAAAAUUGCGAUUUCGAAAACAUUUCCGAACGUGACGGACUGAAAAAAAAUCCAUGCGCGGUGACGUUUCGAAAAAUACACGCGACUAUAGAAAAAAAACAAUUGAUUACGAAAAACGUUGCAGUCGUCAACUAGUUGUCUGUGUGGUGCUUUUUAGAUAUCCCCAGAAGAUUGCGAUACGUCAUCCGGUUCAUAAUAAUAAAAAUAUACCACUCGACCGUAAAAAUUAUACCGCACUAAAGUAUGCAAUUUGAUAUUCAAUAUGAUUUCCGUAAAUAUAAUAUAUAAUAUUAUCGAAUAUAGGAGAAAAAUAUGAUAGAGGCGUUCGAAAUGCGUUACUGUUAUUCAAAAAGAUACAAAAUAAUAUAAGUCGUGUGUUGAACCAAUGGGGUCACUAUAAUCAUAUUGGUUCUUACCAGGCAACUGAAUAUUACCAGGCACUUUGAUUUUUAUCAUUUCUUGAUACCAUAUUGAUAGUUGAAUAUCUGUAUAUAAAAACAAAUGUAUGAACUACGCAUUUGCAGAAAUUUCCAUUACCGAAUUGCUGCAUUCGACAUUCGUCCCAUAGUAUCCACCAUAUAUAUUUUUUUCUAAGAACACACAUCUCAGUAACCUGCAUUGAAUAAUUUUAAACAUAAAAGUAGGAUUAAAUAAUAUUUGGUUUAAUUUUGACGAUAGAUAAUUUGUACUUUAUUAGUAUUACGUGUAAAAAAAAUGCAAACAAAAAAAAAACACUUUAACCAGCUAGACAAAAUUUGGUACCAAAAACUAAUCUUAAAGUUGAUGAUCGAAACACUGGUAAAGAAAUUGUGUUUACGGUCAAAAAAACAAAAUAAAUAUAAUUUCCAAAUAAAUGAUCUAAAAAUGCUUACAACUCGUGUGUCACUCGGAGAUUUUCUUCGACUUUUGACACUAUAAAUUUAUAACAAACUAAAACACCUGACUAUCAAUAAUAUUAAUUUUACAAAAAAGUAAAUAGCCGUUUAUUAUUGUACGAUUGAUAAAUAACGGUUUUGGAAUUAUUAAACACGCAUCAGUUAUCGGUAUCUGGUUCAAUUACAAAAACGUUUACUAGUUUCUAUCGGAAAUUUUAAACAAAACGUAUCUUCACACGUCGUGCGCUAUUAAACUGUUAGUUCUUCCGAUCCAAUGAGUUUUUUCACUUAUUAUUACAAUUUUUUUGUUUAAAAUUCAUAACGUGCACAGUCACGUCGCAUCCACUUGUCCGAACUGAACCCUCAACCUUUUCCGAUUCGUUCGUAUUUCGUUUAUACAGCUUCCCCCCCCCCCUAUAUCUAAAAUACACCUAUACGUGUACGAUAAUAACAAUAUGAUAUAUUUAUAUUUGUGUGCAUACGUGCGGGGGAGUGUGAACGGCGCCGUGGUGUCCAGCCAGGAAGAGCUUAUAACCGGAACGCGAUCUCCGGUCGAGCCGUUACAAUUAUCGCGUACAUAACACGCGCCGCCCCACUAUAAAAGUCACACGACUCUGCGGCCAUUUCGUUCUUUAAAAUCCGGAUUAUCUAUACACAAUAACGUUCGAUAUAAUAUUAUAGUACGAUCGAAUGCCGACGGAGAGGUUCGUCUUUAUAUAUACCCCUCCCCGAACAAAGAGUUUAAGGAGCGAAUAACGAAACGUCGUGGCUGUCGCCCCGUAAAAUCGAUGUGGUUCAUAAACACCAUGAGAGUGCCACGAACCUUCGAAUGUCGGUCUCAGUUGUCUUUGGCCAAUGCGCUACGGAGUUUUUUCCACGGGUUAUUUGUAAUAAUUGCGGGGGAAUAAAAUUUGUCUAAACAAACAAUUUGGGAUUUUUAAAAAGUCUAUAUUAAAAACAGUCAAUUUUACUUAUUCCGAUAUUGUGUUAUGAAUACUCAAAUGAAGCGAUAAAUAUUUGAAUCUGAUAAAAAAAAAAAUAACGAUAAAUUAUAUCCGUUAUUGAGAAUCGCUUUUUAAAAUAUCGUGAGACCUCGCACAAGGUAAUAAGUGAUUAAUAAGUGCACGUUCUACACCGCGAUAUAUGUAUGCUAAAUGAUUAAAAAGUUUAAAUGUCUAAAACAAUCAUAUAAAAAAAUAGUAAGUUUAUGGAAUUAUGAUAAUUGUGAUAUAAUGUUUAAUAAUUAUGGACAAUUUUAGUAAUACAUACAUUUUUUCAAAAUAAAUCGCCCGCGUAUAAUCUAAAAUGUCCUGGGCAAAUGCUAUCCGGAUUAUUUUAUCAUUAUUAUUAUAGUUUUCGCAUAUUAUUUUUCAGUAUUCUUCAUAUGUAUUAUCCCGGCCUCCACACGUACAUUAUAUAUAUUAUGCACUAUCGGGGCUUCGAAUAUGACUUGUAUUUUUUUAAUUUUUUAUUAGAGAAAGGUUAAAAGUUCAACAUAAAUUGCCAUGACCCUGCAGUGACGUAGGAGUGCAUAACAUAUUAUUAUUAUUAUAUGGAAUUUCUAUAUAAUAAUUAUAUGCCGUUCUGGGUCUGGUUUAUCAAAGUUUGGUGCAGUUCGUAAUCUACAUAUAUUAGAAACUAAAAAGAACUUUCGACGUACUGCAGUGGAGAAAUAUAAAUUUCGUGUUACCACAUUUGUCCUCUGUGGCCUGGAGGUGUAUAGCGAGUAAUAAACCUGCUGUAUUAUUAUUAUUAAACUUACCGCGGCGAAUAUUUUAUUCCCCCGUUGAAUAUAAUAUUAUAUAUGAACACCUCAAUAUAAAUCAUCGUGUGCUAGUUUUUUAUCGGAUAUUUUUAACAGGGUAAAACGUCAUUAAAACCCAACUCAAACAUUGCUCUUCGUAUCCAGGGACGAACAAACCGAUUUUUUAUAGACGUGUCCAGAACUCUUUAAGUCUGCUAAGGUGGAUUGUACAUUUUAUUUGUAUAUAAUAUGUACGGGUACAUUGGUUUAACUAUGAUGUAUGUUUUUUCGUGUCUUCAGACAACAUUUUUACAAAAAAAACUUUAAAAGAACUUUUUUUUUAAAUGUUUGAUCUAGUUGUUGCAUUAGGAGGUAAUUUUAGAAUCUGAAAAUUUGUUCCGGUUUUCAAGUGUAAUACUUUUUCUAAAAGUAAAUUUAACUGGGAUGGUACUUUAAGAAGGUCAUUUUUUCAUUUGGGAAAAACGGAAAAAUGUAUUAUUUUCAAAUCGUAAGUAUUACUUAAAUAUGUAUACAAAAUAUAUAUAACCGAACUCCGCUUAGAAUCAUAUUUCGUUAGCAAAGAUUAAUCGUUGCAUGCAUUAUGAUAUACGUUAAAUUACAUUAAAUUUCUAUCUUCCUAACUUCUCACCUACAACAGUAGCCAACCCUUCGUGUGAAGUAUGUCCGUUUGUUUUUGAAUUUCCCUUUGAGUUUUCUUUAUAAAUAUGAAAAACUAAUAAUUGUUUAUUUGUUUUUCAUUGAUUACUAAGGUAACUCAGAACCUUAGUAGCAAGGGGAAAAAUUAGACUUAUAAUACUCUGUUCAGUAUUCUUUUUCAUUAGCAAUAAAUUAUUUUUGCGAACACAUGUACAUUUUAUUACUCAAUAUUUUAUUUUAUUUAUUUAUUUAUUUAAAUAUUUACAAACAUACAAUUACAAUACUUUAAUUAUAUAACAUUAAUUAAAAUUAUUAUUACACCUCUAUUGUAAAAUUCACACUUUAUACAUUUGUAUAAUGUAUGCGAAUGUCGUCAGAUGUGCGCGUUCCGUUUCGGUUUAUUUCUUUUUAUCAACUACUAACAGCCAAUUAACAAAAAAAAUAAUAAUAAUCAUUUCAUCUUGAAAAAUCAUAUCAUAUUUAUCUAUAUACACAUACAAGGUAUUAUAUAGGACAAAGAUAUACAAACGUCCGUAAUUUACGGAAAUUGGAUAUGUAAAAAUCGAUUAGGUCGGGCUAAAAAAAAUCCGUGUACGUAUUUUAAUCUUAUCUGCGUAUAUCCGUGUGAAGUUCAAAGAAACCGUUUUUUUUCCGCUAAGUCAAUGCCGCGAAAUUUACGUGAUGUGUUUGACUUGUGUCUUCUACAGGUGAAACGAUAUCAAGUUUGCCGGAAAAAUUUACCGUUAAAAGAAAAUAAGUUCCUUCCUUUUUAUUUUCCUAUCCCCGCACGAAUGUUCCGCUAUAUCCGUACAGUUUGUGUGUAAAACAUGUAAAUUUAUGUUUCAAAAGUGAAUUUUUACGCGCGGAGUCCAAAGAAAAAAAAACAACAAACGCUUUCGACGCGUUUCCGGGGUGCGCUUAUUGGAUUUCAGAAGGUGACGGUCGGGGAAAAGGGUCGUGGGCGGCGAUUCUAUGGCUUCUCCUCGAGGGAAAAAAUAAUAAACGCAUUGUGUUUCAUAAAUCUAAAGGUUCGCAACCAGAGGCAGAGGCCGUCGAAAAUCUCCGCGCCUGGCGUCGGUGUCGUUUGGUUUCGGUCGAGAACUUAAUAUAAAUACAUAUAAAGUAUAUGUAUAUUAUAAACAUAUUUUUUUUUAUUUUUUCCCACUAUUCAUUAUUUUAUUAUUAAAAAAAGAGAAUUGUUUCUGGUAAUUUUCUAUUUUAUCCCCGCCUUUUGUGUGUGUGUAUGUAUUUUGUUAUAUUUCUGUCAGUCGGACGACGCUCAUCGAGAAUAUGUUUAUUAUUAUUAUAAAUUAUAAAUAAACAAAAAACUCUGUCAUCGUUCUUCAGUUUUGCAUUCUCUAGACGUCAGGCGAUCGUUGGAAGUUGUUCAAAAAUCAAGCCGAAAAAUGUCCUUCAAGCCAGAUAUUUUGAUUGAACGUAGAACACUCCAUUGCUCCAUAAUAUUAUGUACUAUAUACUUUUACCGGAAUUUUCUUUUCGACUACUUUAAUUAAGAUCAUCUAAUACAUGGUUACUCAAAGUCUCAAACUUCGUAAUAUUUACUCAGGUACUCUUAUUUAUUUUGCCCGCCUCGUCUCAUAAAUAUUCGUUAUCUCUUAUCAUUGAUGUUUUUUUGGGCUGGGUGAACAAAAUACAAAUGCGCUUUUCCAGACACCUUUACGCGGUCAGCCGCACGGUGUGUUUGUGUGAAUAUGUAUGUUUUUAGCUCAGUCAGAGUGGUUGGGUUCGCCGCGCAAAGCUGAGGAGCUACGUGAUGGCGGUGGGUAUAUAUGUGUGUAUAUAUGUAGGUAUGUGUCUUAAAUACUAAAGAAAAAGGGUAACUAGAUAAAUAUUAACUCAAAAUGCGGUGAUGCCUAACUAAAGCCGGGUUCACACGGAGUCGUAAACUGGACGAGAAUACUACUGUUAGAAUAGUUAGUCGUAAUCACUACCUGGUGUGAACUGGUAGUCGUGGUAGUGGGAGUCGUCAACGACCAAAAAUAGGUCGGUCGUGAUUACUCCGCCAUGUUGGAGUGAACACGACCGGUUUAGUCACCCACCAAAUGUGAAGUUUCUAACGUAUAUGUUUCGAUUUUUGUCCCAAUGAAAUAAUAAAAUUUACUAUAAUUUAUUAAUUAAAUAAAUUAAUACAUUUUAUUUUUAUGUAAUAAUAAUUUAUAACAUUUCCUACGUCAGCGUACAAAAUGUCAGUGUACAAAAUGAAUACAAAACAAACAAAUCAAUUUGUUGAAUUGUAUCGCGAUGCGGAACGUUUGUGGAAAUUAAAUUCUGAAGUGUACAAAGACAGAGAUGCAAGAGAUAGAGCCUUAAAAAAAAUAUACACAAAUAAAUAAAAAACGUAUAAUGAACAACUACAUGUCAGCGGCGGUUCGUUUCUGGUCGCAACGCCUUUCAGACACUAAUUCGUGUGAACUGGAGGUCGUAUAUUGGAAAUUUGGAUGCGCGAUUCUAAUAUUGUGCCUAUCAAUCGGCGCCAACAGAUGUUAUCGUCGUUAUAGUAUUAUUUCGUGAUAUGGACCCCUCCCCCCCUCCCCGGUUUUUUCGUACUACAGGAUACUGAUUUGAAUAUAAUAAUAAUCAUAAUAAUAGUACAAAAAAGAAUACCCUUCGUCGCCGUGUAAUCUCGUGGCCCAUGUUCUCCGCGCUUAGAAAUCCGCGGAGGAGGGAGCCUGUAAAUUCGACCGUAAUUAACCGACGGGGGCGGAAGGCGGCGCCUUCGGAAACGUGUCGCAUUAAUCAAAACUCGGGGAAAACCGUCGCCGCCAAACGCCGCCCGAGGACGAGAUAAUAUUCGAAGAACAUUCGCUCGCCCACAGCGUGCACAACAUCCAUAGCCUUUGUCGUCAUCCCCGCAUCCGAGUCCGAGGACCUCUCCUUCCCAUUCCACCUACCGCCACAACCGCUUUGGCAGUCUCCGAAAUAUUAAUCGCGUUAUUGUAUAUUCAAUAAGUAUUCUGCAAUCGUACGGGAAUCGAAAAACCAAAUAAACAUCGUCGUUGGCCAAUCGCGAAGAUAAAAAGCAGGGUACCUGUACGAAUAUUUAGAAUUAAAUAAAAUCAAAUAUAGGUCUAGGCAACAAAUUGUUAUUUGUGUACUCAAAAUUAUAAUAUACAAGGUGUCCCACGAGGAUUCGACAAAUGCAAUAACUUUUGUUUUAUUCAAUAUUUUUAGUACAAACAUUUUUUUUUAAUUUUACUAUAAUUUUUUUAAAAAAAUUCAAAAUAUCCUGACUAAUAGCUGAUAACUGAAUAACUACAGUAGGUAAUAUUCACAUUUUCAAAAACUUCAAAAAAUCGUAGAAAAUAAAAGACUAUACUAUAACAAAGUUUCAACCAUCAACAAUUUUCUAAAAUGUUUUAUUUUAAAAUCCUCCCUCUAAAAAAAAAAUGUCCACGUAUAUAAACUAUAACGUUGAGGCAUACUAAUUAUUUACAAAAAAAGGAAUAUCAAAAUUGUUGAAUAGAACAAGAGUUAUUGCAUUUGUCGAAUCCUUGUUGGACACCCUGUAUUGGGAUUACUUCAGGGCAGAUACUUUAUAUGAACAAUUUUUUUUUAGAUAUCCGACAAUUUAAAAAAUAAUAAUAAUUUAAACAAGAUAAUAUUUUAAUUUUGUAUAUUGCAACAUGAAUCGCGUGUAUCCCAUAGUAUGCUUUGAAAAUAAAAACGACCGACGACGUUCUAAACGAAAUAAAAUUUCAACAAGUUCUAACGAAAUAUAGCAAAACAUAAUAGUGGCGAAGUAUAUUAAUGAAAAAAAAAAAAUCCUUUUUAUCGGUUUAUAUUUUACGUUAUCGAAUCCGUAUAUAAUAAAUUAUUAACUUACCUACCUAUAUUCAAAGUAAAGUUUCCAAUAUUUUGUAAGCAACGUUUUCCUAUAUAUAUUAUAUUAUUAUUUUUCUAACUUUUCGUUUAUUUUUUAUACGUUCUCUGGCCGAAAAAGUAUCUUUUGUACAAACACAAAUGUUGUGUUUCGCUAUAUACAGUUUUUUAUUAUUAUUAUUUAUUUUUUUUUUUUUUUUAUCUCCCGGGUAGUUCGUUUUUCAUCUCUCGGGCGUAAAAAUAAAAAAUAUUAGGAUUUUCGCGUUACACGGGUUGUUGUGCGGUAUAUAUACAAGACCUAUGGGACUUGUCUACGAUCAUAAACGGAUGUAUUAUAAUCCGUUUUUAAGCUUGUUGCUCAAUUUGGAUUUACGACGGCUAAGGGUGUACCUUAUAGCUAAAGAUUUAUGUGGUCGUAUUGUCACAAUACGAAUAUAAAUACAUAUAAUACCAUUAAUAAUAUCUAUGAAUCAUAUGGAUCUUUUGUCCCAGGGAAGAAGAGCUUAAGUCAAAUUUGGAAUUUGUUUUUGUUUUUUCAUAAAAAUUACGUGUUUUAUAUAAAUUUGUCUCCUUUAUUUUUUGAUCUAAAUGGCAUACGAGCAAUUUGACCUGUAUUCAAACACAUGUAUUAUUGUACUCAUAAUUAAAAUAUCUCAACUCACUAUGAUGUAGUUAUUGUUUGACAAAGAAACAUAAGUCGUAUAAUUAUAUGACUGAAGCCUUAGUGGGCUGAACAGACUUAACGCCAACGAUUGCCUGAUGUCAUCACUCAUUUAAGAAUUAUGCCAUUAAACGAUCUGUUAAGCAGUUUUAAAAAGUUAAAUUUCUUUUAUUGUAAAACUAUACAAAAAUUGACUAAAGUUCUUCUUUCCUAUAUAGAACAAAAAAUAUAAUACAUCAUUGAGAAGUUCCGAGCUAGAUUAAAGAAAAUUUUACAAUUUGUUUUUUCCUUAAAAGAAAAUGAUACUUGCAUGGACGUACUAUCUCCGUCUAAUAAAUCUAUUUUUGUAUUGUGAUAUUUCUCUUACUAACAACGCAUAUCUCGCUAAUUAAAAUACCGAUAAAAAACCAACGUUUCAUAUUUUCCAAUCUAAUCUAGCCAAACAAUAAUGUACGUUAAAGUAUAAUAAUUAUCCAUCAUAUUUCAUGCCUAAACUAACCGUAAACUAUUUCCACCAAUAUGCGAUCGGUGCAGGAAAUAUUAAGCUAUUUAUUUAUGCCGGCGCGUUGUAUAGGCAAAUUCGAUACACUCGCGCACGUGUGCCGUCAAACAUGAUUCACGAGUUCGUAUAUAGUUUGUGUAGGUAUAUUAUUAUGUAUAUUAUUGUUUUACCGAGGGUAGGGAAAAAAAUACUAACUUGUCGUAAAAAUACUUUCCCUCCAGUUUCACGUUUUGCACUUCUACUUAUGUCAAAUCAUGUAUAUAUAGGUAUACGAAUCGAUUUAAAUCCCUGGCGGAAUGUCGCGAGAAAAAACUGCAAGAUCCAGAGUGGCUUUAUUCGUUAUUUCAUUAUUAUUAUUAUUAUUAUAUACUCGGGUAUAAGUUAUUGCUUUAUUAGAAUGUAAAAGAAAAAAAAAAUUAAAUAGUUCAUAAUAAAACAUAAUUCUCUAUUAAAUCCGAUUUAUACGUUUUAUUAUUUUUGUUCAAUAUAGGUAUUUACCUAAAGAUAUCUUACAGUCUAAAAUCGCGAAUUUCAAAUAGCAGAAUGACAUUUUCUUCUUUUUCAUAUAUUUAAAAUCGAUUUAUUUAAUAACUCACAUAAAUACGGAUAAAAAAAAACUAUAUUUGGUUUAGGAAAACAUAACUAACCUAAUUUUCGAGAAAAAAACGAUCUAUCGUACUUAAUGAUUUUAUCACCGACUACUAUAAAUUAAUUAUUAUUUUUGAAUUAAAUCGCGUUUCUUAUUUUAUUUUUUUCAAAUUUCCUUUUUAAUUAUAAUUUUUAUCAAUCACGGUAAUCAUUUGAAAUGAUUUAAUUUUACAAAUAAUGUAAAAUGAUUUACACAACUUGAGAAAUCCUAAACCGAUUUCAUGGUUUCGAAAUCAAUGUGUAAUUUAUUAAUACAUAGACAAAAUAAAUUCUUUUGUGUCUAAAUUUUGGUAAUUUAUCAAUCGUCUCAUCAAAAACCAUAGAAUAUUGAUGACGGACAAAUACUGCGAUUUAUUAACGGAAAAAAAAAUUAAAUGUGAUAUUUUCCGAUGAUUUUCCUCGUAUUGGCGUAUUUUGUUUUAUUAUUUUGUGUAUAGAAAUAUAUUUUUCAUUCAAAUGUGUAUGGGGAAACGAGAGCUUCCGGCUUUUCUUCUCGGAUCAAACGUAUAAAUAAAUAAAAUAGGCGGCUGAGUAAAAUUGAAUUGCAGAAAACAGUUGCCGUUCCCACUCGUACAUACGAGAUUACUUUUGGCACGACAAAAUAUUAUUGUGCACGAUAUUCUCUUACACGACAUAUUUUAUUAUCCGACUUUCUUCGAAAAAUUAUUGUGGACAUCACACGUGAAUCACUUAUAAUAACCUUACAUUUUGCUGAUACUGCUGAUGAGAAUGUAUUUUAGAAGGCAAGUUGAAAUAGAUUAUAUAAUUUAUACCCAUACGCAACGAUAAAUCAUUAAUAACAAAAAACAAUUCUUACCAGAGUAUUAUUAAUCAUAUUUUUAUUAUUUUUUUUUUUUUUUGCCGAAGUAGCUCAGAAAUUAAUAAACAUUUACAAUAACUUGCCAGUUUUUUUUUUUCCAUUUAUUAAUGACAGUACAAAGAAAACUAAUAAAUACCUCCUCAAUACACCAACUAGAUCAAAAAUGCUAUCUAAAAUUAUGUUUUGUUGAAAUAGAGUCCUUUUUAUUUUUAUUUAACGUGUCAAUUUAAAUUUCAAACUUCUUACGAUAUCAUAAAUUAUAUACAUUAUGUAAUCCUGUCCAGAUCUAAACAUAAUGUUAUCCUUUUAUUUUCCUUAAUUAAAAGCGAUUCAUAAAAUAUAAACUUUGAAAAACGUACAAAUUAAACUCGCGUUAUUGCAGUAUUCGCGGAUAUCAUCAAAAUAGGAUUAUUAAAGUUGAAUUUUCUACGCUACUUAUACUUAUGUAUAAAAUAUUAUAACGCUCGAUUCAUCGAAAACAUCGUGUUUUGUUUUAAGUUUCGACGAUACAGGAGUUCGUAACAAAAUACAUUAAACUCGAACAAAGUUUAUUUUUUUUUUUUUUUUUACAUAUAUAAUAUUACCUAAAAAGCUAAAAUAUGUAUACCAGUCACGCACGCGAGUAGCUGGUAUUAUAAUACGAUAAAAUUAUCUCAUCAUUGUCCAGUAUAUGAUAAGUAUUAGAUUUUAUCGCGUGUUCCAUGUUACAUAAAAUAUAAUAUAAAACAUAUCGGUUAAUUUAUUUAAAUCAAAAUAUUUCAAUAAAACUUUGUCUAAUAUAAAAUCAAUUUACUUUAACUUUAAAAAUAAUAAAAACACAUAUACAUAUAUAUAGUUUUUAAAUAUAUUCGUACAUAUCUGUAACUCAUAAAGAAAAAAAAUAGCGUAUUUCUUUGUUUUAGUUUUCUCAAUAUUUUAAAAGUUAUACUAUAAUAUAAACAAUCAGAGUUAAUUUUGAAGUUUUUCUCCAUCAUCCCUUAUUCUCUCAGUUUUCCCUUAUUCUUAAGAAAACUACGGGGAAAAAUCAAAAAAUACCUAUUCAACCAAAAACCACCACUAAAUUUGAUUCGGAGCAAUAUUCUGAUUGAAAAGUUGUUUACAGAUAGACAAACUAGUUUAAAGAAGUCGUAGUGAGUAUAUGCCUUCACUGGUUAGGUUAAGUUAAAUAAUUGCAAUGGACGCUAAUUUUGUUUUAUCUUCAAAAUUCGAGCACUGUCUUUAAUCGAGUAUCUUAUACACAUUAAACAUUAUACAUAUUACACAUAUUAUUUAUAAUACUAUGCGUAUUUUAUAGGAUUGUCAGCUCGUCUAACUUGUGAAAUAGUAAAAAUUUCGAGCGAAAAGUGUAGGAUUAUUUAUACAUAAUAUAUAUAUAUUAUAUAUGUGCUAUAAUUGAGUAAAGAUACAGUGAAUUUCCGAGUAUAGUGCGGUGUUGGAGGAGAAACACGGUUUCUCGGUAAUAGGUGUAUAGGUUGGUAUAAUUUAUAGGUAUGUUUAUAUGUAUGUGGAUUAUAUAAAAUAACGAAAAUACUUUGAAAAAGACAAAACAGAAACCAGCAAGAAGGCUGAGUACAUCCCUGAAUAGAGGGGAAGGAGAGCAUUAAUGAACUCGUAUGACGAAUUUCUGAAGGAUAAUGACUAUCGAGGAGAGGCGUAUUUUAUAAUUUAUAUUUAUAUAACUAUAGUAGAGGUAUUUUAAGGAUGAAAGGACGAUUGCAACAUAUUAUUAUAAUAAUUGCGUCGAGUCUAUUAUUAUUAUUAUAUUAUACACUGUAAUCUGUUAUAUUUAUAUUGCUAAAUUUUUUUUAAUGCGAUUUAUAUAAAACCCGUAUUUCGGGAAUCUCUAGGAAACAUAAAUUUCGACUAGUAUUUUUGUUGAACGUUCUCCGAGACAAUUAUGCUGUAUUGUGUUUGUUUUUCCCACUACUUUUGGACACUAUUAGAAGCUCCCUAUGGACCAAACUAACUCAAACUCCGGAAUUUAUUAACUGAUUGAAGUUAUAACAUUUUUGUUGAAUUGCAGUAUGAAUCUCAGUCUUAUUGUAGGAGGAGGGUAUUUUCUUAACUUUUUACACCGUAAAUAAAACCGAAAAAUCACAAUUGUGUAUGUGCACAAUUAAAGUAUCAAAGACGUGCUUUUUAAGUGUAUCAACCUUAAACCCUUACCUCAGGCACGGAUCCAGAGCAAAUAUCUGGAAGGGGGCCAACUAUUUUUUUUUACAACACAAAUGCAAUUAAAAUAUAAUAUAUUAUUUUAUCAUAUAUAUUAGUGAUUGUUAUAUAGUAAUAUUAAUAUUCUAUAGAUCUUGAUCUAUAGAAUUAUAUAUAAAAAAAAAAAAAAAAAAAAAAAAAAAUAAUAUAUCUGGAGGGACUCUGGGUCCCUAGGCCCCCCUAGAUCCAUCCUUGCCUAACCUCGGCCUAUUUCAUGUUUUCACUUGAAAUUCCAGGUAUUUUAACUGUCCUCCUGAGAGUACAGACUAAAAUGUACUUUGGCUACUAUAACUAUUUUAGAUAAAUUAUAAAAAACAAAAUAAAAUAUUAUAAAGGUAACAAGGCGCGUGAAUGAAAAUUCUACUCUAGCUCCGCUGCUCAAAUAUAGGUGUUUUGCUGUUAUUAUUUACAUCACAAUGUAUCCAAACAUUUUUAUUGAACAUUACUUGGUUAUCAAUUUUAUCUAUAUAGUCUAUACGUUAAUAGAUUUUCCGAAAUAAAUCGUGUUGUAUAAUUGUUACAGUUAUUGUAUAGUAUUGCAGAAUAAUUAAUAAUAUCAUACACGGUUCGUGUUUUACAAAUUUUUACGCUAUUAAUUAAUAUAAUAUAUUACAGUAUAUACAUUAUUUAGUAAUACUGUUAAAUAUUAUUUAAGGUUUGGUUUUAUAAAGUUGUUGAAAAUUUUGAUUUUUUUUAAUGAUUAUCAGUUUCCCGCAUUUAUAUACACCUUACUAACUAUAUUAUAAUAUUUCAAUACGGUUUAACAACACGAACAAAACACUGUUAUACAUUUUAAAUCAAGAAACACAGUAGAUAAUACUAAUUAUAUUGUCAAAAUACGUUCUCCGAAAUGGCUUAAAAACGUUAGAAAUGAACAUGUCAUUUGGAAAUAUUUUUAAACCGAAAAACCCUGCAUUUUUCGCAGCAUGGAUGUGCCACAUCUGUUAUGAGUUGUUAAAAGUUCAAGGAAGUUGGGAGUGUAAAAUAAUAUAGUUGAAAAUAAAAAUUAUUCCUAAUGAAAAACGAUUCUAAAUAAAAUUCGGUUAAACAUGUUUUUAUAAAAUAAAAUUGGAAAUUGUAUUCAUUGUAACUAAAAAUUUAGAAAUGUUACUUGUAGAUUUUCGAUAAAAUCAUAGUGCUCUAAAAACAACUUAUAUGAUAACCUUGUAUCACAUUUUUCGAGCAUUUAAAUGCAAACACAUUUAUAAUUACAUCAUAAAACCAACUAGAAAAUAAAAGACUUGACAUUUUCAAAUAACUAUAAAUAACUAAAACACAACCAAUACAUUCUAUGCUUUGGUCAGAAUAUAAAGUAAUAAUAUAUUCGGUGAAAAUGUAAGGUCUUAAGAUCAUUUUGAAUCAAAUUAUAAAGAAAAGUAUUGUCUAAGAGAGUAUCGCGUAAAUAUUUCUGUUUGUCCGGAUUUUCUCUAUUAUUAAAAAACCAACAAGGAAAAUCAAAAUGACCUUAUCCCCAUGCACGAGCUAGACAACAGACAAGAAAAAAAAUAUAAAAUAAAAAUACACACAUCAUAGUAAAACCAAUAAUACAUUCCUCUAAACAACAUACAUUGGCUUAACACUAUAGUGUUGGGUCUAACGAAAACUGAGAGGAAACGAAUUAUAAUACACGUUCUAUCUGACAACAUAUAAUAACAUAUUGCACGAAAAAGGACAGCAAACCGGAUCACACAUUUUAUUACCGCCGUUGUUUCUCUUACCCGGUAUCCGAUUGAAUGUAGGUAUAAAAUAUUCUAGAAACGGACUAUAGAUUCUAUAGGGAGUCCGAACACCGACAACGACAACGGCAACAACAAUACAUACGGUGGCGGUAAAUCGCGGUACGUUUAGGGGCGAACGGCGGCGUAGUGAUCGAUUAGCGUGGCAACCAUCCACUGUCUAGUUCAGGAAGAGCGGGAAGUCCCUUCAAUUAUGGGAAUUAAUCUGCCUGACCAACCUCAGGGUCCUCCAUCAAAUGCCUCCCCCACACCCGUCGAUCCGAAUAUUCCCGAACACUGGCCGCACUAGCCAUAAUCAUCGCAUCGUGUGUGUAUAACAAUAUUAUUCGGACUUCCACAAGCCUUUUCCCCUUGGAUAGGUAUUUUCAGUACGGCCCGGUCAAAUUAGUGGCGGCGUGAGUCGUAUGGAAAAUACGAUCAAAUUUUUUUCUCGGUUUUUUUUAAUUAGUUCCGUGCCUUUUUUAUAGUAUAACCCGAACCCACCAUGUGUUGCUGUAAAAGCUAACCCAGCUAUGCAAUUAUGUGUUCCAAAAUUUGGCGUUCUCGAGUACGCGUAUUGACACGGGUAUAAAUCUAGAAGGGAGGGGAAAAAUGUCAAUUAGUCAAAAUCUUGAUGGAACAUUGUCCAUUGAUAUUUUGUAAAUAAUCAGCUAACUAACGCACGGCAUUAAAUAAUACGAUUUUUAUUUUUUCAUACGUACGUGUCACCAGAUUAACCUCUAAUCAAAUAAACAAAAACAAAUAUACAUUGACCUGAUCAGUAUGUAAUUUCCUAAAAUUAUCUCCUUGUUGCGUAUGUAUCUAUUAUACAAAGAACAUUCAUGCAAAAUUCAAAUUUUUAAAUACAGUCGUUUUUAUGAUGCAGUGAUGAAUCAUUCAGUAAGGCAAUCAGUUCAGUCAGCGGUAUUGAGCUUUUAUAUUAUAUAUAUAUAUAUGUGCUCAAAAACUAUUUUAAACGCUUUUUACAUUAGAAUAGUCUAAAUUAUGAAAUAUUAUUUAUGUUAAUAGACAAUUUUAAUGACAGAGAUUUUUAAUCAACACCUCUUUUUAUAACGACUACUGUGGGAAAGGUUUGAAGCCCUUAUAUUCCCUUUUGGUUUACGGCAUAUACUUACUAGAUAUCUCAAAACUAUUUCUAAACGUUAAUGCAAAAUUCACACCAUUAUUUAUUUUACAGAAUUUACGGUUUAUCGAAAACAAAUUUUCAUUGUAAUAAAUGAAGGACCAUUUUAGUAACAAGAAUUAUGAUUUUUUUUUUUUCAAAAUUUUAUGAUUUUCUUCUCAAAUAUACCUGCAAGUAGCUGCCAUAAAAAAUACAUAUUAUUAUUACCCGUUUUAAUCAUGCAUUUCUAUCUGAAAAAACCAUCUAAAUUAAAUGUAUCCUCUACAAAAAUGUAUGAAAUAAAAACUUGAAUGAAAACCUUAUACAGUUCAAAAGCCUACUGUACUGUACAUGUGGAAGUAAUGGGAACGUCCUUUUUACCGUCUAGCUCUUUUUUUUUUUAUCGGUUUUAUUUAAACGUAGUUUUGGAAAGAAACAUAGUGCGUUUUAUAUUUUGUACGAAGUGAAGUUAUACUAUAUGUAUACAUAAUACAUGUAUAUACAUACAUGUACAUUGUAUGUCUUAUGCGUGUUUUUCCCCUCCGACGAAUACUUUUUAGUGCAACGGGUAUACAUCAAAUUUAUUUAAAUUUUUUUUUUCGCAAAUAGGUUUUUUGUAAACUGUAAACACAGCUAUGUGCAGUUCUUUGGAAAAGUGUUUUCUGUUCGAUUCUUUAAAAAUUAAGAAAAUCCAUGAAACUUAUGAAAAAAAGUAUACAAAUAAACUAGCGAUUCAAUUUUAAUUUGUAUAGCUCUCUCUCCGUUUGGAAUCUUUUUCCGAAUACGCGAUCAAAUUUGGAUAAAAUACAGCUCUAACAAUAAUAACACUACGGUUGACAGUCGAUUGCUUCAACUCGUCAUCGGUGAAAGUAAAAUUAUUAAACUUUGAAUACAAUUAUUACCGUUUGAUUUUAAUAAUAAUAAGUCGAUGUUUAUUAUUUAUUUUUUUUAUUUUUUUUUUUUAUCAUACGUCGGCGAAACGGUUGUCAUUCAGGAAAUUUCAAUAUUUUCAAUUAAAAACGUUUUUUACUUCGACGGGACCUUGUUAUCAUAUUUUAUACCUGGUGUACCAAUUCGUGACGACAAAUAUAAUAUGUGUAAUAUGAAUAGAAGAAAAAACAAAACAAAUGUUUAUAUUUACCAUUGUCAGCAAACUUGUAUUUGUUUCAUCCAACGAAAUAUAUAACGUAUUAUCGCCCUUGGAAAAUUCAAUUUCAAAUGGAAAAUUCGUUGCAGGAGCACUCGCGCUCUGUGGUAUUUGUUUUCCGAAUAAAUAUUGGUUUAUAUGAAAAACAAAUAUAAUAUUUUGAACAUUUCAAACAAAUGUCUAUCUCUCCGUAUUUUAUUUUUCGUUAUCUAUAAUUAUAAUAAUAAUGUGAAUAUAGGACAAUUAUGAAUACAUUGAUAAAUUGAUAAAGGCAUUUUAUAUUAAGUAGUAUAUGUUAAUAUCGAUUACUAUUCAUCGUUCUUUUAUAUGGAUAAAGAUGUCUUAAUAUAUUUUUUCGUUUCAAAUUAUUCUCCUGGACAAUUUUAAAAAUAAAAGUUAACACUUAUAUCAACUACUGACCCAUUCAAUUAUUGCAUGGUGUUUAUAGUGUAUAUUUGUUUUUUACAGGAAAUAUCCGGACAAUGGUGGUUCUAGAUGUGGAAACGAAAUCGUCGUAUUGGCUGACCGUGAUGGCUUUUGACCACGCGACUGUUCCGUUGCACUCCCGUCUCGAGGUAAAUAUCUCCUAGCUGCAGUUCACCAUAGUUUACAUUAAUUAUUUAGUUACUAAUCUAACUUUAUAUUUGAACUGCCACCAUCAUUGCCGAUUACCUGCCAAACUCCAAACUCUUGUGCGUCGGUGGGUAGAUGAUACUUACUCUGCCUGUUUUGCGCAUCCUAUACAUAUAUAUAUAUAUAUAUAUAUAACUGUAUAUAUAUACAGUUCACGCUAAAAAGUACCACUAAAUAUUUCAGUUGGAUGACCUAGUAUUAAAAUGGAAAUUUCGGGAAAUGAUAGAGAAUACCCAAAUACACAUUUUCAUACAAAUUUUAAAUUGUUAACCCUUUUGGUACGUGCAUUCACAUACAACUUUUUUGAACAGCAACAUCGUUUUUUUUCUAUAGAUUAGGAGAGAGUAUUUUUUUGAAAACAAUUUUUGUAUAAAAAGUUUAUUUCUAAUUACAAAAAUGAUAAAAUUAUAGUAAGUUGAAAUUUAAUAUUUACGAAUAAUUUGCAAUUGGCGAAAUUUUAACUAUGUUAAACUUUUAUAUUAGCUUAUCGAAAUGACGAUAUCUCCGAUAUUGUGAAAUACCAGUUUGUAGACAGAUAAAACACAAAUAAUUAGUUAAGUUCUUUUUAUGGGGGCAUUUAAAAAAUAUUGUAUGUGUGGAUCCUCCUAAUAAUGUCCAAGAUUAAAAAUACAAAUUACAAGUAGCAUGUAAUAAUUUGAGAGAAGAGCAAAUAAACGCUGCCACAUUAAGAUAAUUUUUAAACCGUUUGGAAUACAAAGGUGGAAACUUUGAACAAUUUAUUUGAUAAAACAACAGUUGCAAAUAAAUAUAUCUUAAUUUCAAAUUCAUAGUGUGUACAUUUUUAUACUUUCAUCACUUUCAAUUUUUUUCGGAAGAAUAAAUGGAAAAAAUAAGAGUAAAUUACGAAAACAAAAAAGUGUUUAUUUAUGUCUUAUAUCUAUCUACAAACAGGUAUUUCAAAAUAUCGGAGAUAUCAUUUCGAUUUUCGAGUAUAAGUUGAACAUAGUUAAAAUUUCAACAUACUAUAACCAAUUUUGUAAUUAGAAAAAACUUUUUAUACAAAAAUUAUUUUUUUAAAAAAAAGUAAGUUGUAUUACGCAUGCACGUACCAAAAGGAUUAAAAAUUUGAAAUUUGUAUACAUAGAAGAUUGAUCUUUGAAACAUUUAUGGACGGGCUAUUGAACCGUGGCACCUUUUGAACAUUCAUUUUUUACGACGAUAACGGUGGUGUGACAACUAAGGAAACUGGAAUAUCGUGUUAUGAUAUUCACGACCACAUCCUCUCCCAGUUCCAUCUCGAAAUGUUUCGAAUUCAUUCCACUCGACUUCAGUUGUAUAAUAAAAGUAUUUUGUGUGUCAGGAUUGAUCCAUUCUAGAAGUCCAUAAUAUAAUAUUUAUAAUAUAAAAAAGUUUAAAUUAUUAUUUGCAGAACUACAUACUUCUACGAGAUAGAUUUAUUGAACAAAAAAAUUAUGUUGGUUUAAAAAAAAAAAGAGUAUCUAUUAUUAUAUUAGAUUUGCAACGUUGAGAGGUUUUACUACCUAUGAAGUGUGUUUUUUUUAUUUAUUUUUUUCUGUCUGUAAACAACUUUUUCACCAAAAAAUUUGCUCCGAAAUAUAGACUGUAGCAUAUUUUUUAAAAGGUGAAUUUCUCUGGUUGGAGCAUUAAGAAGAUCAUUUUUUGUAGUUUUUUUUAAUAAUGAGCAAAACCAAAAAAUACGUAGAAAUUACGGGAAAAUUUACGAAAAUAUAAUUCUGAAAUUUUUUUAAAUUUUUUUUUAUUGUAAUUCAGUUUAAAUAUUUGUAAACGUAUAACGUUAACAGAAAUUUAUAUUUACUUUUUCUAGGCGAGGUAUAACUUUUAGAACUUUUGAGCUAUUUGUAAACAUUUUAAUUUUACGAGUCUUUUACGUAAUUUUUAUUUGGAAGGUACUCUGAAGAUAAAUUAUUAGACCUAACAGAAAUGCUUGCAAAUUCGAUGGGAAGUUCAUUAUGAGCCAAUAAACUUAGUGGUCAAACAAAAAAAUUAUAUAUACUCGUUAGUUUGAAAAUAUUUCCGGGGUCCUUCAUGACUCUCUUUAAUUUGUUUCUUUUACUAAUUUUCAUAUUUACUGAACAGAAUUUUAUUGAAAAUUGGAUUAUAACGUGUUAUCCCAUAUGAUAAUAUAUGACUACUUAAUGUCUACCGACGUAAACAAAUCAACAUGUCGAAUUAAAUAAUUUGUCGGACAACGCGGGCGUCCAACUUUUCUUUAUAUACCUACGUGUACAUUUACUUUCUGAAUUAUUAUAUUGUUCAAAAGAAGAUUCUGCUUAAACGUUCACCUUUAUAUACACAGACCCAGCCAAAUAAGGGUCGCCGCUGCCACUGUCGUCGUUUACAAUGAACUCAGUAUACAAGAACUAUACAAAAACUUUGAUCCUUUUGUAUACAAUUUACGGGUCCGCGGCACAAGAUAAGUCGGAGAGACCGUACGUUUUAUCUAUGUAUUAUAUUGUGUAUAAAAUAUACUCUUACCUGUUCUACAAACGGGUAUUUCCCCCGCCCGGGUCCCAGCCAUAGGUCUUCGUCGGUCCGCUGAACGCGUAGAUAAGAAAAAUAUAUCGAAAUCCCGAUGUGUAUAUAACUAUAUAUCGUCGCUUGUACUACAAUAGCACGCAUCUAAAAAUUUGAUAAAAUAAGAUUAUUAUCAAUAUUAAUAAAACAAGUAUUACCGAAAAUUGUAUCAAAAACUUGUUUUGACAUACCGUAUUUUAGCCAUUAACACGACCUGACAAUAGUUACGUUUUGAAAAAAAAAAAAAAUACAUUUAAAAUACAUUAUUAGGGCAACGUAUAUUAAUUAAACAUAAUCAGUACUUAAAUUUGGGAGAUUAAAUUAUUUAAAUAGUUUUUUGGUCAUUCCAUAAAACUACAAAAGCCGAAAUACGCAAGGUUGAAGUAUUACUAGUAUUAGUAACGAUAAUAUCGAUAAUAGUUUAAUUUACUACAGUGGCGUGCUGAACAUUCUUUAUACUUAAGGGAAAACAAAAAAAUUUGGACCCACUCAUUUAAAAAAUGUAUUCUUAUAUGUCCUACAAAUAAUUAUAGAAAACAACUUUAUUUAGCUAUACUGACUACAUAAUAUAGGCUAUCAUAGUCAUAAGUAAGUAUAUUAAUAAUAUAAUAUACAAAACUAAAGGCAUCUUUGAUCUCUGAAUUAGUCAUUCUUAAUCAACACAUUUAGUCACCUACUCCUCACCCACCCAUUUUGGUCGUGAGGCAAUUGCUUCAAAAGAAACCUACUUCGGCACGCCACUGAUUUACUAUAAUAUUAUGCUAUUAUAGUUAAAUAUAUUAAACGUCAAAACAAAAUUCUAAAUAAUUUUUGUAUCUAUCGUGAAACAUCGAUAAGAACCUUUAUUGCGUAGAUCAGCGCGUGGUGGCGGUCACUCGUACCCAGCCGAUUUGCAGGGAUUAAACGUUAUAAUAUAAUAUUAAACAUAUACCUGUAAUAAACUAAAUGAAAAAACGCUAAAUAUCUGCACGUAAAAAAAAAAAAAAGAAGCAAUAAUUAAUGGAAAAUAUAUGUAUAUAUAUUAUAUAGGUACCUAUUGAAAUGCUAAAGGGAAAAACGCUCUUGUUUGAUUAACGAAAAUCCUAACAACAAACAAAAUAUUAAUAAAAAGGUAUACAUACCUAUACCUACUCUUCAAUUUAUGAUUACAGAAUUAUGAGAUUUACAAUAUAUCCAUUACAGAAAAAAACUCUCGGUCAGUUUAUUAAAUAACCAGGUAGUUACCUAUUUUCAUUAUUAUUCUACUUGUAAAAAUCGUUGUUACUAUACCGUACACGAUAUAACGACCGACAGCAAGUAACGUUAAACAAAUCGUAAUAAAAUGAUGUGUAUCAGUUGGAUUAAUGAAUCAUUACCUAUUGACUGAUACAAAAGUCUCGAAUACGAAGAAGAAAAUUCAAAGAAAUCUUGUAAAAUACACUUUACAUUCUAUACUAUACUACUAUUGGAUCUAUUUUCAAUGUCGGAGUUCAUAAUAAAAUCCGUCUUGAAUAGGAACUCGACCGUAACCGAAAUGAUUUCCUUUAUAGGUUUUUGAAAAUCUAGUCGUUUAGAACGGUUUUUCAACAAUCUAAUCGCUCGAUUCUCAAGAAAGUAAUAUUGCAUACGUUUGACUGCACAAAGAACAUCCGUAGAGUUACUGUUUUGUACUAAGCUUUUAACGUAGUAUAAUAAUAAUUUUUAAAUUUUUAAAAUAAUAUUACAUUUUUUAAAAAAUUCGAAAAUAUAUUCCAAUAAGAAAACACGCUUAUAAACGUACUUAUAGAGUAAAAUAACUACUAUACUGUGAAACUUCUUAAAUAUCGCGUUUCUACUCAUAUUUAGUAUUAAUGUUUAAUAUAGAAAAAUAAAAAUAAAAAUUACUCAAGAAUUCUAUAUUUUACGGUAUAAAAACAAAAUACGAUUAUCCUCCAUCCUUCACACUGUAAUAAUAGGAUAAUAAAAGUUUUAAAACCAUAAGAUUAAGUAAAACUGUCGAAAUAGUAUAUACAGGGUGAUUCGUUCAAAAUGCUAGUUUUUCAAAUAAAAACCUACAUGUUUAAUACAAAUUGUAAAACUGAUGAUUUUUCUGAAAAUGUUGACUUAUUGUAACCGAAAUUUGAAUAGAAAGUUUCUGAGUUAUUCUACAUUAAAUUACUAAUGAUAACAGUCUAUAAAGCAUAAUAUGUGUGGCGACACGGCAAGCGGCGUUUCCAUAGUGUUCCACUACUCUCCUCCUAUCUAAACUUAAUAGUGGAAUAUCACGUCAACAGAUUGACGAAAAUCAAAAAUGCCAAACAUUUAUUUAAAGUAAUGAUCCAUCUAUUUAUUAUAGAUUCUCAUUUAUGAAACCAGAGUUUUGAAAUCACUACAGGAUAAUCCUUAAAUGCUAUGAAAAGUAUUCGAGAAUAUCAGCUUUAACUACACUUAAAAAUCCCAAAAAUCAUAGUUGUAAUUUACCUAUGCAAAAUAUUACCAUACAAAUAUUGAUGAACAUGUCGAAUGAAUCGCUUUGUAUGUACUUUGCCAUGUAUGUAUAGGUAUAUUAUAUUAUAUACAUGACAAAUGGUUCAAGAAAAAGUAUUUAAAUUAUCGUAUUUCCAAAAUGUCUUAAUAUGUAGAAAGAAAUAAAACGAAUCACCUUUCUAUUAAUAUUUGUUGGCGGAUAUUCAUGAUUGAGGAUGGUAAAUUUACGUAUAAAUCCGUUUCUAUACAUUUAACUCUACGGGUUUUCUAUUGUCGAGUCGAUAAAAACUUGUUAGUUAACAAACAACGGUGGUAUAAUAUAAUAUAAUUUUUAACGACUAUUUUAUUUAAUAACUUUAUGCCUAUUUAAUUAAGUUUUUUUAUGCGCGAUGACCAUAUGUAGGUCAGUUUAAAACUCUCUGUAUAUUUAAUUUAACCUCUCGUUGGUGACUAAUAUAAACAAAUCUACUGCAGGCUCCUUUGCGGUCAUCUCGAAACUUUUAUUUACUUUCGUCGACGACACCGUUAAUUUAUUUUCAAUCAUUCCCAUUACCAGUACUAAACUUAUUACCUAUAACCUAAUCAUUUUUUCCUCUUCUACUCGAUCGUACGUGAAUUACCGGGUCAUCUGUAUUUAUAUAUAUAUACUCUCGCACUCUACAUCUCCUUAUCCAUCACCGUCUACUUCGUCUAUACUUCGCAUACCCGUUCAUACCGAUUCAUUCUAUAUUAUUCUCUCAUUUUCUACCUCUUGAGUAUUUAUAUAAUACCUAUAAUUCUGAAGUUUCUCAAUAUGUACGUAAUAAGCUCCUGUCCCGUCAACCUGAAUUAUUUUUUAGUACCUUCGCUGACAGGGGGUUCGAAUUUCCUCAGGAUAUGUCUUUAUCGUCUAGGGAACGAGUUUAGUGACAAUAAUGCAGUACCCAUUGCAGUAUAUUAUUUGUAAAUAGGUCUCGUGGAAUUUGUAAGAGUGCGUGUUUUUUUUCGAUGCACGCUAUACAAAUUCGUUUCAUUUAAUGAUAAGUAUGAAAACGAUUCGAAUAAUUGGGAUACUUCAUUGAUUAUUUUUUAAAAUUUGUAUUCCUUUAAUGCAUACUUGUUAAUUUUUAAUAAUUUAUGCGACAUGUCCGUAAUUUUUUUUAAGCACGGUUUUUAAUCAUGCAAUUAUUUGAAACUAUUUGUAGCGUUUUAGAGUUUAAAAAAAUUAAUUAUUAAUUAAAAUAAAAAUAUAGUUCAGAUAAGUGAAAAUCGCUUAGGGAUGCCCCCAUUAUUCAGAGAUAAUCAAACGGUUAAUCACACGCGUUUAAAUGUAAUUUGGUUUAAAGAAUUGCUUAAGAGCUGCGCUCUGAAUUGUUUUUCGUUAGCAAUGAUUUAUCAUUGUACGAGUAUAAAUUCGUUAGCAGCACUUAAUAUGCUGUCUCACCCAUGUUGUGCAAAAUUUAAUCCAAACGUUAAUUGCUCAAUUUUUCGACAGGUCUAUGUAAAAGUGAAGAACGUCAACGACAACGUGCCGCUGACCAAAGCUCCGGUGUACUAUCCGCGGGUCCGGGAAGAUGCGGCACCAAACACUCCAAUCAUUCAACUAGAAGCGACUGACGCUGACCUAUCCAACACGAGGAUCACGUACACAAUCACCACAGGCAAUCCCCAGUCGCUGUUUGCCAUCUCUUCAACCACUGGUGAGUUUCGCAAAGAAUAAUAUUAUACUGAGGGAUCCUUGUAUAUCUUUAAUUAUUUUGUUUUUAUUUUUACUUACAAAUGAGACAAGCCCAAAAAACAAUAAAUGAUACAAUUACUAAAACUUAGCAAUGAAUUUAGCGUAUAUUUUGUUUAUGAAAUGUAUCAUCUUAAUAAUUAUUUAGUUCUGGUAAUAUAUUCAAUAGAGCAUAGUGAUGGAUUGAAAAUAAUAACGAAUAAUAACAUAAGAAGGGAUAUUAAAAUUGUUAAUGGAUAUAGUAAAACGGACUUUCAACUUUACCAUAGAUGAGGUUUAAAAAGAAUAAGAUUGCCUUAUGCCAAUUAUCUGGCAAAUCACAGAUCAAAAGGAUCUUACGAACCCGAGAAUCUUUGUAGGAAAAACGAAAGAUCUAAAAUUGUAAUUAGAUCAAAAGAUACAUGACUACUAAUUUAUUAAAAAGUGAUGCCACCGAGGGGUAAGUUCGAAAACUACCCUAGUUCACUGUAGCAUUUAUUUGUUAUAAAUUAGGGUUAGGAACUUUAAGCAUUGGCAUAUUAUUUUUGAAAGAUUAAAAUAAUAGUCAAACAUAAACACUGUUCGUCAUUUAAAUCCUAAAUUUAAUUUACAUAUAUUUGCAUAUUUUACAAUUUUCCAUUUUUAGAACAUAUUUUGUCAGUAUGUAGCUUUUAAGUCCUAUAAAAGGGCAUAAUACACUCAUAUUUUGUCUUAUUAUAUACUACAUAUUAUACACAUAUCUUUCGAUCUAUAUUGUUUAAAUUCAUACGCAUUGAGUUAUUGAGUUUGAUCAAUAACUCUCGUCGUAUUAAUCAUCUAAAAACACAGUUUUUAUGUAAAUAUCAUCAAUAAUAAUGAAAAAAUAAAUAAAUUAGUUAUAAGAGUAUGUAAAGUUUUUAGUAUACAAUUUUAAUAAGACAAAUUGUUUAGAGUUAGUGCCUUAGUGUCUUUUUUGUUAUUUUUUUUUUAUUAUAACAGUUAUCUUUGUUUGCUACGACGUUAUACAAUUUCAGAAUUGCCUGUAUUCUUCUUGUAAGUUUUCUCGUGGUCUUUAUUUCCCUAUCUUCUACCAUUUCUCUCCGUCGUCUGUCGCGUGUCCACCAUUUUAAAAUAUUUCUUAGAUCCCGGCCUUCCCACCUAUAAAUUGCGGUAGGUAUGUCCAACGGUCAUUUUCCAAUCCGGAUUUUCGGAUCUCAAUAACCGUUUUAAUAAGUAUAUACGUCCACAUAUUUCCGAGUGCAAUGGGGAAAAUAAGAGGUUUAUAAAACAUUCCACAAUAAUUCUCGCGUAUAUCAAGCCCGUCCCGGUAAUCUCUUUUCCGCAGUGAUCGAACAGUUUGCGAAACGUCAGUUUUCAGCCCACUUGACAAUAUUAUUAUAUAUUUUAUACAAUACACGCGGUGGCGACCGAGUACGACUCUUGACCCCGUAUAAUUUUCUGGUUCUAGUUUCCUUUUUUUUCUCGUCUCCCUCGAUUCGUGAGGAGUUGGAACGUGCAGAAACGCGUAUAUAAUAUAAGGUGGUGGUUUCCCAUUAGCCAUCGGUCAGCGAAACACAUAAAUAAUUCAAAACCCGCAUGCGGCGUCCACAGCGUUCCGUGACAACAGAAUAAUCGACCGAACGAAGAAGAGAGCCGAGCGCGCGCGUUUAACAAUCGCGAAAAUCCCUCUCCGUCACAGUGUCAUUACGUCCUGGUAUAAUAUUUCAACUAAUAGAAAUUUACAUAAUGAUAUUAUACCUACUACGCGACCGGUGUAUAAUUUCAUUAAAUUCGAUUUCCCAUUUUUUUUUUUUUUUUUAUUAUUAUUAUUAUUUUCGUGUAUAUUAUACGCAAUGUAUACAUCGUCAUAACACCGAAAGACCUCACCCUCGGGCACGUCGCCCCAGGAUUCGGACGACCGUCGUUUUCGCGCUCGCGAUUAAUAACAUCACGGCACGACGGGCGGAAAGUAUUUUUCAGAGAAAAGUUUUUUAAUUAAACGCGCGCCCUCACAGACAUACGACUUUUAUAGCGCGUUAUCCGCUCGCAAAUUCGUUUACCGACACCCUUUAAGCCGUGUCUCGCCCUCUCCUCGCUUAAAUUCGACGGUUAGUCCGACCGUAAAAUCCCCUGUGGUCCUCUCCAUUUCAACGAAGACUUUUCCGUUAUAAUAUCAUAAACGUAAAAUAAGACGUAUGCUUCGCACCAUGAGUUGGCCACUAUUGUAGGUGGGAACUCGUGAUCAGAUAAAUACAUGUGAUACAUUUUUACGAACUAUUUAUAAUAUUGUUUUCCAAACAUUUUGAGAUUUAUUGUUGUACAAAAAGUGAUACAUAUAUAUUUUUGCAUAAAGACUAAACUUAAUUAUAUUUCAGUUAUCGAAAUUAAUAAAUAUCUUAAUCUUAAUCGUAAUAUUGUUGUAAAUGCUGGUUGAUCAACCAAAUGUAAUCUGUAACCUUCUUAGAUAUUUUUCGUCAUUUACAUAAAUUAAAAAUGGAUGAAAAAUACGUAUACAGAUGAAAAAUAAUCAAUUAUUUGAGUUGGUACUUUAUAAUUUAAAAUUAAUCUCCUCGAUGCGCCAACUGGAUUAAAAAAUUCUACUAGAAAAGUCCAAUAUAAUUUUUCAUUGGAGAAAUAUAUCUGACAGAAAAAUUGUUUGCAGGCACAAAAUAAAAAACACUUCAUAAUAAAACAAAUACAUUUUUUGCUACACUUAAAAUAGUCAAAAUAUUAUAUAUUAUAGGAUAAUUCAAUAUAAUAUUGAACUCGUUGAAAACGAUUCUGCGUGGAGUUAGUUUAAACUGUCGCCUUCCGCUGUUUUAAAUUUAAAAAAAGACUCUUUGUUUCUCAAACCAGUUUAAUCCAAUCUUCUCUUAAAUACGCUGAAUUAAUUUUUCAUUCUGGUUUCACUUCAAUUAGAUUUUUGUUUCACUCAAUUUUAGCCAACUCUGUUUGCUUUUCUACCGCCCUCUUAGUCUUUUCCUAUCAUUGUCGGUUAGUAAGAUUCCCAUUUGAUCUUCUUUGUAUGUCCAACUCAAACUAGUUUCGAGCUUUUCACAAAUUAAACUAUAUUUUCUUUUGUAAUUCAUUUUUUGACCUUUCUCCUUGAUUUCAUAUGCUGUCAAAAAACGGAUCCAUAUAUUUUCCUUGAAACUUUUUUUCUCUUUUAUAAUCACCUUCUAUCGUGGCCCGUGUAUUUUUAACCAAAUGUUUCUCUGGUUUCACUAAUAUAAGGAUUUUUUUGUUUUUAUGCGAUCCCACCUGAAGCAUAAUGACAAACUGAGUACUCGUGAUUUCGAUGAAAUGUCAUGUCGGCAAAAUGAUGACUAUGUAGUGCCGCUGAACAUUAAAAUACAGCUAUAGACGUAUAGAUAUAGUGAUGGGGUGUGGUAAGUCGUUAAAAAUCGCGUUCACGUUCAUAGUAUAUUUUAAAUUGCUAUACCCUAUUCUACCACUGCGUGUCAUCUGUCACUAUCUACUCGAUAACGCGUCGUUUGGUUUUUUUUAACUUUGUUUUACACGGCAUCGCGAGAUCUUCGACCCCGACGAUGACCUCUAUAGUUUUCACGAGACCACGUGGCCGUCGCGCCAGGUACUGAAAACGAUUUAAUGGUGGCUUGACCGUGGUAUGAUGUAACUAAUAAAUCUUAUAAUAUUACAUGUUGUAUGUAAAACAUAGCUACCGCGGAAAUGCCCACGUGAGAGUCGUCCGAAAUUAUAAUAGGUUUUCGAUUCCGCGCUCGAUAUUAUAACUGCCGUGAGACACGAGAGUUUGAUUCCAAAGAUACACCCGGUAUCGAGUAUAUAUUGUGUACUAUUUCGUCCAGUUAAUUUUUAUUUAUACACAUAUAUAUAUAUAUUAUAUUAAAAGAUAUUUUCGUAUUGUUUUUCGCGAUUCGGCCGGGCCGGUUCUUUUUCACCGCAUUGUCCGUCAUAUUAUAUUUUGUCUUUCCAAUCAUUAUCACUAUAUUAUAAUAUAUUAGCCUAAUUUUAAAUUCGGUAUUUACAUUCGUUUUUAACAAUAACAUAGCUUGUCAAAAGUUGUUUUUUAUUCCACCGUCAUUAUUGUAAUUAUAUCUUAUACAUAAACGAAAAGCCGUGAAUCCGUCUGUACCGUUGAUUUACCGUGAAAACUAAAUAUAAAAUCCGCUAAAACUCAUCGUAUAUUACGGGCAUAUAACUAUAGUUAUACUUUUAUUUUAUGUCAGUUUCGUUUUUUUUUUUUUUCGAUUUAUCGAUUUGCCGCUAGUAUUUAUUUUUAAAAGUUCUAAUUAAAAAAAAUGAAAUACUUUAUGAACUUACUUAAUUUAAAAAAAAUUGAAUCUACGGCGCGUCUUUUACCUACCACUUUGAAAAAAUUAUUUGGUCAUUUUUUCAUAUUAUUUUCGCCAAAGCAAAAAAUGUAAAUAUAUCUUUUAUUUAAAGAUGUUUUUCUUCAAAGUGGUUGUGUAUACUAAUAAUAACAAUAAUAUUUACAGUGAUAUUACAAAUUCUUAAAAAAUAAUUUUAUAUAAUAGUGUACAAGAUACAAUUAAGUAAAUACAAGCCAUUUUAAUUAAAAAGCAGAAUCAAUAUUAAAUGUUCAUUACAUGUUUUAAGCAAGCGGUAUAAUGGACUGUUUAUAACGUGAUUUCGAUUACUGGGGAGAACAUAAAAACAUAAUAUAUUUCUAGAGUUUAAAGCGGGGACUUUAAGACCGAUUUGAGAUAAGAACUCCAGACACUUUAACAUACCGUUUAUUAACUUGUACACAAAUGACUAUUUCAUUAUACUUUUGAUGAAUAGUUAAUGAUACGAGAUCAAUACGGUUAGCAAUAUCUGAAGAAGAUUUAUUUAAAAAGCCCGUACGUCUUUGGAGUUUAUCGAGCUUUUCGAUUUGACCGGACUAAGACGGAUUCCAAACCAUAGAUCCAAAUUCUAAAAUAGACCUCACUAAUGCACAGUACAGUACAGUAAAACAUUUUUUAACCUUAAAAUCGGCACAAUUCUUUUUUAAAAAGCCAAGUACUCUUGACGAUUUUGUGUAAAUAGAAUCAAUAUUAUGAGCAUUGACACUUAGGUCGUUUGAAAAAAUAAUGCCCAAUUCACCAACUAUAUUAUGUUCAUUAUUUGUAGACAAUUAUUAUUCCUCGCGGUGAUCAUUCCCAGGAAAAAUUAUUCAGUGAUUAAAGACAAUGUGAUUCGAUGAAAUAAAAUAAUUAUGUUGAAAGUGAGGCAUAUCGAUUCGACUACGUCGAAUUUUAGCUCCUUGGCUUAAUAACAACGUAGGUAUAAUGAUUUUGAAAUAGUUGAAAAUCAUUAUUUUCUACACAUACACGUAUUCCGAAGUUCGACGCUUUUAAAAAAUUGAACGCGACCGUUCCAGUGUCUUAGGAACGAUAUUGGUUUGCCAGUGAUUAUUGACACCCGUAAUGUGACGGGUAAAUGUAAACGGGAGAGAGGUGAAUAUAUAUAUACAGUGAAACCUCUGAAUAGCGGACACUCUCGGUCGCCGAAAUUUUGUCCGCUAUUUAGAGGUGUCCGUUAAGGAAGGUUUCACUGUAUAUGCAAACGGUUUAUCGAUAAUUGGAAUACGUAUUGUAGUAUAUUAUACUAUAUUGGGUAUCAAAGACUUCAAUACUCGAAUAUCAAAUUAAGAAAUACGCAUAUACAUAUAAUUGUACGGCUGAUGAGUUGGUGAUGCAUUAAACCCCAGUGUUUAGGAUUAAUCGGUGUUCGUCGUAUCGAAAAUAUUAUAAAGCUAUUAUUUACGGGCUUUUUCCAAUCACAAUAAUUAUUCAAUACGUAUAUUAUUCUUCAUUUAUAAAACAAUAUAAUACUGUAAAAAAAAAAAAAAAAAAAACGUUUUUACUUGUUUGUUUUUUUUUCGGGUUUCUAAAAGCCAUUAAAUAUACUAAAAUUAUUCCGUUAGUAGCUACACAAAUUAACGUUUUGUGAUAUUACUGCUGUCGCUGUAUAAUUGAGCGCUGCCUGUUAUUUACAGAUAGUUCUAUACACCUACUUAUAUUACUUAUUUUACGUUUUAAAUUUAUUUUAUAAAUUUAGUUAAAUAAUAUUUUAUUAAAGAGCUCUGCGGAAAGGUGAAAAAUUCACGUUGAAAAUUUAAUUCAUUUCAUCUACGAAAUAUUAAUAUACAUAAAUAUAAGGGUUUGAUGAAAAUAUCAAUCCUAAAUACGUUAUUUCUUACUGAAUUACAACAAAAAGAAAACGAAAUUGAUUUUGACAAAACCACAAGUAUCGCGUAAAUAUUGCCAAUUUUUCAGAAUUUUUUUUUGUAGAUUUUCCUCGCAUUAUUUGGAAAAAUUCAAGACAUAUCAAAGAAAAAAAGUGAUUCCCGAUAAAUUAAAUGUCUAUAGAUCGAAAAUUCUACAAAAAAAAAAUCCUAUAUGAAGUUUUUGAUCGGAGCGAAUUCUCUUAUAGAAAACUUAUUUCUAAAAAAAAAAAGCUCACGUCAUAUAGUUCAACCCGAAUUUUAAAAAAAAAACUUUGUGUUGACGUGGUAUAGCAAUGAAAUUAUCUAUUUGUUGAACCAUUGAUUUUGGUUGGUUUUUCAUUUACUUACUAAACAUUAUUGGGCAGUGCAAUCAACGAAAAUAAAACCAAGAUUUGCUAUUAGUUUUUUAAAUUGUAUAGAAAAACUCAAAAGAAUAUUAAAAUUGUUUUUCAAAUAAAGUACAACCGAUUGAACACUUUUAAAAAACCGCGUGAAAAAAUCGGAACAUUUUACUCGCCAAAAUAGUGUUUAAGAAAAAAACACACACACACAUCUUCGUAAAACUAUAAUAUAGCUUCUUCAAUGCAUAACAGAAUCUGAAAUAAUGUUAAUAAUACAAAAUACAAGUAUAUUUACUACAUAAACCCGUUGUUUUGUUUAAAAAAUUAACCAAUUUUCAUUACGCAGUCGCGUAUAAUGGAAUUUACGGUAUUAUGAUGUUUACACGUCAUUUUGGCCGACUAUAAAUUACGUCAUUAUACGUACAGUUCACCUACAGCUACUAAUAAUAACAAUAAUAAUAUUCUCGUCUACUCGUCGUCGUCGGUAAGAUAAUAUAAACAGAUUGACGCGGUGCCGCCGGAGGAAGCGAAUAGUAUAUUAUAAUAUUAGGUGUAUAGCGCGUUUAUGAUUUAGAAAAGCAUAAAAGGACAUCGGUGAACAUUAGGACGGGUUUAUUAGGUGCAGGAAGAGUUGACGCCUAUUGUGUAUACGCGCCGACAGGAACCGACUAUUAUACACUUAUAUGUAGAGACUGUGUAUGCAUACCAAUACCUGUCCACGUGUGUAUUAUACUUACCCGCCGUUCACAUCCAUUACGAUUAGGACAACCCGGCGUGGAGGGAGUGGCUUUAAAAUAUAAAAUUGUUAUCAUCGGUUUUAAAUUGUGAGUGAAGCUCAUUGUAUUGGUUUUACUAUAAUGUGUGUGUUUAUUGUGUACGUCUAUAAACAACUUUUCUACCAUAAAUCUUGCUCCAGUCAAAGAGUUCAUAGGAACUUUUUUCUAGCAUUUUUUUCGUCUAAUUAUUACGACCAUGAAGUCUUGUUUUGUAAUUUUCUUAAUAAAUGCGAAAAACUGGAAAUUUUGUAUAUAAUUAUUAUUGUUUUCUGGGUUACCUUGGUAAUAAAGGAAAAAAUAAGACUAUAAUACUCUGUUCAGAAUCGUUCACCGUUAUUAAUGGUUUAUUGUUGCGUACAGAUAUAAAUAAACGAUUCCAAAUAACCUCCCAUCCGGCUUCUUUCCUAUAACAGCGGUACACCCAUCAACAGUACCGGUAUUUUUUCUUUUCUUUUUUUUGAGAAAUAAACUCACGAUAACGAAUUUUAACUUUUUUUUUAUUUUUUCACAGGUCUCAUAACUACUACUGGACGGAAACUCGAUCGAGAAGACGUUUCCGAACAUAUACUGGACGUAAGUUGUAUAAUAAUACAUUUUAUGUCAUGUUAACAAAUAUUUAUACCAUGUGUUCUUAUUUUAUAGUUGAAGGAAAAAAGUUCAAAAAUCAACCUUUAUUUAAAUAACCCAACUUAACCAAAAUCGCUCUUUUUUUAUACUGUCGAACAAAAUGGUCCGCCCUAAUGUACAAUGUUAAAAUGUAUAAAUUUACGGGUUUUCGGAAUCCACAAACGAAAUAAUAAUAAUAUUAUUAUUUUCUACGUCGUAAUAAAACGGACAAUAUUUCAACGCGCAUAACACAAUUUACAUGAUAUUACGGUACGAGUCUAUAUCGUACAGGUGAACGGGCGUAUUUUUAUUGAGUAAUAACUAGGGCCCGGAUUUAUAUGCUCUAAAAACCUUAGAAAUAUGCACUAUACAAUAUAUAUUUAUACUCUUAUUUUGUAGAAAUAUACCCUUUAAAAUGAAACAUAUGCACAAAAAUCGAUUUUCAAAAAAAAAAAAAAAGUGUUUACAUUUUUAUUAUUUCUAUCAUUAUUUUUAAAUUAAGUACAAACGAUUGAUUUGUAAUGGUAUUUUCGACAUUUUUUCAACCUUAAUGCAUAAAAUAUAUUUUGUUUUUAUUUAUUAUGCAUACGACAAAUUCGAUUAAAAAAAAAAAAGUAUUUUAUUUUUAUUAUUUCUGUCAAUAUUUUUAUAAAACUAAUAGAAAUAUAACCAAAAUACUACAUAUUAUGCAUUUAAAAAUCAUUUAUAUGCGAUGAAAAAUCGUGAAAUACAGAAAAAUGCAUUGUAUGUUAAAAAAUAGUAAAAUAUGCAAAAUAAAAUUUUGUAUUUCAGUUCUAUUGACCUUAAUUCAAACUUGUAGCUCAUCUAGCUACUUUUUGGAUUGUCUAAAAAAAAACAUGCAAAUGCAUAUGAAUCCGGGCACUAGUAAUAACUUUUCAAGUUUAACUAUCAGAUAAAACGUCUUUAUUUAUGACUCCCCGAAUACUCGUAAAGUUAUUUACUUAUGCAACGGUUUUACAAUGUGUGUGACGAAAUUUAACGCAGACGACGUUGUUUUAUUUGAAACCAUGACUGAUGUAUCUGUUCAGAUUUCUACUACCUGCUAUAUAAUUCCAUUGCUUAUAUUGCAACAGUGCAGUGUAUCUCAGUUGUGUUAUUUUAUAAGAUAAUCAAAAAACAGUAUCUAUAUAUAAUUUCUCACUAAUAGUUAAAUACUGUUAUUGUUUAAUUUAUACAAAUUGCAUUAUUAAUGUAUUUUAAAAAAAAAAAGCAAUGUCAUGUGUUAUUGGGUAAGAAAUUAUAUAUUGAUACAAAUGAUUUUAUCAUUUUCGUGAUUUUCGGCGUAACCAUGAUCUAACAGAAAAAUGUGCAGAACAAAAUAUUUUCCGAAACGCUUAUUUUAUUUUAAUCGAUAACAAUGUCAUUUAACGAAAUUAUCAAAUACAGCACGGUACAGUAUAAGUGACAAUUUAUUUCCUGAACGGUUCGGUUUGUAGGAGGCUUUGUUUUUUAAUCAUUCCUAACACCAUCACUAUAAUAUAUAUAUAUCGUAUAUAUCCGUUGUAAAUCCUCUCUGUGUUUGAGUGCAUUUUUUUAAAUAUAAUUGUCAAUACAAAUCAACCGUAAAAUUUACGAUGAUUCGAUUUAAUCCCGUUUAAACAUUUGAUAAUCGCAUUACCCACUUUGUUUUAGAGUAUUGUAUUAUGACUACUAUUUUCGCGAAUAGUACGCGCAUAAAGGAGGGUUUUCGGCGGUGUAUUUCUAAAAUUAUUGGGGUGGAUUAUAUGGACGAAACGUUUUUCGGAUCCUUUUUCAUUUCGUUGAGUGCGCAGAUAUAGAAGAAAAACAAAUUUAAAAAAACGAAAAAUCGGCGUUCGAGUGUAUUUCCCCAUAAUUACAAUAAUAUUAUAUAGCCGCCAAAUAUGUUUAGUCCCCCCGUCCGUAUUACAAUACAGUAAAUACGCGUAUAUCUUACAACAUUAUAAACGUAUCCGACAGGUUACAGUCAUUGAUGACGGCGUGCCUGUGCUGUCGUCCACGACCAGCGUGGUGAUAACGGUCGAAGACGUAAACGACAACAGUCCGGAAAUGCUGAAAAAGGCGUACAGGUUCAAAAUACCCGAAACGCAGCCCGCGCAGGAGCCGCUGUCAAUCCAAGAGAAUGGCACGACCGCGGAGCCAAGCGAGAUCGACGAGCAGUUUGACAAAAAACCGUGGACCACCUUCGGCCCCAACGACAUCGUGGGGCCCGCUUUAUUCAGGGUACGUGUCUCCCGUUCUAAAUUGUUUGAUCAUGUAAUAUAUCGGGGCUUUCAUAUAUGCUGUAGUCUAUGGGCUCUCACCAAAAAAGCUAACAAGCAAACAAAAAAAAGGUCAGUCGGGAUCAAAUAUGUCCCUGUACCCGUGGUCGGGCACACGCCAUUCAUAGGCUACACUAGGGGCCAAUAUAUCCUAAAUACAGCCCUGUUAUGUAUUAUUAUUAUUAUGCGAUAAAAAAUAACUAAACAAAUAUGAAACACAAAUAAAAUAGUAAAUGUCAAUUUUUAAGAUGCGACAUUUUUGUGCGUAUAAUAUAGGAUUAAGAAAUAUCAAAUAUAAAUAUACACCAGAGUUGAAAUUUUAGUCCACUUUCAUCGCCGUACUACGUCACAAUAUUUUAAUUACUAGUUAUAUCAGCAAUAUAUUACAAUGAAAAAUAUUCUCCGUUUAUAACACUUUUCAGUUGCUAUAAUUUUUAUUUUUUUAUUUUUUUUUUACCGCGUUGAUGUUUAUCGGGAUUUUUCACCAAGCAUUAUGAAUAUAUGAAUUAUACUGAAUUUAUUCACUUAUAUUAUUUUAAAAUUCACUUACCGACUAUUUAUUUGUUUUUAAAUUUAUUGUUCGGAUAUUAUAAUAAUAUAUACAAUUUGUAUUAUUAUAAUACCUAUAGUCAUAAUAAAUAUUGUAACAAUGAUGGGUUUUUUAUUUUUUAUCUAUGACGAUGUUAAAAUAUAUAAUAUAAAUUUCAUACCAUUGUGAACGCAUUAUUAAAUUUGUCAUCCCACCGCCCUUUUACAGUCAGAAUUUUUAAAAUAUCCUGUCCGCCAAAUAGUCGGGAACACUCGCAUGCGCCGUCAAUACCUAUGCGCAUAAUUGCAGUGCGUCGCAUAAAUAAAUAGAGAUAAAAUAGUUGAUGCAUAGAUAAUAAUAUUUUACACGUACCUAUUAUACAACGUUGUUUGUAAAGGGUUUCUAUAAUUUAUACAUUUUGAAGAUCACAGAAGAAAUCCUAACCCGACCCCGUUUUACAGCGAUAUUAUAAACCAGCGUAAAAAUAUUUAGGUAGGUAGCUGUGUACGUACCUCAAUUAUUAUUGCACGAAAUGUAGCUUGCAAUUAAUUUUCUCUAAUUACUUUAGUAUGUAUACAGUAUAUAAUAUUAUUCACGUUCGUUAAGUUGACCUCACAUAAGUUCUCCAAUUUUUAAUAGAAGGUUAAAAGUAUUCACGACUUUUAUAACAAAAAAAUUACACCAUAAGUUUUAAACCAAUGUCAGAUUAUACAAAUUAAUUUAUUCGUCAAGAAACGGCAAUACGAUUUAUGACAAAUUUAAUAAAUAAUUUUAGCAUUUUAAAACCAUUAUAUAAGUACAUUGUGUUAAUUUGUUUUCAGGUAACAAUUAUAUUUCAACUGAGAUCCAAAUAGUUUUUUUUUUUUUUUUAAUAAGGUUAAUGUAACAAUUUUAUAGGAACAUUGAGUCUAUUUUCAAAACUCUUAUUAAAUUUAAAAAAUUGUACGAGUCAAAGUUGUUUGAAGAAAAUACGACUAUUCGAAUGUGGUAUUAAAAAUAUGUAUUUCCAUUUAAGAAAAUUAAAGUAUUAUUAUGAAUGCGCUUAUAAAAAUGCACAAUAAGAAUUAAAACUUUGAAAAAUAGUUUAAAAAUGCUUACUUUGGUUCCUACCCCUAAACUUCCUGAGGGAAUUUCAAAUCAAAGUCCAUCCACCGAAGUAUGCAUAGUGUGCACACUAGUGUCAUAGUGCUAUGCAUAGCUAUAAUUUUAUUACGUGUAUGAAGUUAGCCCAUCCUAUAUAUACGAGUAUAUAUAUAUAUAUAGGUAUUCGUAUUAUUGUUAUAACUUUUUAAUUUAUCAAAAUACUUGUUUUGCAUUUAAAAUGUAUACACAAAAAUAUAGAGAAACGUUAACGGGAAUAAAUAGUAUUGAAUGCAUAGUUUUGUAAACUGUUAUAUAGAAUUUGUCCCAAAAUAUUCGGAUACAAUUCAUUAUGAUACGAUUAAAAACGUAUUGAAGUGUUCAGUGAAAAACAAUUGGAUACUAUAAAAGUAGAAUGAUAUUUAUUUGUAAUAUCUUUAAUAAAAAGACGUGUGUGAAAUUAGCCCCUCCACUACACUAGAAAACAUCCAAAAUAUUUGUAACCCAAUUUUUUUAAUUUGUAACUCGUUGUUACAACUUUUUGAAAUUUGUAACUUCAUCGUUUACAAGUUAAAACUGGUUUCUCAAUGAGAGUUUAGCAAUAAAAAUAAUCCAAUAGGUACUUUGUAUUCAUCAAAUAUCUAUUGGCUUAUUGAUUUUCAAAUAGUUUAAGGCAGUUGGGAGGUCAAGCUUUUGUUCGAGAAACUAGCUGUAACUCUGGUACAGUGAGAUUACAAAUUUUAAAAAAUCGGUUACAAAUAGUUCCGAAUUAAGCUCAAUGAGUUACGAAUGUUUUGGAUGUUUUCUAUUGAAGUGAAUGAGCUAACUUUACACAAAUAUUUUUAAAAAAAAUAUUACAAAUAAAUACCAUUCUAUUUUUGUAAUCUCAAAUUGUUUUUCACUGACCAAUUCAUUACGUUUUGAACCGUAUUAUAAUGAAUAUUAUAGUAUCUGAAUAUUUUGGAGUGGAACAAAUUGUAUACAACAAUUUACAAAAUUAUGAAUUUAAUAAUAUUUACUCCCGUUAAUGUUCCUCUAUAUUUCUGUGAAUUUAUUUAAAUGCAUAACAAGUAUUUUGAUAAAUUACAACGUUAUAACAAUUAUAUGAAUACUGGCAUACGAUAUAUAUAUUAUAAGUAACUAGUGGAAUGUAUAAUAUUAGGUCGUGAGGGGGCGUUCCUGUUUUUAGCCAAUACGAGGUACCUAUACUACAGGGGAAAAACGUCCUAGCAAUUUUCAGAGAGAAUAUUAUAAAUAUGUACUAUACAAGUAUAAAUAGGUGUAAAACAUAUUUUCACGCCAAACUUCGACUUUAACCUACUGACGUCCAAAAUUGUAUUACAUUUCAUGUCGAAAAUUCUGGAUUUGGUAAAUUGAGUCCAUCGUAUAAAGUAAAUAACAAUAAUUAUGUGAAAAUUGAAUAAUAGUAAUAACAAUAUUGUCUAGAAUAUUAUCCAAAAGUUAAGCGCAUUAAACUACCCUCCUCUUUUAUAUUUUAUCUUAAUUGUAUAUAAUUUUGAUUUUUUUUUUUUUUUUUAUUGUAUUUAAUUAGCACGUAAUUAGCAUUAAUUUGCGCGAAAAUUUUCGGAAUUGUUACGCAACUCGUUCUUCGAGAAAAAUAAAUAUUUUACUGGAGGAGUUGGAGUAACGUUACCCCCUAACCUCUCCCAACUCCCUUAAACACACAUUAUACGAACAUUUUCGGAAUUAGUAUGAAACUUGUUAGUCGAUAAAAAAUAAUUUAUUAAUUUACCAACCUUUGUGUUUUAUACAAAUUAUUUUUCUUUAUAUUGAACUAAUUAAAAAAAACUUAGCUAAUAACCGUCCUAUAUAUGUGUGCAAUACUGAUAUGUACAAUUUUUUUUUUUACCGACACGUUUUUUUUUAUUAUUUUAUAUCAGAUAUUAGAUUCAAUCCCCAUUAUUUUAUCUAUAAUAAUAUUAAUUAAUUCAUUGAACAAAUUUUUCUGGCUAUGUAAAUUUGAAUACUUAGUGCUUGAUAAUUUCCAAGCUUAACAUGAUUACGUAUAGAAAUAAUAAAAAACGUAGUAAUAUGGAAAUAACAAUAGUGUGUAACAUAUUAUUUAUUUUUAUGCCAAAAUGUAUUAAAUUACUUGUUUUUUUAUGUAUUAUAUUAUUACUACUUUUAAGCUUAUGAUUAUUUAGUGCACCUACAAUAAUAAUUCACACGGUACUUACGUACAUUCGGUCGUUAUCCGUUUGUGUGAGCACGAUUAAUGAUUGAAAAUUAAAUAGCAGAUUUGGCUUUACGCUUAUCGUACUUGAUUAUUCCAAAAAAAAAAAAUAGCAAAUGUUAGGUAUUAAAAAUAUACGUUAAAUGUUUAUCUCUAAUCAUUUUGUAAUUAUAUUAAUAAAUUUACCGAUUUUAUUUUUAUAUGAGGUGCUCAAUUUACUGAUUUUGAAAAACGUUAAAUUCGCUGGGACUUAAUUUAUCUACGCCUCUAUAUUAUGUAGAAAGUAUAUUUUAAUAAUUCAAAAGAUAAGUUUUAUCGUUAUAGCCUAACAAAAUCUUAAAAUUUAAUAAAAUUUUUGCCUUUCCGAACAAUAUGAUAUAAUAGGACAUUUGAUGUUUUAUGGAUAUAAGAAUAUUUUGGCGUUUGAAUAAAAUAUAAAGGACUUAAUACAAAAUAAUAGUUCGACGUAUUAGAUCCUUGGCGAAAUUCAUAUAAUAUGUAUUAUUUUAUUUUUUAUAUGCAUUAUAAUAUGUACCUUUUUUUUUUCCUGGUUAACCGACAGCAGUGGGAAAUCAGUUUUUAACAUUACUACCCCACUACUGCCAUCGUUUAUUAAAAAGUAUAAUUCAGUAAUGCUUUGUAAAAUCCUGUUUUCCCCUUCGCGGGGCAGACUCACAUUAUUAACUAUAUUAAGUAAAACUAAGGUGAGUGGUAGGACCGCGUCACCUCCUGGCAUUAUACUAAUUUAACCUAACCUAUAAAAGACCCUAAGCCGGCUGCUGGGUCCUAUUGUGUGGUGACUUUGGUGCCCUGGACUGGUGAGGCGGCUGCUCCUAUUGUAGCCGAUCAGCUCCAACCUCGGCCUCCCUUAUCCUUUCGUCAUGCUCCUUGCGGCUCAGUAUGUUCUCUACCAUGCGAUAGAAAGACUAUGAACUGCGAAAGGAUGCUGCCUCGAUCUGAUCGUGUAAAGCCCGGUCAGAAUCCCGGGAUGGGAUGUCUUCCAGCCGCAGAGCAGGUUUUGAACGUCGCUGGGAGCUAUGUUUCUUCCGCCAACAUACGCUCUGACGUCUUGCCGAUAUAGUUCCCGUUGAGGGCAUGUAAAAAGCGUGUGCUCGACGGUGUCUUCAGGGUAUCGACAAUGGUGACAUUCCGCGUCUAGGGUUAUAAUAUGUACCUAUAUACACUACAGUCUGUGAUCGGUAUAUGUCUUUUUUUUAAUUAUUAAUUUUUUAUUUUGUUUAUCCUCGUUUACAGAUCGUGGCCAGUGACAAGGAUUCCGGAGACAAUGCUCGGUUAACGUAUACAAUGAAAACCAUACAAGGACUCGGCGAUAUAUUUUCCGUGGAACCCGACACCGGUGUAAUAUAUUCUGACCACACGUUUAGAAGCGAUCAAGACUUUUCGUUUUACGUGAGUAUAAUAUAAUAUGAUAUAAUACGAGAUACAUUAUAUUUGGCGAUCCACAAUAAUAAUAAUUACUGAUACGCAAAGUGUUUAUGAUUCUACCAUGACAAAAUAAAUAAGUAUGAUCAAAUGUUUUCGUCUAAUCUUGCACACCAGACCCACUGCAAUUUGUCAGAUAUCAUUAGUUGUGUUAUUUUAUAUCCCAACUAACUACUGUUUUUUGUCUGUUUUUCUUUCUAUUUUUGUGAUCAACAAACUAAUUUUAUCACGUUUUUUAAGUUCAUAGAUUUUAGACUUUAGUUUUCAAUUAAAAUGCCAGUCUGCAAUUCCAUAAAUUGUUUUACUGGAAGUAAAAAAAAAAACUAGUAUACAAAUAAUUCGUAAAAAGUCGUCCAAUCUGAAUUUUACUACUAAAUACAUUAAAGUAUAUAAAUAUAAUAAUAUAACAUGUUGUUUGCUAUCUUUAUAUUGUACCAUUAAGCUAUAACACCCAUAAAAAAAUAUUGUAAUCCUGUGGUAUUCUUUCCUUGUCUUGUAAUGUUAUUUAUUUAUUAAUUACCCAUUAAUAUGAAAUACUCUAUUUUAUUAUUCAUUAUUUAGAUCAAGCGACAUGAAAAAAUAAAAAUAAAACUAACUUACUGGUCUUUAAUCUAUUACCAUCGUAAUAUAAUAAUGUACAUUCGUAAUGUUAAUUUUGACGACCAAUGAGAAGCGUCGAAGCAAGCAUUAGUCGUCGAGGUCUGAUAAAGGGAGUGCGUAUCGGUAGAAAUUUAAUCAUACUCAGUUAUUUUGUCAUGGACAGAUCUACAGAAUAAAAGCAACAAAGAUGGCUAAUAACACUCAAUUUUGUCUGUAACUCACCAAAUUUUUUAAAACGAAAUUCCAUUUUUUCUUUUUUAAGACAGUAUUUUGUUUUCUGAAUAAUUUAUUUUAGUUAUUUAUCAUAUGACAAAUAUCAAAAGAUCUCUGUUGUUAAAUUUUAGAUUUAGUUGGUUAGUAAUAUAGUAAAGUAUUUUAUGGAAAUAACGGUUUCAUUCAUUUAAAUUUUGUUUUUAUUGUAAUUCUGUCAAAAAUAAUUGUAAAGACCUGCAAUUUUUACAGAAUACAUAAUAUAUUGAUCUUUUCUAGUCGCGGUAAAAUUGUUGAACUAUAGGUAUUAUAUGGAUAAAAUUGUUUGACCAAACAGAUAUCCUUAAACGCAAGGUUUAAUUUGUACUCAUAAUAUGAGUGGUCAAAAAAAAAAAGCGUUUUAAGAUUAAAUGUCGACCAAAGUCGUAAAUAUUACGGCUUUUUAAAAUAUGAAUGACCGAAUGUCGCUCAGAAUCGCUUUUCGUGAGCAAUUUAUCAUCGUUUAUUUCAAAUAUAAAUUCAAAAUCUUUCCAAUUUCUCACCUACAACAGUGACGUGAAACACCCGUACUCUAACCUAUUAUCAGCUCUUUUCUUUUCUUUUUUUUUCUUUUUUUUUGGUCGUUUUUAAUAGGUACACGAUUAAUUGUUUUUCGUUUUGAAUGAGUAUAUACCCGACGAACAAUAUAAUAAUAACGACUAUUAUGCACGCGUCUUAUGUAUAAGUACUGACGUAAAAUAUACGGCUGCGUAAUGUAAUACGAAGUCCCGAACCGCAUUAUAUUAUUGCCGUUAUAAUGCUAAUUUAUUUCCGUCAAUACUGUGCGCGAGUAAUGCUAUUCUGUGAUUAUAAUGCCAUUUGGUUUAUUAUAUAUGUAUAUCCAUUUUUCGUUUCGAGCAUAAUUCAGUAUACAUAAAAUAGGUACCUACACGUAUAUUUACCGCCUUGUCGUCAUCGGCAGUAUAUAUAAUAUGAUAAAAACAUCAAAAUCCAAUUUAUAUUUCCACGCGAAAUCUCAAUACGAAAGGCAACGCGUAAUUUUUUUUUCUCCGGAAAAAAAAAAAUAUAUAUAAUAAUAAUUUUCUUUGUUUGACACAUACCGUACAUAUCUCUCGCGUUCGAACCGUCAUUAUUUACUUCUGUAUCAAACAUCUAUAUAUUUACGAACAUACGAACUCGUAUCUUGGAGUUAUUCUACUAAACGCACAUCGUGUAUAUACAGAGUGGUUUUUUUUAUCAUGAACCAGCAAUUAUCUCAGAGGAUUUUAAAUGAAUUUGAUUUCUGUUUUUUCUAAUCUCUACGGAAUCGUUUAAGCUUUAUUUUCAAACCAUUUUUAAUCUUUUAACCCUACUCCAUAUACCUUAAAUAAGUGCAUACUUUUUAAUUUUCAAAUAGGAACCCCCUCCCUUUUGAACACAUAUUUGAAUAAAAAAUAUUUUUCCUAUUCCAUAGAGAUUAGAAAAAACAGAAAUCAAAUUCACUUGAAAUCAUCUAAGAUAAUUACUGAUUCAUAAUAAAAAAAAAAAUCACCCUGUAUGUAUAUAUAUUAUAUACGAUAUAAUUCACGAAAAACGUUCGCAAGUUUCCGCAUUGCAUUGUUUUUACUUUUUUUUUUUUUUUGUCCCAAGGCGUUUUCGUACUUAGAAUUUUUCUUCUCGACUAGCCUCUAUGUUUUUAACGCAACAGAAAUAAUAAUACUCAUGGACUCCUUUGAAUCAUAUUAAAUGUACAGGGCAAUAAACGGUGUACAAUAAGACGAAUAAAAGAAGAUUCAUAAAACUCCUUUCAUCUACUAGCAUUCAAAAUAAAAUUAAAAAAAAAUCUUUACCAGAACAGUAAUAAUCGCUGCUUCGAACCUUUCCCUAGCAAAUUAAUUUGAAUGGAAAUAAUAAUUUUUUUUACAGACGGGCGCUUAUUAAUCAUAUUAUACCUACUGUUCUACAUGAUAUUUUAUCAAAUUUUUUUUUUUUUUUUUUUUCUUCUAGAAAUGGGAGGGUUAGUCAGCUGUAUAGAAGGUAAAUAAAGUCGAUAUUAUCAGUGUUAAGCGUAUUACAAUGUUUUAAAAAAUAUUUUCUUAUCGUAUUCAAAUUCACAAAUAGGGGUGCAAUUUUGAAACAAUAUGGUAACACGGCCGUUGAACGAUUUUAUAACGUCUAAAAAACCACACCAAUCAAAUUUACUCAAAAUAUUCGGUUAUUAUUAUUAUUAAGUCGUAGCACAAGUAUGUACGAUAACGAUAUUAUACACUCUAGUUCAAAAUAGUCGACGCGUAUUGUUAACGAGCGGCCAUAUACGCGUGUCCAUUGGCCCGUCGCACCACAUAUAUUUUAUUUUCUACGUAGGUCAUCUCAUUAGUGCUAAUAACGAGGUAGUAGCAGCCGUCCGAAAAAUAAAAAAAACGAAACAAACCCAAAAUAACGCUCACGACAGAUCAAAUCCAUAAUUUUUUUUUUAUUAUUUAUUUUAUAUUGUUGUUGCUUUAUAUAGAUACGAGCCACCGACAAUGGGUCACCGAACAUGAGUGCCACGGCCAAAGUGAUUGUGGAAGUGUUGAAAAUUCCCGAAAACUCAAAACACGCACCCGAAAUUCAAAAUCCAAACCAACAAGUAGACAUAACUGAGAGCGACAUGGUUGGCUAUAUAGUGGCGCUUAUCAACGCCGUGGACAAAGACCAAGAUUACCUUUGGUACAGGAUUGAAAGUAAGUGUAUUUACUUUAAUAAUAUAUGUAUAUGAAUCUCUGUGACGGGAUACAUAAUGCCUCCCUCUCUCGUGUUUCGGAUUUAUGAAAAAAGAUUAAAAAAUAUGUUAAAUUUUGAAAAUAAAAAAAACUGACGUACUAAACAAACCUUUUAAUAUUAUAUUAAAUUUGUAUGUUCCAUUUAAAUUCUGAGUGGAACAAAAAAUGUGUUGGUUUUACUAUGUUGUUUAUUUUUAUCUGUGCGCAACUUUUUUACCAGCAAUCUUGCUCCGAUUUUUAAGUGUAGUAACUUUUCAAAAAGGAAAUCUUAAUAGGAAGGUGCUUUAAGGAGGUCAUUUUUUUGAAGAAUUUGUAUUGUCAAAUGGGAAAAGCAGAUGAAAAACGGGAAAAUGUACGAAAUGUAGGUAUUAGUUGAACAAUAUUUCGGCCAUUUUUUUUCCUGUGAACAAUUUUUCUACUAUCAAUUUUUGUCCGAUUUACAAUAAUAGGACUUUUUCUGAAAGGAACUCUGACAGGGAAGGUACUUUAGGUAGGUUGUUUUUUCGAUUUUCCUGUGAGUUUUCCCAGCAAAUAUGAAAAACCAAGAAAAAAAUAUGGGAAAAACAUAGAAAAAACGGGAAAAUUGGUAACAAAAUUAAACAAAUAUUAUUAAAAAAAUAUAUGAUGCCUAUUUAAUUAUUUUACCAUAAUAUGACAUACAUAUUGUUGACAAAGUAUCGCUAUCAACUGAACUCCGCUCAGAAUCGUUUUUCGUUAGAAUGGUAUAUCGUCGCUAACAGAUAUACAAUAAAUUACCUAUAAUACCUACAAUAGUGGCUGCACUCGUCCCCAUUAACCUAGGACAGCUUUUUUCUUUUAGAUUCGGAUUGUAAUGAGGUAUUGGUUUUACUAUUAAACUAACUAAACUAAUUAAACUAUUUUUGCUACCAGUAAUAUUGCCCCAAUAUAAAGACGACAAAAACCCCUUUUUUGGUGCAUUUUUAAAAUUUAUUGGUUUGUAGGAAAAUCGUGUUUUGGUUUUUCCUGUAGUUUUUUGAAUAAUUGAACAAACCAAGAAAAAAAAACGUAGAAAGAACAAAAAUAAUGCUUUUAUUAUUUUCAUUUUUGUUUGUUGUUGUAAUUCAGUUUAAAAUAUUCGUAGACAUGAUAAAAUUUUCAAAACGUUUUAGCCAUUUUGAGGUAUUUAUAGGCAUUAUAAUUUUGUGAAUUUGUUUCAUAAUUUGUAUGUGAUAAGUAUUGUAUGAAUAAAAUUGUUGUUUGACUAAACAGAAAUGAUUACAAAUUUAACAAGUUUUUUAUAAGCCGUACUUAGUGGUCAAAAAAAAAAUUUGUUUUUAUAAUUUAGUAUUUUUUUUUUUUUUUUAUAAGAGUUUUAAUAUCACAUUUUUAAAAUGUGUCUUACCGAGCUUAGUUCCGAAUCAUUUUUCGUUAGCAAUGGUUUAUCGUUGCUUACAGAUAUAAAUUAAAUUACUUUUUAUAUCCUACCUUCCCUACUUCCCACCUAUAACAAUAGCACACUCUACCAGUAUAUCAGCUCUUUUUAAUUCUUUUAAUACGAUGUUCGUAAUUGCGUUAUAGUUUAUACAUUAGGUUUUUUUAAAAAUAGAAGAAAAAACAGGAAUCGUAAAAACUACCAUAAAAUACAUAGAAAUUAAGUAGGAAAAAAAUAUGCUAAAGGGGGAGGAGGAAGACACACAAUUUUGAAAUUACCAAACAAAAAUGUAGUAUAACCGAGUCCAUAUUACUGAUUUUUACAUGACUAAUUCAAAUUGUAUACAGUAAGAAAACAUUUACCGUUGGGCAACUAUGCCAUUUACCAAUUUUCAAAAUUUAAUUGUAUUUAUAUUGUUUAAUAAAUGCUCAUUUAAAAAUACAUUUUAAUUUGCUUAUAUUGAAAACCGUUCAACAUUUACUUAAGUCCUUCUUCCCUGAGACUAAAGAUAUAAUAUGUUUUUCUUAUUUGGUACAAAUUUAUAUUCGUCUCGACGACGGUCUCUGUGAAGAACGACAACCAGAAACAUCAACCUAAAACGUUCAUGACACAAACAGCUAAGGGAAUAGCGUAUACUACAAUUGUUAUUUCCAAUAUACCACGGCAAUAUUAUGUAAAUAGUACUCAUCACUAAGACACUGAAGUCUAACGUACGCAUCACGUGUAUUGCGUGUAUAAUGAUAGAAAAAACUAUAUUAAACCGAGACUUUGGGAUUCUCGUCUUUAUCUUUGUCGUUUUUCACAGUACGUAUAUUGUUACUGAGUCAUAAACAAUUUCACGUCGUGUGUCAAACAAUAAUUUUAGGGUAGUAAUAUAAAACCAUCUGGAUGCAUAGUUACGUCGCAUAUCAUAUCAGCUAAUGGUGUAACUCGAACGGGUUUUUGUUUAUACAAAUAUUAUCACUUGUUUUUCCGAAAUUCCAUGACAUCCGUAAAUAUUAUUUUCUUUUCCGCGGUACAGUGUCCUGGUAAAUUUGUUCGAAAACACAAACUUCAAAAUACUCGAUAUUACACCAAGUAUUAACAUACGCGUAUUACGCGUAAGUAUAUGCAUAAUAGUAUAAUAAGUUUAUUCGAGUUUUUAAGACCUGACUUUUUUACUCGGUACCUAGUCCUUUCUGGUCGUGGUAAAAUUUUCAAAACAUUUGAGCGAUUUUUGAGAUUUGUACGUAGCCAUUUGACAUUCUCUAAAUUAUUUUAGUUUUAAUUGAUUUUGUAUGAAUAAAAUUAAUGUAGCUUCUAAAAAAUGUUCUCAGUAAGUUGUUCUGUUUGGUACUAUAAAAAUAUCGGAAACCCGAAAUUAUGUUUUUUUUUUUUUUUUUUUUUUUUUUUUUUUAUAUAUAUAUAUAUAUAUAAACGGUCAAAGUUCAAAUGUUGAUGAGAAUAUUAAAAAUCAUGGAAUUUCGCGUGCUAUUUAACGAUUAUUUAUGAGAAUUAAAUUUGUUUUGCUUAACAAAAAUGCUCAAAAAUCGAAUACAAAAAAAUACGAACAAUCUUAACUUGUUUAACCAAACUACGCUCAGAUUCAUUGCAAUGAUUGAUCGUUACAUACAGAUUUAUAAAUUAUCCUAUGUAUCUAAGAUAAUUCUAAGAAUAAUUUAUGAAUCACGUAUCAACUCUGACACUGAGGAAUAGUUUAGAAAUAGACGAAAACUCUCGUAGAAAAUAGGGUUCAUUAAGAAAUAUACGAUUGGGAAAAUUACGUUUAGAUCGCGUUUAAGAUGGGAAAACCGUGUCAAAAAAAUGUUAAAACAAUGAAACCAAUUAUACAAUAAAGAGAAGUUAUAGAAAAUAUAGAAAGAUUGCGACAAAUUUAUCUAGAGGGCUGGUAUUAAAAAUCGAAACCUACAAGUAGAAGAAGAAGAUUAUACAAAACGUUAUUUUCCGUUAUUCUAGUUCGGUUGUAAAAAAAAAAAAUAAAUAUAUAUAUAUUGUAAUAGAGACAAACUAGAGGAAAUUUCUAUUAUAAUAACGGAUUUUUUCUGCUAACUGAUGUUUUUCUUGAAGUGAAUCACUGGCGCAGCCAGAGGAGGGAGAGUGUUUCGGGUGUAUGCACAUUGGAGACUCUCCUCCAUCCGUGUUUCAGUAAUACAAGUGUAUUACAAAUUGUUAUAUGUAAACAAGUGACACCUCUUUUCAAAAACUCCUGGUAGCGCCAAUGACGUGAGUUAUUUAAUAUUAUAGUUUAAUGUACCUAUUUGUAUUUAUAGUACAAAUACUGCGAAUUAUAUAACUAUGUAUAUGCAACAAUAUUAUAUAUAAUAUAAAUUAGAAACUAUUGAAAAGCCAAAAAAAUGAAAUAUUUGUUUUUAUCUCGUCAGUAACGUUUCAAAGUUCAUUUGUGUGUUUGUGUAUUUCAUAUUACAAACCGAAUUUUCAAAGGAAAAUCAACAAAAACUCAUUUAUGUACAAUUUUGAAAAGGUAGGGUACAUAAAUCUAUUUAAUUUAUAUCUGUAAGCGACGAUAAACCAUUGCUAACGAAAAAUGAUUCAGAACGAAGUUCGGUUAUACAUAUUUUAAAAAUUUGUAAUUAAAACUUUUAAAAAAUGUUUGUGUUUUUUGGGAGACAAAAGUUUCUGCUCAAAUAUGUAGUGUAUUAUACAAUGUUGCAAUAUUAUUUGUUUAACUGCCGGGACACGCCCAAAAUAGUUGCCUGAAACGAGUGUCGACGCCUUUCGCGGCGGACAUACGAUCCAGGCAUUAAAUGAUGUAUUUCGGUUAUUUUCGUCCUCUAGGCGGCGAUCCGAACUCGGAUUUCAUGAUCGAGGACGACGGAAACGUGCUGCUGGCCCGGCAGCUGGACUGGGAGACGCGGAAGGAGUACAACCUCACGGUGGCGGUGACGGACGGGGUGUACACGGCCACCACGCAGCUGUUGGUCAGCGUCAAAGACAUCAACGAGUACCGGCCAAAGUUCUCGCAGGACGUCUACGAAGUAAACGUGACGGAAAACGCCGAAGUCGGUUCGCCGGUUGUCACGCUCAAAGCCACCGACGACGACCAGGACCUGAAGCUGCUCUAUGGCAUACACAGCGCGCAGCACGUCAACUCGGUCAGGUCGUUCGCCGUCGACUAUCAAACGGGCGUUGUUUCGGUACAACAGCCUUUAGACAGGUACGUUGUACAUUAAUUUAGGGCCCGAGACUCAUUGCACUUAAAAUUCACAAAAAAGCGUUUAAAAACGUUAAAAAAAUGCUUAAAAAAAGCACUUUAAACAAAUAUUAUUAGACAAUAUGUUAGAAGGGUUUAAAUGUUCCUCUGUCUACAGACUCUAAAUUAUUAAAUACAAUUUUCUAAUACGACACAAAUUAUUUUGUUUGGAUACAAUUUUACGUAUUUAAAAAAAAAUAACUGGGUCAACUUUAGUUUUGUAGUGUUGGAAAAUUGUCGUGGUUUAUUAUCAAUAAGGAAGCUGUGUCUAUAGUAAAUAUAGUAGAGUAAAAAAUGUAUUUAUUUUAAUUUUUAUUAUCAUCAUUAUUAUUCGUAAGGGAGCCGCUAAUUUGAUUUUCAAGAUCAGAAGAGCCAUGGACCCAAGAAAGUUGAAAACCACUGGUCUAUAGGUACAGCGUAGUGAAACCGCAAUGCCGGAAUAUAUUACCGAUAUCGAUUCGUACAAACGUUUUGUACGAAAUUCAGCGUUGAUUUUAUCUUAUUUAAGGCUCAUUUAAAGAAAUUCGUUUUUUCAUAUGAAUUUGUUAAGCAAGAGUAGUACAAACGUACUUCCUUUUUUAUUUUUUUUUGUUUUUUCGGUUUUUUUUUUUAUUCUUGAGUGAAAGAUUAUUUUAAGAAUACAAGUUAAACUCACCGUGCAAAAUAACUAAAUUAACUAAACGCACACAUUUUUCCUGCUAAACAAUAUACAUUACAGAAUUAAAAUAACGUUUAUAAAAUUAAAAUUUGGGCAGCGGUUAAAUUUUACUCCAGCUUAUUGGUCUUUAACGUCAUAUUCGUCCGUAAAAACGACAUUAAACCUGGACAAUAGAUUAGUGGACAAAUCGCAUCAUUAAAGGUAAAAAUAAUUUUAAAAUUUUACAAGAAAAGAGAGUAUAUGGAAAACCAUUUCCAUCCUUAGAGAAAAAUCUAACAUCGACCGUUUUAUUUUCGGAAAAAAAAAAUUACAUUAUUAGAUUUAUAUGACACACUGCCUAUCACACUUUUAACGUCCAUAUACUGUAUACCUAACAGUUAAACGUUUUUCAAGUUGUUACCGCACGUUGUGCGGAUUUUUCUAGCCAAGUUCCGUACGGUCAGAUACGUAACAUAAAAAUUUAUCAUAUGCUUUUUGUGGUGUAUUCAAAGGAUUUAAUUAAGGAUUUUUAUCGACUUCCGAGCCGCUCUUUUUCAAAUCCAAGAUUAUAGUUACUAAUUCGUAAAAAUAUAUAAUAUAAUAUAAUAUAUGUACAUUUUUUUUUUACAAACAAAAGUGUCUUCGGACUUCAAUUUAAAACUUCUUUUACGUAAUUUAAAUAUACUUCUUAUAUAUAAAAAACUAUAUUAAAAAAUGAACGAAAAAUCCGAAAUAAUAAUAACAGCUAAAAGUGAAAAUUAAAACUUUUUCAAUUUUUCCAUGGAUAUUUUUAUUUUUUAUAUAUAUAUUGACUAAAUGUAAUUGUAUAUAAAGUUUAGUGUUUAUUUUAUUGUCUACAUAUGCCCAUUAACAUAAGAAUCCUUUGUAAUAUCUAUGUAUAAUGUGUAAUAUUUUACAAUUUUAUACAUGUUUGUUCUAUAAAUUAAAUAAUUAAUAAUUAUUUUAAAAAAAAAAAAGGUAAAGUCUACCUUUGUGUUUUUUAAAACAUGUUUAAAUUAUAAUACUUCGGCAUUAUUGAUUAUUUAUAAACUUUUUGAACUAGAAUGCGUGUUUAAAACGAUUUCAUGAUAGUGCAUAGCAAAUUUUUUCGCCAAUUUGAUUACCGGGUGUAUAAUUAUACAAAUAUGAUUUUUGUUGAUUUCUCAGUUACCUUGGCAACAAGGAGAACAUACGACUAAUAGUAUUCUGUUUAGAAUCGUUUUUGAACAAUUUAAUUCAUUUUUAACAAUAAACAAUUGUUUAUUGUAGCAUAGCAUACAGAUGUAAAUUAAAUUAUUACUCUGUAUAUAUUCUCCCUUCCAACUUCCCUUUUUAAAUAAUAGCACAUCCAUCAUGUAGUAACAGCCUCUUUAAUAAUAUAUUUACGUACUUUUCUAACUGUCGUUUUUUCGUUUGUCCCGCGAUACCAACAGGGAAAGUAUAGCCAGACACGAACUGACCGUUUUAGUCAAAGACCAGAGCACGCCGUCCAAGAAGAACUUUGCCCGCGUUUUAAUCACCGUGAUCGACAGCAACGAUCAUGCGCCCGAGUUCAGCUCCAACAUCGUACAGGGCCGAGUGUUCGAGACGACCGCUGUAGGCACUAGCGUCCUCCAAUUGUUGGCUACGGACAAAGACCACGGGGAAAACGCCGCCGUUUCCUAUCAAAUCAUAUCUGGUAAGCACGCAACUAUUUUAACGUCAUUCGGGGACACAUAUUCCUCGUCCCCGGCAUCUGACCGAAAUAACUUAUUCGUUUAUAAGUACCCGCAAUCGAGUAUACAGGCCGAAAAUUAAACUUCAAUUUUAAAUUGUGAAUAAAGCGUGAAAUCUGUUAUUAUUUAUUUUACAAAAUACAGCAAUUUUUUGUUUCCCUUGAAAAAUUCCAUCUGACAACUGAACUGUCGGAGGAAACGAUUUUUUUCGAAAAACUCAAAACAGCGAAUACUGCAAUUGUUGCAGUAGCUCUAUUCGGAUAUGUAUUCGUGAUUUCUCGCUUUUAUUAUGUUUCAACAAACAAAUGAUUAUUAUCAAAAAUAACAGUGUAGCAGUGUUCGUAUAUAGAGUAGGUAAAUAUUCCCAGUUGCUACCGUUGUGUUUCAAUACAACCCGAUUCAUUUCAACCCGAUCGUCUGAUCUGUCCAUGAGUAGAUUGCCCGUAAUUUUAUUUGAUUAUCGUGUAAUUCUUUUUUCUUUCCUCAAAAUGUCUGUUCUACUCCACGAACAGGGAAUAUCGGCAACGUGUUUAGUAUCGACAGCAAGCUGGGCACCCUUCACGUUAUGAAAGAACUGGACAUGUCCGUAACGUCGGAAUAUACUCUUAACGUGAAAGCCGUCGAUUCGGGUUCGCCACCACAGUAUUCCACUGUGCCCGUGUACAUAAUGGUUGUGAUGGCCGACAACGCCCCUCCCAAGUAAGACAAUACGUCCAAAUCUCUAAAUAUGUUGUUUCCAUUGCGAUUCUGACCGCGUAAUUAUCCGGUGGUUCACGUUUCGUUCCAGGUUCGACAGCCCAGAGGGAUCGGCCGAGAUCUACGAAAACGAACCGUCCGGCACAGUGGUGAAACGUCUGCAGGCCAGGAGCACGUCGUCCCUGCUUUUUGAACUCGUAGACGGCGACACGUAUAACCUGUUCGCUAUAAAUCCGAGUACUGGAGUGCUGAUCACCCGACGGCAGUUAGAUUACGAAUCGUGUCACGUGUACAACCUGAGCAUCACGGCUACGAACAUGGUAUGCACACAUGAUGGGUACUUGUAUAAGUCUAUGAUUAUACGGUACCUUUUCAGCGGUUGUUUGGAGUAUAAACCGCGACUCCAACGGACGAUAUAUUACAAUCUUCUACAUCCUCUUAGUUUUAUUAGCUAUGUUCUUAUUCUUGCGCUACACAUCCUCCUGUCCAUCAUAACACUUCCCGGUUUAACGUAAAAUCAAUUUUUCUUCGAUUUAUCCCUACCGCGACUUUCAUCUACACGUGACUCAUUUAUAUCUUCCUGGCCAACAUCAUUGCUCUCAUUUUUCUGCUACCUUCUACCCGAUAUAUUUUGUCUUCAGCAUUGUUACACGGCAUAAAUAUUCUAUGUACACAUUAUAGGCCGGUUCGAAAGCUAUGUGCCACGUAUCGGUGCACGUGCUCGACAGAAACGAUAAUUCACCCGUAUUAGUCAACACCAGUUACAAGGGCGUCAUUAGCGAAGCGGCACCGAUAGGCUCGCUGGUCCUAUUGAACGACACGUUGCCAAUGUUAAUCAAAGCCGUGGACGCCGAUUCCGGAUCCAACGGUUUGCUGCAAUACGAAAUAGUGGAAUUCGCUCAAAGUCGAAUGUUUCAUGUAGUUUCGAACACGGGUAUGCCUUGGCCACCGUUCUGCUUGGACAAUACAGACUAUUUGCACUACUAAAUUCCCGGUCGUUGUUUGCUUACAGGCGCUAUUAGAACUACCGCGUUGUUGGAUUAUGAGACUUCGCCGAACAUAACGUUCCACGUCAGGGUGAUCGAUCAGGGCAACCCGAGACGUACGUCCGACGUACUUGCCAAAGUAUUCAUCACCAUUUUGGACGUAAACGAUUGUCCACCGAUUUUCACGAGUUUCGAAUACAACACGUCAGUACUAGUACCCACUUACGUUAACGUGGCCGUUGUUCAACUAAAUGCUACUGACGGCGAUUCGGAAAAGCAAACGAAGUUAACGUACUCAAUUGUUAGCGGAAAUGAAGCAAACGUCUACACAAUCGACGCUGAUAGGGGACUCAUAACAGUUAGGGAUCCGAAUUUAGGCAUCAAGUCGAGUCCUCAUAGUCUGGCCGUUUCCGUCUCUGACGGCAAAUAUUCCAGCCAAUCGUAAGAUUUCUAGAUGAUUUUUCGUGUUUACCAUUAGUAAUUUCAAACUAUAGAAUUAUAUUAUAAGAAAUAAUAUAUGUGUUUUUUUAGAAACGUAAACAUCCGUUGGUAUCGAAGUGAAGACUCCAGUCUUAAAUUCCAAAAACCCAUUUAUUAUGCAACCGUUAUGGAAAACGAUACAAAAGACAGAUUUCUAUGUGCGGUUACUGUUAUCGGAGCACAUCUCAAUGAACAUUUACUGUUUUCCAUUUCAAAUCCGAGCAGAUAUUUUCAGAUCGGAUCGACUACGGGAAUAUUGAGGACAACAGGAAUAGCUUUUGACCGGGAAGUAAAAGAAAUCUACCAAAUUAUUGUUCAAGUACAUAAUUAAUUAAAUUCAUUAGUUUAUCUUUUAUCUUAAACAUUAUACUUUUUAAUGUUAAGGUCCAAAGCAUGGAUGGUGAUAGUGAUUCGUUAAGAGUUGCCCAUGUUCCAAUUAAUAUAACCGUUUUAGACAUUAACGACAAUGCACCAAUGUUUGUCAACUUGCCAUACUAUGCAAUUGUAUCUAUUGAUGCUAAAAAAGAUGAUCUCGUUACAAAGGUAACUUAAACUAACCAUUAAACAAAAUAGUUUCCAAAUUUGUAUUUGUUAUUUAAUCACCAUUCACCUGUAUAUUUUUUCAGGUGCACGCUGUAGAUUUGGACCAAGGUGAAAAUGCUGCCGUUCGUUAUGAACUAACCAAAGGACCGGGUGAAUUGUUUAACGUCUCCAGGAGUACUGGAGAGAUAUUUUUAAGACAUAAUUUUGAAGGUCAAAACAAUGGACGCAUAAGCGAAUUCAAAUUGACUGUCGCUGCGUUUGAUGGAGGUAGUUUGCAACAAUAAUAUAUCCUAUUUGAAUAACAAUCAUUAAUGUUUAAAAAAAUAAAUAUAGGUCUACAAUCUUAUUCAACUGAAGUAGAAGUCAAUGUCAAAGUCAUGGAUCGAUCAAUGCCUGUGUUUGACAAACAAUUUUACUCUGUAUCUGUACCAGAAGAUAUUGAUCUCUAUGCUCCUUUACCAUUAUCCAUUAGAGCUGAUUCGCCAAUGGCCAGAAAAUUAAUAUACAGUAUUAUAGCUGGAAAUACAUUUGAAGAAUUUGCCAUAGAUUUCAAUACUGGUUAGUUUUGUUUUGAGUUAUUAUUUUUUCCUUUAGCAAUCAAAUAACCACUCUUCAUUAUUAUCUUAAGCUUAAUGGUGAAGGACAGUAAACACUUGAUUUAUAAUAUUGUUAUAAUAAUUCACACCUUUAUAAAACACUUACUAUUUGUUUUUUAUUUCUUUUCUUGGUGCUCUCAACAGCUGAUGAUUACGGUGGUACCAGUGAGUACACAUUAGUUAUUCUAUUGUGUGUGUUAUGGGCUUUUUUUCAGUCUAGAUAGACACCUGAGAUAGAAUUUGGACAUCAUGGAUAAAAACUUAACAAAAUUCUACUUCUGUGCACAACUAAUCUUUUUCCACAGCUUUAAUACAAAUAUUAAAUUUGCAAUUUCAUUUUUGAUAUGACCAAGUUUUCUCGGGUGUUUUGACAUUUAUUUUUUUUUUUUUUUUGUCUUCAGUUGUAUGUUUGCAUUUGAUUGUAAUCUUUAAUCUUUUUAAAUCAUACAGCUUUGGUUUGCUUAAAACACAAAUUAGCUAAAUACAUGAAUGUUUAAUUGGGAAAAUAUGUUGUAUGGAUUAUGUUUAUUUACCAAUGAAGUUAACUUUAAUGAUUUGUAAAUAGGCUUAUUGUAUGCUGUUGAUAAUUUGGAUUAUGAACAAGUGCAACAUUAUACAUUAACUGUUAGAGCUACUGACAGUGUAUCUGGAGUAUCAGCAGACGUGUUGGUCAGUAUAAUGGUAAUGGAUGUAAAUGAUUGUGCUCCUGAAUUCAUUCAAGACUCCUAUAACAUUUCUAUAUCUGAAUCAGCAUCGUUUGGUUCAUUUAUUUUAAAAGUAACUGCUACUGACAAUGAUACUGGUAAGGAAUUAUUACUUCUUAGGAAUAAAUUUAAUACCUGAUUAUUUAUGUAUAUUAUGUAAUCAUUUUAUAUUAAUAGAUAUAAAUCGGAUGAUUAAAUAUUCAAUAAAAAAUGGUGAAGAAAACUCUACCGAUUUCUUUCACAUAGAUGUUAAAGAAGGUUCAAUAUAUCUGAAACAAUCAUUAGACCACGAAACACAGCCUCUUCAUCAUGUCAUAUUAGAAGCAACUGACUCGGGACUACCGUCUCUAAGUACUAUCACUCACCUUUGGAUCACCGGUUUGAAUAUAUUAUUAUUAUUUUCUUUAUAGCUAUCUUUUCAUUAUUUAUAAUACAAUAAUUGGAUUUCAGUUUUGGAUGUUAAUGACAAUGCUCCUAAAUUUGAACAAUCUUCCUAUUCGUGUUGGUUAUCAGAAGAUGCUGAAAGAGGCCAAUUUGUAACUAUGGUCACUGCUACUGAUCCAGACAUCAUUGAUCAUUCACGUUUAAUGUACGGCAUAACGGGAGGAAAUAAUCAACAAAUGUUUGAUAUUAACCCAAAGUCUGGUAUGAAUAAAAUAAUAAAAUAAUAAUACUAAUGAUAAUAAUCAUAUACAAUAUAAAUAUGUACAGGUAUCAUAAUUGUUUCAAACUUGAAUAAGUUAACAACUGUAAAUGAACAUGUACUCAAUGUAUCAGUUAGUGAUGGAGUUUACACAAGUUUUUCGAGAGUUAGAAUUGAAAUAGUGUCAACUAACAAACACAGUCCAAUAUUUGAAAAAUUCCAAUACGAUGGUCGUAUUUUGGAGAAUAAGCCUGCAGGCACUGAAAUUAUUCGCGUACAAGCAAUAGAUAAUGAUACAGGUCCAUAUGGUGAAGUGAGCUACUCGAUACCAUCAAAAAAGAUGUCAAAAAUAUUUAGUAUAAACAAUAUUACUGGUAUGUAACGGCUAAUUUAAAAUUAUAUUACACACAACAAUAACAUGUUUGUAUAAUUUAUAUAGGUGAAAUUGUAUCAAGGAUGACGCUAGACCGUGAGCAUACAUCACUAUACGAGAUCAGUGUUUUGGCUUGUGAUCAAGGCGCUAGAUGUGGAUUUACUUUAGUUCGAAUUCGGGUGAGUGAUGAAAAUGACAAUUCACCAAGGUUCCUUUUGCCAGAAUACAAAACAUGCAUACACAGCUCCUUACCAAUCAACACAGGAUUUCUCACGGUAUAAUAACAAAAUUAUAUUUCCUGUCAUUCAGCUUACUUUACAUCUUUGUUUAAAUGGAUAGGUUAAAGCUGUUGAUGAUGACCAAGAACCAUCUGGUCAAAUUACUUAUUCAAUCAAUGACAUUGAACCCAGUGACAUUACAAAACUAAUGUCUGUCAAUAAGUACACUGGUGUACUUGUCCUUCAAAAAUCAGUUGAAUCUUUAAGUAAGAACCAAAUUGAAUUUGGAUUUUAAACAAUUAAUAUAUCUAUGUAUAUAUUUAAGAUGGAUCAAUUAAUACAUAUUUCAUUAAUUUGUUUAGAAAACAAUGUAUAUCAAUUUUUCAUACGAGCAACAGAUAGUAGUAUACCACCAAGACAAUCAGACGUUCCUAUUGAGCUAUUUGUGUUAUCACCUGAAGAUCAUCCGCCAGUGUUCCUACAAGAAGACCAGAAAUUCAAUUUAACAGAAAAUGCUCCUAUCGGUAUUUUUAUAUAUAUAAAAAUUGCUAAACGAUACAAUAUAAACUUAAAUUUUUAAUUGAAUAGGCACCAUUGUAACUACUGUAAAAUUAGUGUCAGAAGGGGAAACUAAGUUCAGAAUUACUGCUUCUGAAGAGACCUCCAAACUGUUUACAAUCAAUGAUAAAGGUCAAAUUACUACAACUGGAUUUUUGGAUAGGGAAAAACAAGCAUUUCACAUACUUGGAGUGUUCGCGUUUACUGAAUCAUCACCUCCAUUAACUGCAUUAACUGAAGUCUAUGUUAAAGUAUUAGAUGAAAACGAUAAUGCACCAGAAUUUGACAAUGACUUAUAUAUCGCCAAAAUAUCAGAAGCUAUUGCUGAAGGCACAACAGUAGUUAAAAGUAAUGCAAUAUUAAUUUUUUAAUUAUUAUUUAUAUUAUUUAUAACCUCUAUAUUUUGUAUUUAUAGCUCGUGCGAUUGACUUAGAUGAAGGAAAAAAUGCUGAAGUCAAAUACUUAAUAAAUUCUAAAUCAAAUGUACCAUUUGUUAUUGAUCAAUAUUCGGGGUCAAUUAGUGUUUCUGUAUCAAACUUGGAUCGAGAAGUGAAAUCAUCAUAUAUUUUUGAUGUGAUGGCUUUUGAUGGUGGAACACCAUCGCUUAACUCAACUGUAAAAAUACACAUAUCUUUAGUUGACUAUAAUGAUAAUCCAUCACAUUUUUCUGAAUCUAUGUAUUCAGCAUCAGGUACAAUUUAAACUUGGAAUUUCAAUUUAUAACAAUAUUUUACUGAGCUUUUUUUAUUUUAUAGUUGAAGAAGAUUCACUGCCAGGAACAGUCGUAGUCCAAUUGACAUUAGUAGACAAUGAUAACGAAUUACCAUCCACAUUAAUGUACUACAUUCGCGACGGAGAUGUGCAUUCAAAAUUUGCUAUUCGAUCAACUGGUGAAGUAUAUGUUGCCAAUACAUUAGAUCGAGAAACUUUAGACAAAUAUCAACUUACGAUACUAGUUACCGACGGAAAAUAUGUAUCAACUACACAGCUAUAUAUCUCCGUCACAGAUGUUAAUGGUACAUCAUAAAUCAUCAAUAAAAUUAAUUCAAAACUAAAAAUUAAUUUAUAUUGUAUUUUAUUAUUAGAUGAAAAACCUUACUGCCUUCACUACCGCUACAGGAGAAUGCUUUCGGAAGGAGCACCAAUCGGCAGUAUAGUUUUAAAAAUUGAAGCUCGUGAUGUCGAUUUAAAUCCAAAAUUACGUUAUUAUUUAACUGGUCAUGGAGCAGAACACUUUAGUUUAGAUAUAGAUAAUGGUAAUUUUAUAUUUCUGUAACUUGAUCUUAUUUAAUAAUUUGUCUAGUUAAAUACAAUUGUCGCUAAAUAUUAAAUCAUUAAAUAAUUAUGUAUUUACUUAAAGGGUUAUUGAAAACUGCAGUUUCACUAGAUCGUGAACAACAAUCACGGUACAAUUUGGAUGCUCACGUACAAGACAGAGAGAAAAGUGACUGGGAAUGUGUAUCAAAAGUUGAAAUUACAAUGUUGGAUAUAAAUGAUAAUGCUCCAAUAUUUAUUGCUAAUAACAAUAAUACUGCUUCGCUAUCAGAAGAUGCACAAAUUGGUACUAUUGUCAUCAAGAUGCAUGCAACUGAUGCUGAUAUUGGUAAAUUAAAAUUGAAAGGUACAUAAAUACCAUUGAACAUCCAUAGCAAAUAUAUGUACUUUUGGCCUAGGUUUAAAUCGAAAACUCAAAUAUUCUUUGCAAGAUUCAGCAGAAAAUUAUUUUAUUAUAUCACCUGAUAGUGGUAUUGUAACAUUAGCUAAAAAAUUAGAUCGUGAGACUUGUGAAAUAUAUAAUAUUACUGUUAAAGCCAUUGAUCACGGUACUCCACCUCUUUUUAGCCUUACUGAAUUAAAAGUUAUUGUAUUAGACGUCAAUGACAACCCACCUAUAUUUGUACAAAGGUAAAUAAGCUCAAAAUUCAUCUGUAGUUUGUGUAAUUUCAACUCAUUUACUAAUUUCAUUCCAGAACAUACUAUGCUACGGUUUCUGAAAUUGCACCCAUUGAUACUGAAGUGACCAGAGUUUUAGCUACAUCACUCGACUCUGGCAAAAAUGCAGAAGUAGUGUAUUCUAUUGCCGGCGGUAAUGAGCACAAUAAAUUUUCAAUAAAUCCAGAAACUGGUGUAAUUAGUGUGUUUGAGAUGCUUGACUAUGAAAGGAUACGUGACUAUUUGCUCACAAUACAAGCAACAGAUCUUGGUGAACCGCCACUAAACAAUCAGGCAAUAGUAAACAUCACAAUUUUGGAUGCUAAUGACAAUGCGCCAAUAUUUGGUCAAUUAGCAUAUACCACUCAAAUCAGUGAAGAUGUACACAUAGGUGAAGUUGUUAUUAAAGUUUCGGCGACUGAUUUAGAUAGCGAACUAAAUGGAAAAAUACGUUAUGCCCUGGUAAAAGGAGAUCACCAUCAACAGUUUGCUAUUGACCCUUUUACUGGUAACAUAACAGUGGCCAAACCUUUAGAUCGAGAACAGGUAUUUAAGAUUUUUCUAUUCUCAAUUUAUUACAAUAUAAAUGUAUUAUAAAUAUAUCAUAAAUAUUUUGUUUUUUUCAUUAAAUCUUUUUCCAACAAUUAAAAUAUUGAUGUAUACCUUCUAAAUACAAUUUAUUAUCUCCAGGUGUCUACCUAUAAUCUACAAAUUAGAGCAACUGAUUCUGGUGUUCCUGAACUCAUGAGUUUUGCUUUAGUACAAGUGCAAAUAAAUGAUGUUAAUGACAAUCCACCACUAUUUUCACAACACAAUUAUUCAGCAUUCGUCCAUGUAAGGAUAAUAUUAUACAUAUACACUUAUAUACAUACAUUCAUACAUACAUACAUAUAUACACACACAUAUAUUAGGUAUUCCUAUUUGUAUUAUGUAACAUAGGUGUAUUUAUUUUAUUCAGGAGGACAAAAAACCCGGUUGGAUCGUUUGCCAACUUUCUGUAACUGAUGCAGACUUACCACCUAAUGGGGGACCAUUCACAUAUGAAAUCCACAACAAUGACGAUGGUAAUGCAUUUAGCAUUGAUCCUGACGGUACAGUUAGAACUGCUUCACAACUUGACCAUCGUUUUCAACAGAACUAUAAACUGGCCAUAAGUGUUUUUGACAAUGGUAAGCCAUUACUACAUUCAGACACGUGGCUUCAUAUUAAGGUACCUAUAAAAAAAAACUUAUAUUUUACAAAUUAACUUUAUAAUCUGUGUUUUAAAACAGCGGUUUCCAACUUUUUUAUGGGUCCUAUGUAUUGAAAUUACCCAUGGACCAUUCAACAUAAUAACCUUUUUUUUAUUUUGAUAAGUUUAAAAUUAUGGCACCCUUUAUUAUUAAAACUCCGUAGUUAUAAGCAUUAAUUAAUACACAACAGUAAAAUUAAAUAUAUAUAGUUUCUAUUUUUAUAAUUAUUUAUGAAUUACUAAUGACAUUUUUUUUUUUUACUUAUUAAAACAUUUCUUCAUAUACCACUUACAAGCUUUAUGCGUACCACAGAUUGAGAACCGCUAUUGUUUUAAAAUAUUACAUAAAUUAUUGACUAACUUAAAACAUUUUUUCUAAUUGUAUAAUUUUGUAAUUAUUAUCAUUCAGGUAAUUGAAGAAUCACAAUUCCCACCUGUUAUAACACCUUUAGAAGUGUGGGUAGGAUCGUGGCAAGACCGGUGGGAAGGAGGAUCAUUAGGACGUGUGCAUGCUACUGAUCAAGAUGAAUAUGAUACAUUAGCGUAUUAUGUGAUGAAUCACAAAGAAUUGUUCAAAAUUGAAGAACGAUCGGGUGAGAUUAGAGCGCCUCAAGGAUUGGAUGCUGGCUAUUAUUCCAUUAAUGUAUCAGUAAGCGAUGGUAAAUUUUUGUCAUACUCCACGAUUAAUGUUGCUGUUGACUCAUUAACUGACGACAUGUUAAACGAAGCCAUCAGUAUAAGGUAUAAUUGAAUCAAUACAAAUGAAGAUAUUUUACAACUAAUGAAUUCAUAAUUAUGUUAAAGGUUGAAGUCUGUUACGCCACAACAUUUUAUAUCUAGUCAAAAGAAAAUAUUGAUGCGCACAUUGAAAUUGAAUUUGGGUAAGGAUGUAAAUUUAAUCAGCAUUCAAGACGCACCCCAGGGAAAUUUAGACAUAUUACUGCAUGUCCGUGGAGUAAGUUGAAAGAAUUAAAUUGUUUUUAUUAUAUAAACAUUUGAGUGAAUAGUUUAAAGAUGAAAAAAAAAUUAAAUAAUAUCAAUGUCAACCAUAUUAAAUUUUCUAGGGGACUGAUUUAAGUACCAUGCAUACUGCCCUGCAGAAAGCUGGCUUAAUAAUAUCAAAUAAUGUACUGCCUUGUAAUUGUACACCUGGCCAGGGUGUUUGUAGUCAGCACAUCACUUGGCUACCAGACCAGGUCCAGACAACAGUUACAGAUAUGGUGACAUUUGUGGCACCUGCCCAUACCCAUCAACCGCACUGCUCUUGCCGACUGGGUUUUGCUGGCAAAUGGUGCGAAAACAAAAUGGCAACAGAGUGUCCAUGUUCUGUAGACGAAAUUUGUGUACCGGAUAAUGAAAUUGAUGGGACAUAUAAGUGUGAUAAACCACGGGGUGUUGGUGACCGCUGUUUAGCUGGCAAUGAGAUUGCUUGUUGGCCCCCGUUGUUUUCUAACUUACACAUAACUUGGAUACAAUUGACUGCUGCUGCUGCUGCCAUAGUCUUUAUUAUUAUGGUCAUAUGUGUGUUGAUUAUAUGCAGGUGAGUCACUCUCUUUGUCAUCUGCAUUUAUAUUGAUUCUUGUUCGUACACAAAAAAAUUUCCCUUACACAAUUCAUUGUCAAUUUUAGAAAGUGUCGUGUUAAACGUCGAAAUGCUCGUCGCAACAAAAAUAUUAACAUGCUAAACACAGAAUUCAAAAGAACCACAAAAAUUAACAACUUAGAAGUAGCACAGGUACAUUUAUAGUUUACACAUCAUAGUAAUGUUCUUCUUAAUAUAUAUUACUAUUGUUAUCAUUUUACAUUGUUUUAAUUUUUUUUAGCGACCUGUGUCUUAUACAGCUAUAGCAAGCAACCCAGAAGCAGCAUACAUGGCUGCUGUGACUUCAAAUCAACUAAACAAUUUAGAUACACUGAGGAGCUAUGGCUCAGCUGGCGACGAACUAGAAAAUGUUCCUCUUGAUUACUUACGUAACUUGAACCGUGGCAAUAACAAUAAAAUAAUGAAUGGUAGGUAAAGGUUAGAAUAAUUAAAAAAUAAUGAUCACGUUAAGGCAAAUAUAAAAUAUAUGUUAAUUUUAUGUAAAUAAUUUGAAUAAUUAAUCCACAUAUCAUCCCAUUGAAAUAUAAAAAUAAAAAACUUGCAAAAGUUUUCUAAAUCUCAUUCCAUGUUUUUUUUUUUAUAGACCUCAAAGCAAUUCCGGAUGUUACCCGAGUGCCUAGAAGGUCCAUGCACUGUCCUGAAGAAGAUACAAAAAUAUUAGGUGGUUACCACUGGGACUGUUCGGAUUGGGUGCGCCGCAGUCAAAACCCACUGCCCAAUAUCAGUGAAGUACCUGGUAGUGAAGUGCCCGAUUCUUCUAGUUUUCACAGUGACAGCAACGACGAAGUGCACCACCAUAUCAUAGGUAAAUUUCAACUAUGUAAAAAAAUGCUCAAUGCUCAUCAUUAACAAUACUCAAUAAUAGAGUUAAGCGAGUACUCGACUUUGAAAAUAUGUCUGUUGUUAGUUAGAUUAUUGGUAGAAAAGUUGUCCACAGGAAAAAAAAAAUUGUAAUAUUAUACUAAUAUAUUUCGUACAUUUUCCUGUUUUUUCCAACUUUUUUGGUUUUUCGCAUUUGAUGAGAAAACUCUUAUAAAAUCGAAAAAUGAUCUCUUUAAAGUACCUUCCCACACAGAUUUCCUUUUUCGAAAAAGUGCUACACAUAAAAAUUAGAGAAAGUCCUCUGGUAGAAAAAUUGUCCAUAGAAAAAAAAUAGUUUUAAUUUAACAGUAACUAAUCAAAUUUUUUAUUUAAUAAGACAUCUAUUAUGUACUCAUAUUCAGUAUAAUCAUAUAUAUUAUACUCUAUAAUAAAUAUGUCUAUGUGCGAAUACUCGCUUAUUUUCGAAUACUCGUCAAUUUUCGAGUAUUUAACUGUACAACUCAACAUUAAUAAAACCUUACUUGUCCAACCCUAAUCAAUAAUAAUUCUUAAUGUGUUUUUUUUUUUUCUAUGCCAAACAGACCCAGCCAGAGAUUUGGAAACACUCGACGAAGAGCUAUAUUUAUCAUAUCGCAGUGAAGAUGAUGAUGUUGUCACAUACGGUUUCCCACAACGAUAUCCAAGCCAGAGUGAACUUUCUACCAAUGUAUGUGAAAUUGAAGACCCAGAUAUGCCCAUGUCUACGGCUGUAUGA